AUGAAGGAAACAAUAGCCUGGAUAAUUGGCAAAUAUGGAACAGAAAAGUUGCGUUAUGCCCUCAUCUUGUUUGGCGCCAAUGCAAAGACCGAACUGGACUUUGAUAGUAGCACCAGAACUCCAAAUAAUCUGAUAGAAUUUGUUAAGCUUCUUCGCAUGCAACCUGGAAGAUCCAAUAUCAUUGGAGCUCUGAAGAAGGCCGAAGAGGUGUUCGACUCUGAGAAUGCAAGACCUGAUGCAUGCAAAGUGGUAGUGAUAAUGACAGACAAAGCGUUUAGAAGCAGUGCACCUGAAAUCAGUGAAGCUGCCGCACCUCUUGACGAGAGAGAAGUAAAGGUCAUUCCAGUAGCUGUGGGUUUUGAGGACGAUUCAUCCCAAUUGGAGUUGACCAAUCCAGAUGGUCUUGUCAUUGAAGUGCCUAGAUCUGAAAAACCACGAACACUAGGAAAACAGCUUAUGGAACAUGUUACCAGAUGUAAGUUGAAACAUAAACGAUUAUGCAUGUGCUUUUCGACUGAGUGUCAUAUACCUGAAAAUACGAUACUACACAUACAUUAAACAACCAACCAGCUCAAAAGUAUGCAACUUAAAGAGCAAGUAUGAACCCCUUUUUCAAGCGACCCGGCAACGAUUUUUAUCCAUUUAGUUGGGAGCGAAGUAGGAGUUUCCCAGCAAAACCAAUGUAGAAAACUGAAUUGAAAACCGCUAUGCAAAUCCGGAAAAUCUACUCUGGCCAAUUUGUAAAACGGAUUAAUGGUGGUAAAAUAUGCUGUCGCAUGAACACGAAAUAGCGCCUUGAAAUCGAAAAAAGUGAGAAAAGGUAAAUAGGAUAAAAUAUAAAAAGGGUCUUUCAUUUGGAUGAGGUCUCUUUGUUAUUCUAGGAUCUUAUUAGGGCACGUGACGUUUCGAGACCAAUCGGACAGAAGAAAAAUAGAGCGCUUUGCGAUAGAGUGUCGUACAGCCAAAACCAAAGGUAUCAAAUUAGCCCAUAUAACAAGGAAAAUAUCACCAGGAGCCAAUGAAGCGGAAGCGCGGGAAAACUCCAUUGACCAAGUCGCGAUUGGUUGAAUCUGAUUAGUUGAGACAUUGUCAUGAGUUUUCCGGACCAAUUACAUAACGAACUAGAGCAAAACCAAAGCAAUCCCGAAUAUCUUUCGACACUUGAAAAUUGCUCUAAAUGACGAAUACUGACGUAUUAUUUUAUUUCUUUUUUAAGGCAAGUUCCCGCCAGUUGAUAUCGCCUUCGCUCUCAGUGCUACAGGAUUAUCCAGAGAGAAAAUUUUCAAGCUCAUGAAAGAUACACUGAAAACCGUUGCUGACAAGUACGGUACAGGGAGCUUUAGAUACAGCUUCAUUGUGUUCUCGAACACAUCCAAUAUCUUUGUACGAUUCAGCGAAAAGUAUUCCACCAUCGACGAAUUGAAGGCCUCCGUUGACGCUUUGCCCUCCGCCACGGGAGGGUUGUCUUUCACAGAGGUCAUCGAAUCUGCUAAGGAGACAUUCAAAGACAGUGGCGUUCGCAAGGGUGCUACGCAUGUCCUCGUCAUUUUGACGGACGGGAGGUCUGGUGAGGAUGAAGACGAGAUAAGGGAAGGAGCAGUUUAUUUGGAGGAGUCUGGAAUCGUUGUUAUUCCUGUUGGUGUAGGAGAUCAAGUUGACAGUAAUGAACUGGGCGUCCUUACAAGCAACGAGGAUAAUGUGGUUCUUAUUGAUGAAGAUGAACAACCUAACCGUUUGAUGGAGCUGAUUAUCGCUAGAGUUCUUGGUAUGACGAAGAAUUAUGUUUAAAUUUGUAUUAAUUGCCUUACACUCUUAAUAGUUUUGUGGGUUGGGCUAUGUAUACGUGAGAGCCGUGAUCUUAUGUCCAGUUCACUAGACUCCGGGUCGAAACUUCUGGGUUUGAGACUUGACCGGAUCAAUGUGAUGUGUUCUUUGGCAAAAUUCUUUACUUUCACAUUACCUCUCUCCACCCAGGGGUAUAAAUGGGUACUGGGAAAUUGUCAAGGAAGCUUGAUUAAUGCUGGGGGCAUUGUGAUAGACCAACAUCGCAUCCUGGGGGGAAUAGUGAUACUUCUAGUCGCUUCAUGAUAAAGAAACCGGCAUAAGCUGCGGCUGGGGUGAGUUGGGGGUGGUUGGCUCGAGUACUUUACCCUUCUUCAACCUUAAUGGUUGAAUAAUUUGGUUUAUUCUACCGAAGACCAUGAUUUAUGGUUUUUGCGUUUGUGCUCCCGUACAAACUUUUUUUCCCGUACCUUUCCAUCCUUUUUUUCAGCCAGUUUACCCCUUAGCUUUUUCCGCUAUUGUCAUGUACUGAAAUCUUGGUGGUUGCACGUUCCCGCUUACAGCUUUGGUCGGUUUCACUCUCUUAGAGCUGGACUCUAUUCUCUGUGCAUAAAGCCUGUUUGCGUUUUCCAUCGCUUAUGGCUUUCUUAUGUUGUCUUGCAUUUUCAGCUGGCUGCGAAACAUUUUCGUGCACUUGUAACAGGUUUCCCCAUUUCCCCUGCAAGGAAAGUGGUUUGAGUUUUCGCGCUCUCAAGCCGUUGUAUGUUUUGCCGCGUUUGCAUCCGGUUCAAAGUUUUCCUUCCACAGUAUGUUUCCUUCGACUUUUCUCUUUGUUUUUAACUGAUGGUGGGGUUAUCUUGCGUUGGUUUCGCUUAUUCUACUUAGUCCUACGGAAAUAUUGCUGCUCUUUUAAACCUUUACACCCCAACAUCAGAAUGCAUAUUCUCCAUACUGUUCUCUAUACAUUUCCUAAUGUGCUGCCGAGGAUAAUUUGCUUAACAUUAAUUGGUGAUCCUUUCCUUUAUUUUCGUGACCUGAAUUUUGUUUCGGGGUUGGUCGGGGUCGGUGGUGAUAAAACAGAUGCUAGUCACCCUUAGAAUUAAAGAGUUUAUCGUGUUUGGGCUGCUGCUGCUAUAUUUCCAGUGGUUAUGAAAUUAUUUCUUUUAACCGAUUACUAUUUUGAUCCGUUUAGAAUCACUGAGACCACCACCAGUUGAUCUUGCGUUUGCUUUAAGCGCAACCUCUUUCCAGUCGAACGUUUCUUAUCCACUGAUGAAGGAGGUGAUAAAUUCUAUCAUACAACAAUACGGUACAAAGGACAUCCAUUUCUCCUUUAUUAUUUACGGUUCUGAAGCAUCCACUAAGUUCAGCUUCACCAAAGAACAGGUGGAUCCCGACGACUUACGAAGAUUCGUCACAUUUAUGCCGGAGAUCACUCCACCGACAUCACCUCAUGUUGCCCUUGAGGCGGCUUCUGAAGCUUUCAAGGGAUCGGGUGUGCGCGCCAAUGCUUCUAAGGUACUCGUUUUGAUGACUGACGUAAAGGGGGAUUCAUCCAAGGAAGAGAUUGAGUCAACCUUUGCACCAUUGAAAGAGCAGAAAGUGAAAGUUAUAUCCGUGGGGAUUGGGUCAGAUGUGGAUACAAAUGAACUGGUUAAUAUUACAGGCAAUAGCAACAACGUUAUCACUGUUCCCAUUGAUGCAGGCAAGACACCUUUGACCAAGGAAUUGAUGGAGAAAGUUUUGCGGCCAGGUUUGGAUAAUACAUAUAUUAUAUUGGAUAAUAUAAGAUUUUGGAUAAUAUACCCACCGAUAAUAAAUCUUUCGAUUUAUUUUCGCAGGGAACUACUGGCAUAAAUACGGCAAUAGGAGGCGAGCCCUCUCUUCACUGCGCCACCCUAGCUCCUUUGAUCUGCUUAUAAGUUAGCUUGAAUAUUUACAUGCUUAUUUAUUGAUCCAUCAUAGGUUUGCCAGAGGUACCUAAAAUCGAUGUUGUGUUCGCCAUAACUGCAGUAUCGUCUAAAGCUGAUGAGGUGUUCCAAACGACGAAAAAGGCGAUUACUUCUAUUGUCAACAAGUACGGAACGGGUAACAUGCAGUAUGGCUUGAUCCUAUUCGGAAGCGGAGCUUCGUCAUAUAUAGACUUGGCCUCUUACUCCACAAGCGAUGAUUUAAAAGCCUCGGUCACAAAACUCCCCAUUUUAAAAGGAGGUCCCGCCUUAGAUGAAGCCCUCAAGCGCGCAGGAAAAAUGUUUACAUCGCCAAAUGCGCGCAAAGAUGCACACCAAAUCUUGGUCGUGAUCUCAGACAAAAAGACAUCUUCCAAUCUUAAUGAUGUCAUUUCUGAGGCGAAUAAACUUCAAGAUUUAGGCGUGACAGUCAUUUCCGUAGGACUAGGCAGCGAGGCUGAUGAAAACGAACUCCAAGAGAUUACACCUGAUGUGAGCGAUGUCAUCGUAAUUUCCAAAGUUGUUGACUCCGACGAUCUCGGAAGGAAAGUAAUGGAAAAGAUUUUAAAAGGUACUUUUUACUUGCGUCUUUUUAUUGAUGUCUCUGUUUUAAAGCAAAAGGGAUGAAGGUGGUAACUGUUAGAAAAUUCCAUCUUGUAUCAGAGGACUCGAGAAUCAGUAAACCGCACUCGCUCCCUGGAGUGACCAUUAAGAAUUUCUCCCUUACAAUAUCGAUACAUUUUCGGGCAGAGAGGUAACGAGAAGAAAGAAAUAAUGUCAAGCCCCACAGUUUCACCUCAAAGACCAAAUUCCCAAAGCUAAAGUUCUAAGAAACGUAUGGCGGACAGAAUGGAUGAUCUAUGUUUAGAUCUUAGGGUGGCAAAAAAGGUUAACGCUUCAAUCGCCAACGAAGCAAGUCUUUGGUAGAUAAAUGUCUGAUUCCUUGAGAGUAACGAAUCCAUGACCGUUGGGGUUUGAAUCCUCUCCAGUGGAGAGAUGCGGUGGCCUGUCAUUUAGCGCGCUGGCCUCUGGGUCGACUCCUGGCUGGUGCCACUUCCAUAGCGCUUCCCUUUACCAAGGGAUAUGGUGGGAGAACUGGACAAAACGCUAGGGGUAACCUUCGAUUAACUAGCAUCCCGUCCAGGGGGUGUAGAAAGGUUCUUACUCGCUUCAUACCUCGGAAAUCGGCUCAAGCUUAUGUAUUUACUUUACCCCUGAUCAUGCUCAUAGCAAUAUGUUUCUUGUAAGAUUUUCGCCUUGUACACAUUUUUUGUAAUUUUUUCAGUACGUACAAGAGCACCUGAAGUCGACGUAGUGUUCGCUCUAACAGCUACAACAGGGAACCCUGAAGACGCGUUUCAGCGCAUGAAGGAUGCUGUUAAAAUCGUAACAGACACUUACGGAAUACAUCGGCUCCAUUACAGCCUUAUCGUGUACGGAAGCCGGCCUAGUGAGGAAUUCGACUUCAAAACUAGUUUUCCCACACGAUCAAGCAUUAAAGACUUCAUUGAAAAUUCCCGAAGAGUUUCAAGUCGCCCUGGAACCAAACGGGCCUUGGACGAGGCUUUGCAAAUCAUCAAAGAUUCAAGUCUACGUCCAUCGGUCAAAAAGGUUGUUGUCCUUUUGACAGAUGGUGUUUCGGAUCUGGAUCCUUCGGCUGUUGAAGGGGCAGUUCAGUCCAUGGAGAAGAAUGGGAUCCCUGUUCUAAUAUUUUCUUUAGUCAACAAUCCUAAAACUGAAUUUGAAGUUUCAAAAACCGUCAACCCAGCAGAUCUUGCUAGAAAGGUUAUGGAGAAGGUAUUUGAUGGUAAGUGCGUUUGAUAAAUGAAUCGAAUACAUCUUUUCAUACCAAACAAAAUUAAUAAAAACGUCCUCUUCGGGAACACGUGAUAUGUGCCAGAUAUGCAUAGCCCUGCUGCGUAGAUUAAGAGGUUUAUAAGACUUUCCAUAAGAGCGCUUUGCGUAGUGUCGUAAACCAAGAGCCAAAGAAAUCACAACAGCCUCUAAAAGCAAAGUGAAAUAUCACAAGGAGCCAAUGAGGGGUUAAACGGGCAAGAAAACUGGUCCAUGAGCGGGAAAACGCAACUGACCAAGUUGCGCUUGGUUUUAGGUUAGUAUCUGAUUGGAUUAGAGGGUGGUGCGAUAUUUUUAGACCAAUCACCAGGCAAAACAAAUACAAACCAGUGCAAUAUCGGAGUACUUUCAACACUCAGUUGAAAAUUACUCUAAGAGCCUCUUUGUGUUUCUUUGUUUCAGUUGUGGUGGAACCACCAGAGAUGGAUCUUUGUUUUGCUGUUAGUGCUACAGCGGCACUUUCUCAGAAGACUUUCAACCUCAUGAAAAAAUCUAUCAUUGAUGUGGUGGACACCUAUGGUGCAGGCAAAGUUCGCUACAGUGUGGUGUUAUUUGGAUCCGUGGCCAGGCUAGUUGUGAAGUUCAGCGAUGGUGCUUUGGACCCCACGAGGCUGAAAGGUGCCAUAGGUUCAUUGGUACCAAGCAGUGGAGCCCCGGCGUUAGAUGAGGCGUUGGAAAGGUCUUUGGAAUCUUUCAAAGAUGGCGAGGACCGUCCGAACGCCAGAAAGGUCCUUAUCGUCAUGUUGGACAACGAAUCAGGACUCCAGUUGAGUGACAUUAUGUUGAAGGCGAGAGCUUUGGAGACGAAGAACAUUCGUGUUAUUACUGUAGGCAUAGGAGACAGCACAAACAAGGAGGAAUUAGAAACAAUGGCUUCCGAUAACAGGGAUAUUCUGCUUGUGCCAACUUCUGAGCCUCCAAGCAUGCUUUCCAAAGAUAUCAUGGUGUUGGUUUUAACAGGUAAGUGGCAUAGACGUUUGUGGUGACUGAAUAGUGUGGCAGGGUACAGAUGUUGCAGCUUUUGGCCCAACUGUCUACACAGUGGAGGUUUAAAUGUCACUGCAAUUUCGUCUGUCUCCUCUUUUGUUUUUUGCCAACGAAGAGCUCACUUUCAAAAUGAGUCUUACGUCGCUUUCGAAGCGUGUUUUUUUAACUCUUAUAAUUUUGUCACUCGAUUUGCCAUCACUAACUUUAAGUUAUUGCUUCACUAAUAUUCACGAUGAUCCACAGCGUGUCCUUUCAAAAAGAUUAUAAUUUGAUUAUCUGCCUGUCAGUCUGUUUGUCCAUACGUUCGUCUCUGUCUGUCUUUCUAUAUGUCAGUCUGUUUGUCUCUGUGACUAUCACACUAGUCGAACACAUUACAUUAAAGUCUCCUUUUAAUUAUCCUUUUAAGUUAGCUAAAUUUAAAACAAUAUUAAAACAUGAAUUUGAUUGUCGACUCAUCCUUUAGAUCGUCCACUGAAUGUCCCCAAGUUAGAUUUGGUGUUUGCCAUCUCAGCGACUGGCACAUAUACAAGUGAAACGUUCCAGUUAAUGACGGAUGCCAUCGACUCCCUGCUCCAGAAAUACGACUCUAGUAACAUCCGUUACGGUCUUAUUGUGUACGAUGAUGACGCUUCAGUUAUCGUCCAUCUCAGAAACGCUACUUAUGCUGAUCAGGUUCGGGAAGUGUUGGAAACAAUCGAGGAACCUUCGGGUGGAUCGGCCCUCGACAAGGCUCUGGAGAAAGCUGCUGAUAUGUUCGCCGAUGCUGGAGAUCGGCAGGAUGUGGACAGGGUCCUGGUGGUCCUGACAGACAAGAGCUCUGGGCUCGACGAAGAUCUCGUGUCAGGCACCGUUAUGCUUCUUGAACAGAUGGUCGUGAAAAUUAUUCCCGUGGCUGUUGGUGAUGAAGUCAGUCCAGUGGAAUUUGCGAUUGUGACCAAUAAGGGCAACAUAAUUGAAUCUGAGAAAGACAAAGAUCCGGAUGAAUUAAGUGAAGAGAUCAUGGAAAGAGUGAUAAGUAAGUACACUUUGAACGUCUCUGUUGAAGAGUUUUUCGACUGAUCGUCAACAAGUAACUGAAACCAAAUUGAUCACAGCGGCUAAACAGAACAAAAGAAAUAUAACAAGGAGGUAAUAGGAUUCUAAGAAAGAACAAGCUCAUUGCCAGAAGUGCGGGAAGACGCAUGUGACCAAGUGGCUAUAAGUGCUAGCUUCCUAUCUGAUUGGUUGAGAAGUUGACCAAUAAAACAACCAAGUCAGAGAAUAAUAAUAUAAUUUCGAAAUUAAUUUUGACACUCAAUUUAAAACUUGUCUAUUGUGCAAUGUGAUACUAUUGUUGGGCGAUUUUUAUCGUAACGUUUCUGUUCUUUCUUUCUUUUUUUGCUUAUUAGAUGGAACCCUUCGGAUACCAGAAACCAACUUGGUUUUUGCAAUCUCCGCCACUGGACUCGAAGCUGAAGAAACAUAUUCAUUUAUCAAAGAUAUCAUCAAGUCGAUUAUUGAGAACUAUGGAACGGAGAGACUGGAAUUCAGUGUCAUUGUGUACGGUGAUUAUGCCUCACCACAAGUCCGUUUUGGAGACAUUUUUGCUUCAGAUGCCGAGUUAGUAGAAGCUGUUGGCAGUAUGCCUCGGAUGUCAGGGAGCCCUUCACUUGAGAAGGCUUUGGAAGCAGCAGAAGAUCAGUUUAACAGUCCGUUCAUACGAUACAAUGCAGCUAAGGUAAAGUAGUUCCGAGUGAAGCUAACGAAGCUCUUGGCUUGAAAUAAGUUGCUAACAGACAAUUCAAGAAAUCGAUUUUUUUAGAUUUGCCUUUUAGAUUGAAAGUUUAACUUUUUGCUAUCUAAUUUCAUCGCACUCCCUCGCUGCGUUAAAUUUAGCUCCUGAUUGGAGUUCUUUUUUUAUUUCUUUAUUUCUGGAACUCGCCAGAGAGGCGCAUCUUGGUUUUUUUCGUAAACGGGUCAGGUAACUUAACCUUCGUCCCUCUCCUUCAAUCAGGCAAUAGUUUUUUCUUUCUGCAAAAUGACACCAGACUGACUCCCAAAUAUGUUAAUCGGCUGCAUAAGUCAUACCAUGAUAUAGUACUAAACCCGAACUGGGAGCCCUCACAGUAAGAUGACAUGUUUCUUGUAGGUGUUAGUUGUCAUCUCAGACAAGUCAUCUGGUAAGAGCCCUCGAGAUAUUAGAGCAGCGGUUGUGCCUCUAGAAACAGCUGGAGUUCGCGUGAUCGCAGUGUCUGUCGGGACAGAAGUGAACCCUGCAAAGGAGAAGGCAGUAUCAACUGAUGGACAAGUCAUCAAAACCGACAAUGAAAAAAAUCCUACUAACGUGGGCAAGGAGAUCAUCGAUAAAAUUGCCAAGGGUAAGUCUGAGUAGGAUUGUGUUUUUUUGUUACAGUUUUUUUGCUCACAGAGCACUUUUUAGAAUUUGAUGAAGUACAGUCGAGCGGACCACUCAAAUUAUACUAAAAAUAAUCUAUCAAGUAAAAUUUUAUCCGUGUUUAUCUCAAUUACGCAUGAAAUGGCGUUUUUUUUUUAUCGUUUUUCAUAGUACACCUACUCUCUUGAAUCUGUAUUGAGCAGUAAACCUGUAUUAAGUGGUCCCCCCGCCAUUCCCUGUGGGUGUUUAACUCCGGAGCUGCGCUCUCUGAUUGGAUUCGAUCGGCCAAUUUGUCAGCUAUUUAACUCUUUACACCCGAACAUCAGUUUGCAUAUUCUCUCUACUGUUCUCUAUACAUUUCCUAUAAGGUUCUGAGAAGGAGAAUUUGUUUCACAAUCAAGAGCUUUUUUAGUUUGGUGAUCAUUGCCUUUAAUCUUAUCACCUUAAUAUUUGAUUCGGGUGUGACGAUGUUGGGAGAAGUUAGAUGAUCAUCACUCUGAGGCGUUAAAGGGUUAACUGCUGAGAUUCUUUAUACUGUUAUGAUCAUAUGAAUAUGUAUUUUAUGACCAAGAUGGUUGCUUCUUUUAAAAGCUGAUCGCAGCGUUGUAUAUCUUCACUAUUCGUGGGCCUGCUUACAAAUUUUAUAUGUUCUACCUUUUUACAGGUAAAUCUCCAAUUCCUGAACUUGAACUUGGGUUCGCCAUUGCUGCUGGCUCAUUGUUUGCUGACGAAACAUUCAAGCUUAUGAAAGACACAAUUUCAGCGAUCAUCCGCGAAUACGGCGUGGGAAAAAUCAAGUAUGGGCUGGUUGUCUUUGGGGACACUGCAACUAUCAAGAUUCGGUUCAACGAUUUUACUGACAUCAACAAUCUUCUACAGUUCCUCAGUGCUACUCCCAAAAAAAGAAGCGGCGCUGCUGUGGAUGAGGCACUUAUAGACGCUGAAAAGUUGUUCUCGCCGACCAACGUUCGACCCCGUGCGAGAAAGGUGUUAGUUGUGAUUACAGAUCUACAGUCAGGAAAAUUGCCGUCCGAGGUGCGCGAGGCAACAAGACCACUACAAGAUAAGGGAAUAAAAAUUGUCGCCGUGGCAAUCGGUAAAGAAGUUGACCCGAAGGAGUUUGAGAUAUUUACUUCAAGAGAAAACAUUAUUGAGGAGAAAAGAAGCGCAGAGCCUGAUGAUCUAAAGAUGAAAAUUAUGUCUAUGGUCUUCAGAGGUGGGUCGUCACAAAUUGUUAUAUUUACAGAUUUGUAAAUUGUCUCUUCGGAAAAUUCUUCGAGAGUUUCACUUUUUAAUUUGAUAACUGAGCUCAUAUUGUGUGGAGAAAGGGUUUGUGCUGACAGUAGUAAGUUGCCAUUUAUUAUAGAAACUCAGCGAGGUUCUGAGGUUUUUGAAACCAACCGAAAUUUAAUCUACAAUUAAUAAUUCACCGAAAAUUGAAUGUUGUUCACAAAAAUUAUACUUAUUUUUUAAUUUGGUCUGCAAAAUUUUGAAUGCUGCCUUCUUGCCUUAACCCGUUAUACUCCAACGUCAGAAUUAAUGUUCUCCGCACUGUGCUCUUGUUAUCUUCUUUCGUAACGACAAGGAGAAUUUGUUUGAUAAUCAAUAGCUUUUUAAAUUUACGUGACCUUCAUAUUUUAUUUAAGGCUGAUACUGUAAGGAGAAUAAGAAGCCACGUACUCUUAGGGAUAAAAGGGCUAAGUUAAUUGGGAAUUGACCGGUGAUCAAGAACGGCAUGUUUUUGACGCAAGUACUCCGUAACGACUUAAUGAAGUGAGUAACGAAUGUAUUUUAUGUCUCUUUGUUCAAAAGUUUCACCCUCGUUUCCCAAACUGGACCUUGUGUUUGCUCUUAGUGCAAACUCCGGAGAUGCUGAUGCUACAUUCACCCUCAUGAAGACCACAAUCAGAAAAGUCAUGAAUGACUUUAGGUAUGGUGGUGGGAACAUUCAAUACGGAAUCCUCGUAUAUGGAGCCACUGCAGGAACAACGCUGCAACUUGGAGACUCAUCUUUCAAGGACAUUCUGGACCUCCGGAAAUACAUUAAAAACUUACCAAAACAAGCAAGUGAUCCUCAAGUUGACAAAGCACUGCAAGAAGCUUUGAAAAUUUUCCAAGGACCAAAUGCUCGCCUUGAUGCCAAACGGGUGCUUGUUGUUUUGACUGAUAAGAAGUCGACUUCCAGCCCAGCGUUGAUCAAGUCGAGUGCACAACUAAUGGAGGAGAACAAAGUCCGCGUGAUCCCAGUGGGAAUCGGAAGUGAAACAGAUCGCAGUGAGUUAAGAAGCAUCACUUAUAACAAGGGGGAUGUUAUAGAGGCAGAGAAAGAGGAGGAGUCUUGGAGAUUGGCCCGAGCAAUAACAAUCAAGAUCUUGACAGGUAUGUGAGCGCUACGAUUUUUAAAAGAGCAAUUUUCAAUUGAGGGUCAAAAAGUAACCUGGGAUUGCUUUGGUUUAACCUUCGCUUGGUGAUUGGUCCAGAAAUACUUGCGCCACUUUCUCAACCAAUCAGACUCAAAACAAAACCAACUGCGUCCUAGUCACUCGCGUUUUCCCGCGCUUCAGACAGUGUUCAUGCUUCUUCUUUGUUACCCCAUUGGUGAUACUUUGCUUUGUUCUCAUUGGUUGAUGUGACUAUUUUGGCUUUGGUUUAUGUCACCCAAUUGAAAUGCUUCUCGAAGCAAACACAGUGCAUUGCCCUGCCUCCAGGAAUUUCUGGGUAAAAGGAAAAGAAUUUUAUCGACACUUUCUUUCCAACUUGUCAAGUGCUGUGGAAGAUACUCGAGGGUGGUGUUUAAUGAAAAUCGUAAUUUUUUUAUCGAAACACUUUAGUUCCACAUAUUUUCCAGUGAAAACUUGUAAUCAAUUUAAAUGACUUUGUUACUGACAUGUUUGUUUUGCAAAUUACCCGUGAUACUCGAGGGUGGUGUUUAAUGAAGAUUCAUCGUAAUUUUUGAGUAAGGAAAACGUCAUUAACAAAUCUGAAACCGGCUGUCUCUGGAUUUGGUGGAAAGCAUAAGCGUACAUUUCAAACUGGUUUACUUUAGUUCCACAUAUUUCGAUUGUUAUUGUUUUUUUGACCAAUGACGCAGUGAAAUAAAGUAUAGCCAGUGCAAUCUGAACCAUAUUCGGUAAUCAAUUUAAAUGACUUUGUUACUGACAUGUUUGUUUUGCAAAUUACCCGUGAGAAUCGAUUAUUACUUUUGGUUUUAACAUUUGGGAUCAACUUCAGUAUCUGAGCGACAGCGCACCCACUCCCACCCCCUCUGAUGUGCAGUUGCUUAGAUACUGACAAUGGUCCAACAUUUGUUCUUUUCAGAACCAACAAGGAUAGGAAAACUUGACCUCGCAUUCGCCAUUGGUGCUGCGUCACGUGACGCUAAGAACGUUUUGCAGCACAUGAAGGAAAUCAUCAAAAGCAUAGCUGAUAUGUAUGGCACUGACUUGAUCCACUAUGGGGUCAUUACUUUUGACUCGGAGGCUGCUAUAAAGUUACGCUUUGGCAACAAAAUUAACUCUGCAGAGAAUCUGAAAGCGUUCAUCGAUUCAAUACCUGCACCAAAUGGUGGGCCUGCCAUCGACAAGGCAUUAGAGGCGGCUAAAGUUCUCUUUGGAGGCGAUGACGUUCGUUAUGACGCGCAAAAAGUUCUCGUGGUGAUGGUGGACAAGCGAUCCAGUGGGGACGAAGUCUCUGCCAUGAAGACAGCGGUGGAGCUCAAAGAGAGUGGAGUUAAUAUUAUCACAGUUGCUGUGGGAAGCGAAACUGACCUCGUUAACCUGAAAAAUAUCUCGAAAACUCCUGGUAACGUGAUCAACACCACCAGCCGUGGCAAACCUGAUGAAGUUGGCAAGGAAAUCGUGGAUAAAACAGGUAUAAUGAGAGUUAUCCCCUGUUGAAAGUGUCAGAGAGAGUUAAAAACAGUUGUCUUUGAAUGAAGGCUUCUUUAGUGUACCGUAAAGAAUGCAAAUCAUCAUAAUGUGAAUGUUUCUAUGAAGAGAAACAUAAUUAAGUGAUACAGCUCUUUCGAGAAAAGUUUUCGGGAAAAAGGACAAAAGUGCACGCGAUAAUCUCGAAAGGUAACUUUAACGCUAUUUUUCCGACAACUGUUCCCAAAACAGCUGUAUACAGAAAUAUAAAUUUUAGUCAAAAAGAUUUUAAAUUAACUGGCAUUUUCAAUUGAUUAUCCUCUACAGCUUUCAAUUUUUUCGUUGUAAUCUUCACACAUCACACCUAGUUAUAAACAAGAACCUUUUAUUGAGAUAUAAUACAUUAACCCAAAUUACAAAGGUAAUAGUCUGAUAUCCUUUCCAAAAAUUUUUUUGAGGUAAGUUGGUGAAAGUUCAGCCGCUAACACACCUCGAGUUAAAGUCGGCUUUGUCUUUGUUUCAGACCCAUUGAAGGUGACAAAGAUCGAUGUAGGCUUUGCUCUUAGCGCCACGUCCCGAGAUGCAUCAGUAACGAUCAGACUUAUGCAGGAAUCCAUCAAGUUCAUAAUAGACACUUACGGAACAACAAACCUGCAUUACAGUGUUAUGAAGUUUGAUGUGCGGCCACAGGUUUUGGUCCGUUUUGCGAACAAACACUCUUCUGAAGAGUUAAAGGAGAUCAUUGAUGAAUUUAUCGUGCCCAGUUCUGGUUCGCCAGAUUUAGAGAAGGCGUUGAUUGAGGCGAAGAAGCUGUUCGAUGAGGCGGGAGCUAGACCAGAUGCUAAGAAAUUCCUGAUAGUGUUCAUGGAUAACAAGUCAAAGAAUGACAGGAUUGCUAUCGUUGACGCAGCUAAACCGAUCAUUCCAGAAUGUGGCGUUGUACCUGUUGGAGUGGGCGAAGAGGUGGACAAAAAGGAGUUAGAGGCCAUUACUCCUCUGAAGAACACAACAGUAACAGCACCGAAGACAGGAAAUCCCGAUGACGUGGCAAAGGAGAUCAUUGAUAAAAUGAAGAAAAGUAAGCCUCCAUCAGUAGUUUAAGGGGGCAUUGUGAUACACAGCCAAUCAGUGAAGAGGGUUAUGUACAACAUUGACAAUUCUUGUGAUAUUGGAUCAACUAACAAUCCUCUAAUCGACAUUUUUCGUUAUUUUCAACACUUGUCUGCUGGAUAUUGUAUUGAUAUUAUAAGGAGUAAUUCUGUCUCGGUCCCCUAUGGAAGUGAAAAUGUUAAGUUUAAUUCUUCCCAUACUUCUGCACUUCUCCCCUAAAAAAAACAUCUUUUGGCCACUUACUUGGAAGGUAAAUGUACUAGUCGCGCUGAAAGGCACAAAAUGUUUCGCCUUGUUGAACACUUUGGUUUUCCCGGGGAACACGGUGGCUAAAUGGUCAAUGCGCUGGACUCUGGGUCGUGAUUUAGCCGGGUCAUUGGGUUGUGUUCUUGAGGCAAAACACUUUAUCCUCAAAGUGCCUCUCUCCACCUAGGAGUAUAAAUGGCGAUUUGUCAGGGAAGCCUUAUGAAAUCCCGGAGGAAAACAUUGCGAUGGACUGACAUCCCACCAUUGAUACUCUUAGUCACUUCAUGUUAUAGAAACCGGGAUAAGCUCCUGAUGGAUGGGCCAUCUGGCUGGAGUUUAGACUUUCCCAUUUGCCGUCCAGUUGUUUAAUUUGACUUAAUCUAACAGAUGAAUUUACUUUUGUUUUGUUUUUAGUUAUCCUCGAACCAACGGUUCCUGAAGUCGACUUGGGUUUUAUUAUAUCUGCUGGUUCGACUGACGCCUCAGCCACGUUGCAACAAAUUAAGGACAUCGUCAAGUCUUUCAUCAAUAAGUAUUCCACCUACAGACUUCGUUAUGGCAUCAUCUCAGGUGGAAGCUCGCCACGCAUAGAGCUCGCCUUACCUGACAGCGUAAACUCAGGUGUAUUACAAAAGGUUGAAAGUCUUUCUAGACCCAGGGGUACCCCUGACCUGGCCAAGGCUCUACUUCUUGGUGUAGAGCUUCUGUCUCCCGCUCGACCAAGCGCUCAGAAAGUCCUGGUUAUAAUCACAGACGUCAAGUCAGGCAGCUCUUCAAGGCAGUUGAGGCUUGCAACACAAGCUGUUGAUAAUAAAAGAAUUCGCGUCCUUGCAGUCACCAUUGGCAAGGAAGUGGAUCGUUCCGAGCUGAUAACGGGAACAGGAUCUGGUGAAAACAUCAUCAACAGCUCCAAAACUGACGAAGGCGGAGAAGUCAGGGAAAAAAUCAUGAAAAAAAUUAGAGAGGGUAAGCGUGGAAGUUUUUUUUUAUAUUUUUUGGUUUCACGAGCUAUUCUUGAUUGAGAAAAUAAUGGCCGUAAUGCUAUUUUUUGUUGUUUUUCUCCAGCAAAACAAAUUCAAGAUGUUGACGUAGUGUUCGCCAUCAGCGCGACGGCAAGAGACUAUCGGCGAACCUUCAGUGUAAUGAAAGGAGUGAUGAAGUCCAUCUUUGAUCAGCUUGGUGUUGAAAGCAUCCGGCCAGCGAUAAUCGUGUAUGGAGACAGUGCGUCUGUACGGCUACGCUUUGACGAGGAAAUCACCGACAUAGACGAAUUGAAGCGACGCAUUGAUAACUUACCGCGGAACACAGGAACCCCAGACUUGAAUGCAGCAUUGAAAAUGUCGCAGGUCGUAUUUGCGGGAUCUCGACCAAAUGCCAAGAAAGUGCUUGUGAUUAUUACUGAUGACAAGUCAGAUAGUAAACCGUGGGUUAUUACAGCGGGAGCGAGACAACUUGAAGAAGAAGGGAUCGAAGUUGUAGCGGUUGGAAUAGGAAGUGAAGUUGAUCGCAAACAACUUGAAACCACUACACCAUACAAGGACAACAUUAUCACAGCAGAUAAAGAUGAUAACACCAAGGAUAUUGCAAAUAAGAUUGUAGUGAUUAUACUAAGAAGUAAGUGGUUUUCUUUUCAUUAAAAAAAAAAGCGAGAUGGCGUAAACUCAGUGAUUACCUAUAAGUGAGGAACUUGUUGAAUUCCUAGGAAGAGUUUGUGAAUUCCUUCAUGUUGGGCUUUUACGUGAUUAAUUUUAAGUGGCUCGUAGGUAUCGGGUUCUGAAUGUCAUGUUUGCUUAUCGUUGAUACAGCUGUUUACAAAGUAAGCGGAAUUUUUGACCCUAAACGGAUGCACCAAUCUGCGCGCUUUAACAAUUGAGUUUGGAAAACUAAAACCACAUAAUUACAACGACCAGUUAGAGGAAAAGGAAAGGAGCCAAUAGUAAUUUAAAGCAAAAACGAGCAGAUCGCCUGAGGAAAAAAAACAUGUAAUCAAGUUGCAGUUGGUUUCAAUUUUGAAUUUGAUUGGUUGAGAGAGUGGACCGAGAGCAAAGUGAAGCAUAACUAAUCCGGGACUAGAGAAAUAUAUUUUCAUCUUGUCAUGAACGUGGGACAAAUAAUGAGUUCUCAGUCUCCAUUGAAGAAUCGAGGCUCAGCGAUCGAAUUCCGCGUCUGAUGUUCUACCAUUGAGCGUCAGAGACUCUGCGGUAGACAAGCCAUCACGAACUUUCUUAUGUGACACGCAUCCUGUAUACUGCUAGGAUCCCCGAUUGUUACUAAAUAACAAAUACAACGUAGCUGAAAUUUGCGCCUGCGAAUUAACAAUCAAAGCGCUUUCCAGUGUUUAAGUUAUCGUCGCGGUAAUGAUUUUGUUAGGUUUUGUUUAUUUUUAUUUUAUAGCAACAAUGCAUCAUUGUGUGUUUUUUUUUUUUAAUCUAACUUUGUUGUUUCUUUCCGUAUCAGAGAGAAUACCUCUUCCAAAGAUCGACUUGAUGUUUGUAAUAAGCUCGCAAUCGUCUAAAUCCUCUCAAACAUUCCCUUACAUGAAGGCCAUUUUGACUGACAUUAUGCAGAAUUACAGCACAAAUCAAAUCCACUUCGCAGUUGUGUUGUACGGUAAUGAACCUUCUGUCAUUCUGCGAUUUUCUGACGGAUAUACGGAUCCUGACAAACUUGUAGAGGAGAUAAGCUCGGCUAGAAACGUCCCUGGGGGCUCAGCACUAGACAAGGCAUUACAGACAGCUAAAAUGAUUUUCACUGAGGACGAGGCCGUUAGGCCGGAAGCGCGGAAAAUCUUGGUCAUCAUAACAGACGAGAAGUCAUCUGGUGAUACGGUGGUUGCUAAGGGUGUUGCUAAGGACUUAAUUGACAAUCACGUGUCUAUUAUAACUGUUGCACUUGGAAGCGAGGCUGAUCGUAAAGAGUUAGAAGAGCUCACUCCCACUGAUGGCAACUCCCUGAACGCAACAACUGACAAGGAUCCGGGAGAGACUGCUGAAGAGAUCAUAGGGAAAAUAGCACAACGUACGUGGUUAUUUCUAAAUGAUUAUUUGAAGUUUCUGUUAAUUACAUUAGUUAGUUGAUAACUUUAAGCUGAUAGAGGUUGUUGCAAAAGCUGACUCUUUGAAGUGUGGCCCUUGUUGGGAUAAGUUUAUGAUGGGCUAGCGGUCGAAGGCUAGUGGUCGAAGGCUAAUGGUCGAAAUAAAAGAAGAGUGGACGUGGAGUAAUGAUUUUUCGUGGAUACGUGAAAAAAACAAUAGCACGAGCACAUCAACCUUUGAUAAGAUCUUAUCCGUCUUCAUUGACUAUGAUUUUUCUUCCUACAUGUUAACACACGGAACUCUUGAAUGUACUUUAGUGGGGAUGUAGUCUUUCUUCCUUGAAUAUUCUUACAAAUGUUUUAGUUAUUUCAUAUUUUUAGUUAUUUCUCAGAGUGUUUUUUUUCCUGACAGUUCCAGACCCUAUCAACGUAGAGAAGAUCGACAUAGUCUUCGCAGUUAGCGCCUCUUCGUCACAGGCAAAGGAAAUAUUCCAGUUAAUGAAAGACACUCUGUCGUCCAUUGUCGCCACACAUGGCGCUGAAAAUAUUCAUUAUACCAUUGUGUCAUAUGGAUCUCAAAUAAGAUCUUUUGUGAACUUUCAAGACAAUUUUGGAGACGAGAAAGGCUUGUUGAGGAUACUAGAGAACCUCUCUCCCGUGGGUGGUACACCUGAUUUGGACAAGACCCUUGAAUACGCAAAGAGUGCAUUGGAGGGACCGGGCUCCCGUGCAGACGCGAAGAAAUUCCUUGUGCUCCUGGUGGACAACAAGUCGGGUAGCACCGAAGAAGAUGUGUUGAAAUUUGCGUUCUUACUGGAAGGUGGCGGUAUAAAGGUGAUACCAGUAGGAAUAGGAGGUGCUGUAGACCGCGAGGAACUAGAGAACACUACCCCGCUGAAGGGAAAUAUCAUUGAAGUUCCAGAGGAAUCAAAGCCCGAGAAUCUUGGGAAGAAAAUUAUCGACAAGAUCCGAGAAAGUAAGUGUAGAAAUUUUCCAUCAUUAGAAGAAACGUCGGUCUUAUUAGAUCGCACCGCAGAGACCCUGUUAUUGCUUUCUUCUGUAUAGUGCUCGGUUAUUUCGAAAUAUGUUCAGUUGUUAAAUGGGGCUAUUUUGAACGGGUGUGCCUUUGAAAUAAAUAAAUUAGAUUAUAGCAGAGGCAUCAUCACUGAGGAGUCUUCGUCGUCGUCGAUGGUUGGAAAAAAGGAUGUUUCCAGUUGAAGAGGGAGGAGAGCAUGGAUCCUCCCUCCAACCCGAGGAACGACAAGAAUCAAGAUCAAACUCCACAUAUGACGCCAUUUUAGUGAAUUGAACCGCAGUGGUUGGAGGCUAGCAUUGUCGCCACUGCGCCAUCCCCUCGUCCUCUUUUUCCUGCAGAAAUUUAUUGCCCUCCCUCAGUUAUAAUGUUAAGACAUGUUAGCUUAUCUAAAUCAUCGAACCUAUUUUUUCAACAGAUCUGUUCCUUCCAUCAAUCCCAGAGGUCGACCUGGUGUUUGCGAUCAGCGCUGCGUCAGCAAAUGCAGAUGAAAACUUCAAGAAAGUAAAGGAAGUUAUAAAGGCCAUCAUUGACACGUACUCCAUGAACAAGCUCCGCUAUGGUGUCAUUGUAUUUGGAUCGAGCGCAACCACAAGAAUCGCCUUACUGGACGACUUCCCCAGUGAUAAGAAACUCAAGAGUUUUUUAAAUAUCAUUUCCAGAGAGAGAGAGCUUCCUGAUUUAGAUAAGGCUCUAAAGAUGGGAAAGGAAUUGUUUUAUGAGACACCAGAGCGUCCAAAUGCAAGAAGAGUUCUUGUGGUAAUCCUGGAUAGAAAGUCUACAAGUAAGCUUCCCCAAUUAAGGGAAAGUGCGAAAAUGCUGGAGGAAGACAGUAUCAGGGUGAUAGCAGUUGCCAUUGGAAACGAAGUAGAUCGUAAUGAACUUGGAGUGAUCACACCUGACAAGACCCACGUUAUCAACGUCACCACCGACGUCACUGUCAUUGAUUUUAAAGAGAAAAUAAUCCGCAAAGUGUUUGAAGGUAAAUCCACUUACCGCGAUGUUAUAAAAGUUAAAUAUUUACAUUGUCUCUCAUUUUUGUUUCAUACACGGUGGACUGUUAGGAAAAUUGAACGGGACUCAAUUCCUGUAAAAUGGAAUGAAGUUUUAAAACGUGAAUUUUUAGCAGAUAGAUUGUGGUUUUUUUCGACGCUCAGUUGACGUUCAGUGCUUAGACUUUGAGUGCAAGUCAGUUGCGUCACACACAACAGUGAGUUGGCAAAAUAUGGCAAAAAUGAGGCUGAGAAUGUAAUUACAUAACUAAUAGAAGUUACGUUUUUGCAAAUACUGUUUCUCCAAACUCUUUAAACCCCUAUAAUCUAAUUUUUCUUUACAAUGGCACACCUGAAUCAUGCAGUAAGGUCAUUGGAAAAAAGAAAAUUAUCAGCAGCUAUAGAAACUGUUGAUUUUUACACAAAUUCUCCUUGUCAGCAUCUUAGGGAGUGAAUGUCUACUGAUUUUAGGGUGUAAAGAGUUAAACCUUUCAAUGCAUUGGCCUUAAAUUCUACCGCGAGUAUCUCUUGUCCACUGAACUGUACGAUUCAUUUUUCAGAGGAGAAAGGCGAGGAACAUGACUUUGUCAUUGCGGUGUCUGUUGGUCUUAGAAACAUGCCGUUCUUCAAGAAAAUGGGUAUAGAACUUCUGGAUAGAUAUCCAAUUAGCAGAGCUGCUUACAGUUUCCUUACUUACAACUCAGGAAUAAGAAGAGUCCAUACUUUUCAAAGGAAGUUCUCUUCCGAUAGCCAGGUUAAAGCCGUCGUACAGAACCUACCUGCCAGAUUGGGUUCUCGUGCCAGACUUGAUCUGGCCCUGGUGGAAGCAAAGAAAUUGUUUACAGUAGGAUCUGGAAGCCGGCCUCACGCAAGAAAGGUUGUUGUUAUAUACACGGACAGAGAACAAACCGGCAGUGACACGGCUGCAGCAGCCAAAACCUCGAAGGAAAUGGAAAAGGAAGGAAUUCAGAUUAUUGUUGUUCUUUUGAACAUGAGGAACGUUCCUCCAAUUUGCGGUGUGGUCACUCCAAAUAAGAUAAGUAUCAUUCCGUCAAAACCAGAAGAAGGUCCUAAAGUGGGUGUGGACAAGAUCAACGAAGUUCUGAAAGAAGGUAUACAUAUUUUAUUGAUACAGAUCGGAUAUUUAAAUUGCUCUUGUGGUGUGAAAAAUUUCUGUGUAAAAAGGCGAAAGAGUGAGUCACAUUUUCUGUCAGUUGAGUUUGUCCUGUUCUUAGACGUGAUCCACACUUUGUUAUUGGAGAGUUUGUUUCCUGGUUUCCUUCAUUUUAUAUCUGAAUUAAGACGCCAUCAUUCGUAUGGUUGAAGUACAUUUUUUACAUUUUAGGUCUUAAACCGACUCCAGAGAUUGAACUAUGCUUUGCCUUCAGCGCAACAAGCAUAAAAUCAGGCAAGACAUCGCUUUUGAUGAAGAAGACAAUCAACAAGAUCAUCGAAAAGUAUGGCGCUGUCAAACUUCACUAUUUAGCCGUCGUGUUUGGUACCCAAGCUCAACCUUUAAUUAGUUUCCGAGAUCAAAAUCUAAGCGACAAAGAUCUCAUAUCCAUCAUCAGCCGUGUUCGACUACCUCCUGGCAGCCCCAGACUAAAUGUAGCUUUGCAAGAAGUUAAGGAAACCUUCGACAAGAGUCCCAAGCGGCCCGGGGUAAAGCGAGUGCUAGUCGUGUUGAUUGACAACAAGUCAACUGGUGACGCAGACAACAUGAAGAAGCUGCAAGCUGCUAAAGAGCUGUACGGAGGAGACGUGAGCAUAAUCAUGGUCGCGAUUGGUGAAGAAACAGAUCUGAAUGAGCUUGGAACAGUGAUAUCUCGUAAAGAGAAUCUCAUUAAAGAGUCCAUAGACGUUGAUCCAGAAGAACUUGCAGAGAAAAUAGUCGAGAAGACCUUUGGCGGUAAGUAGCCACUCCAUUAUAAUUUCUUUACGUACGAAUGGGGAAUAAUGAUGGCGAGACAGUGAAAGCGCUUCGUUCCCACCGCUGUAGCCUGCGUUGACUCCUGAACCUAAAGCGUCGCCGGUGGGUUGAUGUUGUUAAUAUAGUGGUCAAGAGGGUAUAAACUUUAGCCGGCCGCACGCAAUUUCCUGCGCAGUUUCCCGCGCAAACUUUGCGCAGAAUCCUACGUGGUUGUUUCAAACGUGCUACUUUUAAAUAAUUGAAAAAUAGCACACGUUUUCGAGACGGGCAGUUGAAUCAAACAUUUCGUAUCUUUGUCACAAUUGAAGAACGCAAGAUUUUGAAGUUUUGUAGACGGUUCCUCUAGGUGUUCUUACUUCACAGUUAUUUUACUAAGCUAUUAUUAUCUGGGAUAAUUUUAUAGCUAGAUACUUAACUAGGGGUUUCCUCUGAACUUCGAUCAAAGAUAAUUCAAUAAAGGAAAAGGAAAUGCAUGCGCCUCAGUCGGUCGUAGAGUGCUCCAUCGCUUGAUUGAUAGUUUCUCUUUUCGAUGUCAACAGCUGCAAAAGAGGAACGUAUUCCUGAAACGGAUAUUGUUUUUGCAAUCACUGCAACCUCUUCAAGGUGGAAAAACAACCUUCAACAUAUGAAGGAUGCAAUCACUUCGAUCCUGGACACGUUCUCCAUGGAUUUGAUACGAGUCGGUGUCAUUGUGUUCGGAGGAGAAGUUGAUACUUCCAUUUCCAUACAGAGUAACUUAGAUAACUCGCUACAAGCUGAUGUUGGCAGGCUGCUACCUAAAUUUGGAGUACCAGACCUAAAAAGUGCACUCAGUGUUGCAAAGAAUGUUUUUCAGACAAGCGGGAGAACAAACGCUCGCAAGGUUAUAGUGGUGAUAUCUGACAGACGGUCUGGCAGCAGCCAAGAAGACAUUGAAGCCGAGGUAGAUCGUCUGACUGAAGAAAAUAUCGUACUGAUCAGCGUUGUAAUUGGUAACGAAGCUGACCCUAAAGAACUGAAGAAGUUUACUCCUCACGAAGUGACGAAAACCACACCAGAUGAAAAUCCGAAAGAACUGGGCGAAAAGAUCAUCAUCUUAGUGCUGAAAGGUAAAAAAGUAUUGAUUGAAUAUGUCGUGAAAUCUUGCAAUAUUGCCGUUCAAAAAAUUUGCCUUUUUCCAUUGUUAGGUUUGGUAGGAAUUUAGCUGCGAGAAGAAGUAAGAAUAUUGCGAUAUUGACCUCUACCCGAAGCGGUUACUGUAGAUAUACCUGUAUCUGUUUUAUUUCAUGAUUUGCCAAUUAUCUCCAAAUAGAACCAGGUGUAGACCUUGCUUUUGCCGUUAGCGUUGACCAAGGGAACCUCAAACUUCUCAAGGACACAGUACAGAAAGUGAUCGACAACUACGGCGUGGACAGAAUACAUUAUGGUCUCAUCACAUUUGGUUCGUCCGCCACGAUUAGGAUCCGAUUUACAGAUGAGGUCAAGGACCCGGACGAGCUAAAGAAGUCUGUCAGUGAAAACAUGAUAUCGACUCGCAGUUCUCCGAAUGUAGACGAGGCCCUAGCAAAGGCGGAAAUGCUGUUCCAAGGUUCAAAGCGAGAUCAGACGCACAAAAUUUUAGUGGUGAUAAUGGAUCGGUUAUCAUCGAGUGAUCCUCUUAUCGUACAGGUACACGGUAUUUAGUUGUAAUUGUUUGCAGUAGAGGUGCUCUUCUUUACUGCUUCGGACCUAUAUUCGUCCUACACUAGCGGCGCGCAAAUGUUUCUGAUUUAACUGUGCUGAAAUAGUUAUUUCUUCUUAAAUCUGUUGGGUAGAACACAUAGUAAUAGACCAUCCUAAUAAUUUGUCACGAUUGUGGGACGCACUGAUUCUAAAUACGACAAGCCACUUUUGAUCUCGCGAUUGUAUGAUUAUGACCGUAUGAACGAAUGUUUCUCGACAGCGACAACUUCCUACAGACUGUUUAUUUUGAAAUGUAGUUGUAUUGCUAGUGUGACCGCAAACGUUCCUUAAUUUCGUGCUGAAAGGAAACGAAAGGAAGUAUAUCACUAUAGACUGCUGUUUCUGACGUGGGUUAAAGUACUAACACAUUUUAUUUUAACCAUCUUAGGCCAGAGCUAGAAGACUGGUGGACUUAGGAGUGACAGUAAUCCCUGUUAUUAUUGGCGAUGAAGUAAACAAGGAACAUGUCAAGCCCGUUACAGAUGACGAAGAUCGUAUUGUGCCAGUCCAACCAACUGAUAGACCAGAGGAAGUGACAGUGGUUAUUGUCGUCCAAAUAGACGAGGCUAUAAAAAGUACGUAUCCUCACACAUUUUUGGAAUUUUAUCGCUGUGCUUGUUCAACGAGUGCUCUGUGUUAUUCUGUUAUCCAUUUUUUUAAGUAGACAGUACAGCUUGGCAGCACUUCUCCCUACUGAUUACUUGCCUACAUGGUGAAAUUUCACAUUUUGAAUUACCAGGCCACGAACUCUACCUUGAUUGAGUGAAUAUUUGAAAGUCCAAGCAAAACAAACUUUCGAAGUAACCCAAAUUUCAUGAAAAUAGAAUUGAACUGUUUCAUUUUUCUUAGUACUUCAGAGAGAGUGAAGACGGUUGUCAAAUACGUAACUCUUCGGGCGAAGUAUUCUUUGAAAUUCGCUACUUCAAUGAGCGAAAUUCGCGCACCUCACUCAAUUACGUUUUCUCAAUACUAUAAGUUAGUAAUGGAAACUUUGUGUGGAAUUCAAUCUAUCUUUUAUGUGCCACAGGACCUGCUCAAUUAGUAGACGUCAACCUUGUGUUUGCCAUCAGCGCCAACUCCAUGGAUUCGGAUAGAACCUUCCUACAGAUGCAGGAGAUCAUGAAAUCCGUUGUGGACACUUAUCCCACAUCGAAUAUAUUUUACAGUGUUUUGUCUUUCGGAGAUUCGCCUGUUGUUCAUUUGGACUUCACCGACCAACUUUCCGACGAGAAUAUUAAACGAACGAUUGACUCCAUUGGUCAAACAACUGGUUCAAGCUCUCUCGAUAAAGCCUUGGACAAAGCAAGGGAUCUUCUUAACGCCGCAGCCACAGAGAGGCCCGGUGCGAAAAAUAUUCUUGUUGUAAUGGUAGACAGUAAAUCUGACAGUGACAUGAUCGAUGUCAAGGUCUCGUCAAGACUGCUUCGGGGUGAUGGAGUGAAGGUGAUGGUUGUUGGUGUCGGUAAUGAGGUGGAUCAAGAAGAAACAGGAAGCAUCACAUAUAUUGCGAUUCUCACCAAUACAACCGAUAGACCUGAGGGCGUGGCCAAAGAGAUUAUUAGAAACAUUGACAAAGGUAAGAAUGAAGCAGGUUUGAGGUCGAUUCUUUAUUCCUUUGAAAUUAGUCUCUGUGAAAGAUAGACAUCAUUGGAUGAGUUAGAGUGCAUAAAGUUUUUUCAAUUAUUCACUUGGCGUAUCUUUACACGUCAUAUUGUCAACGCACCUCUUAAACCCUAUUCAAAAGGCGGUCUUAUAUUCGUUUGCAGUUAGUUUAAAGAACUGUUAACGACCAUAACUGUCCUUGGCAACUACAACUGCAUGGGUAUUUUGUAUUAAGAUCUAAACUCCAUGGUGGUAGGACCCCGAAAAACAAUAGAGAACUUCAUCUCCCGACAAAAAAAUUGCUAUGGGUCAAUCCACAUUUCAAUACGCCGCUGGAAAGGAAUUGAACGAUCUUUCAUACGAACUUCGCACCUGCGAUAAGCUAAGAACUUUUAAAUGAAGACUUUACAUUAAUUAAGAUUUAACAAGAAUAUUGUGUUUUCAGUCUAGGUAACGUCUUUAUGAAUAUCAUUAUUAUUUCUAUUAGAAACCUUGCGGAAUGUUCUCAUUCUUUUUUAUUUCAGACACUCGAGAUAUUCCCGCAAUCGACCUUGCAUUUGCCUUGAGUGCUGCUGCUGUAGACGCCGACGAUAUCUUCGAUAAGAUGAAGAAUACAGUAGAUACUAUAGUAAAGCUUUAUGGCGUUGACAAGAUCCGGUACGCACUCGUGACAUUUGGAGACAAAGCUAAUACUGUCGCUGAUUUCGACAAUGACCGCGGGAAAGACGCACUUAGGACAAUUGUUCAAAACGUUAGCCGGCCAACGGGUGAACCAGACGUGAGGGAAGCCUUGGAAGAAGUAGAAAAACUGUUCGAAAAUGCUUCGCCCAGACCUGGAAGCUUGAAAGUGCUUGUGGUUUUUAUAGAUAAGAAGUCAGCCAAUAGCCGUGAUGACAUCAAGGAGGCAGCUAAACCGCUUAUAGAGAAGAAUGUCACAAUUAUACCUGCGACUGUCGGGUCAGAGGUUAAUGUCGAUGAAAUAGAAGUACUGGUUACCAACAAGGAAUUCAUCGCCGUCUGUCCAGCUCCUGAGCCCGACACCUGGCCAGAGAUAAUCAUCGAUAAGGCUAUACAGGGUGGGUCACGGAACUAAAGCUAAAUGAUGAAGCUAAAAGCUUUUGUUACUUGGUUUCCUCUCUUGCAUUGGUCAUUACAGAUUCUAAUAAACUAACGGAAAUUUUGGUCAGUCAUGUGGGAAACCUAGAUAUCUGUUUCAUAUAAUAAUGUUGUUGUUUUUUUUUUUAAAUCUAUGACCCACUUUUUCACAAGAGGUAGGAAACUCGAAACCUAUGGCUUGAAGUGAACUUUUUGCCCAAUUAUUCGCCUCUAGAGCUGUUUAAAUUAAUCUGCCGGCGAUUUGAUAUCUCUGUACUUUGGGUACAGUGUUCUUUUCGAGACCAGAUUCUCAUUAUUACGAGCAAAGACGCUUAUCAAAGACUGUAUUUUACUUGACAUUAAGUCCCUGAGUUCAGUUAAUGUUUUGGAGAGUUGUUAGACCAGAUGAUAGAGCUACAUGUAGCGUUCACACGUUAUGAAAAUUAUGAAAGACAAAAUUCUGAUAUCGGUCGUGGAAUAUAAAAAAGUGUUGUUUGGCGCAAGUUUAACUUCUGCGUUACACUGUAUCAGAAGGUUUCAUGCUAUGAAAAAUCAUUAUUUUGAAUCUAUGAUCCAUAUCCUAAAAUGUCUCUAGAUCUCCAAUAAUACACUGAAACGUAUAACAUAGAGCCAUAAGUUGCAGAUGACGUCGCACGUGUGCUGCAGCAUAACCGGUGCCACAUUUCCGACUACUUAUCGAAAGAUUCUCUUUUUUGUAGAACUGCCAAAGAUUCCAAAGCUCGAUCUGGGAUUUGCUAUCAGCAUCGGUUCCUCGGAUGCAGAUGCCAACUUACAAAAGAUCAAAGACACCAUGAAAUCGAUAAUAGAUCGUUACGGAAAAAGCGAUAUUCGAUACAGCUUCAUUCUCUUUGGUGAUGAACCGUUUGAGAGAGUCAGCUUUGCUGAGAGCCAGCGUUACACUGUCGCUACUCUCAAGGAUAGAAUCAAUCGUUUCACACGAAUCUCUGGUGCAGCUUUAGACAAAACCCUGGAGGAGGCCAAAGAGAUUUUUGAGCGUACAGCGAGACCUGAUGCUAAGAAGGUGUUGGUUGUCAUUAUGGACCAGACGCAGUCGAGUGGAAGGGAGAGCACUAAAAGGAAGGCAAAAGAGUUACAGAUAUCUGGAGUUAAGGUUGUUCCAGUGGUGCUCGGUGAAGAAGGAAACAAAGUGGAAUUGGAGGAAAUCACCCGACACAAAAAUAACCUGGUGGAGAUGGAGAAAGAUGAGAAUGAAGAGAAAGCUGCUGAAAAGAUAAUGAUCAAAGUGCUGGAAGGUAACUUAACAUGUUCCAAGUUUGUCAUUUUACGAAUUCAAUUCAAUCACGUGCAAACAUGAUCCUCACAGCUAGAUUGUCACUUUUCUUUACGGGAUCGGAGAACUCACUAAACCUUGCCUCGCUUUUAACCUUAAUUUUUCAGGUUUUUUUUCUGCAGUCGCUCAAAUUAUGAUUUAUUGCAAGUCAAAUUAAAAUUCAUUUACCGAACUACUGUUUCGUAAUAUCCUUUCAACUUGCAACGUUUUAUUGCGCCUUGAAAACCGUCGGUAAUCAAAAUAUCUCGAAGAAAGUCGUUUUAGAGGCGCUAACAAUUUUAAAGAAUACGCACCAAGAGCCCAUGGGUUUAGAACGAACUUAAUGUAGGCUGCCGUCUUGACAUUUACGUGCUUCUUUUUUCCCUCACCAUCCCUAAGAAGAAAUUCUUUUUCAGCCGCAAGUUGUGUAAGGUCGGCUGUUUAAAUGAUAGUGGCUCGUUUGAUUAUUAAUCUUGUCGCUUUUAAUCCAUUUUCCUGCUUGUCAUUUGUUUGCUUUAGAUGUCACCGAUGAGGAACAGAUGGUAGACAUUGCAUUUGCUCUUAGUGCCACAGCAUUAAGCUCAGACGACAACUUUAGGAAGAUGAAAUCUCUACUGGAUGAGAUCAUAAACAGCUACAGUCCAUCUGCCACUCGCUACAGUAUCAUAACAUUUGGGAAGACCCCAGUGGUUGAACUCGAUUUUGGAGGCGUGAGCGACCUCAUGGAAUUGAGAGAAACCUUACAGCAGAUCACAAAGAAUCAGCAGGGCGCCGACCUUGCCAGGGCCCUUCGAAAAGCUCGGCAGCUAUUCCAGACAGCAGCCGUGAGUCGUCCUAAUGCUAAAAAGAUCCUGGUGGUGGCAAUGGAUAAGGUGUCUGACAGUGAUGAGAUCGCAGUGACAGUAGCCGCCAGAUCUUUGGCUCAGGAUGAAGUCCGAGUUAUCGCUGUCACGUUUGGAAAAGAGGCAGAUCCACAAGAGAUUGAAAAGACAACUCUGAACAAGAACAAUGUGAUCCAAACUGACGAUAAUGAUGGUUCCGAGGAUAUUGCGGUAGAAGUUGUAGAAAGAGCAAACAAUGGUUAGUAGAAAGGAUUUCAUGAACAUUUGGUGUUCAAGUGAAAAUGAAAUGUUUGAGGUAAAUCAAUUUUGUCAGAUGCAUCGGUUAGUUGACAAUAAGAGAGUCAAAAUAGCCAUGAGAAAAUGAGAACAAGAAUGCUAACCAAUUUUAGAACGGCAGUUUUCGCUGUAUCUUCACCAACGAUUGGUUAAAAAAAGAUCAGUUAUUUGAAUCUAUUGGAUAGAUAUAUCGGCAGGGGUUCUAUGGAGAUCCUGACUCAGGGGACAGGGAAAUGUUUUUCAUAUCGUAUACCCCCCCCCUCGUAACAUAGCUCUCCUUCCCCCGUAACUUUUGGUGGCAAAACUUUCUGUUUUCUUUAUUUUUAAUAGAUUCUAUGCCGAUACCAAUGGUAGACUUAGGAUUUGCCAUCAGUGCCACAGACACCGGAGCCGGCCAGACAUACGAAAAUAUGAAGAAUGUGGUCAAACAUAUUGUUAAUUCGUAUGGGUUGGUCAGCAUAAGAUAUGGAGUCAUCCUGUUUGGCGAGUCAGCGACAACAUACAUUCCUUUCUCGCGAACUUUUCCUGACGAGAUGGCAUUGUUAUCGUCCCUCGAUUUGCCACAAAGACUCCGUGGAGAGCCAGACUUGCAGAAGGCGUUAGAGGAAGCAAAGACAAUGUUUGAUCAAGCGACCCCCCGACCUGGUGCUAGAAAAGUCCUUGCUGUCAUCGUCGAUAACGAUUCUUCCAAUAAUAAAAGUGAAAUUAAGGAAGCGGCGAAGGUCUUAAAAGAUGACGACAUCCAAGUCAUACCCGUAGGCGUUGGACCCAAUGUCGAUGACGAGGAACUUGAAAUUAUGACAGGGAACAAGAAAAACGUUAUUAAAACAGACAAGGAUGGCGACUCGUCGAGCGUGGGUGAAGAAGUCAUCAUGAAGAUCCAUGAGGGUGAGAAUUCUGCUUACGCGUUCUCAAAGUGAUGGUUUUGCUUGGUCUUACCAAAGAUUGUCUUCCAUCUCCUCCAAUCAUCCCUUCUGCUCUUUUUUCUCUUCUACCAUGACAUUUUAUUGCCUUCCCAGCCUUUUCCUUCCUUCUUUUUCUUAACAUCCUUCUCCUUUUCCCAUCUCGCCUUCUUCUCUUUCUUCUCCAGCUUCUUCUCGUACCUCACCUACUUAGUUCCAUUUAUCCUUGUCUUAACUCCUGUCAUUUAUACCUUCCUUGUCGCUUCUCCAUCCUCCUUCUCCAGUUCCUCUCCUUUGCUUCCUCUUUCCAUCGCUCUUUCCUGGAGCGUUCUCCUGCUCCCACUGUUUGUCUUACCUCCGAUUACCAUUGUCUCUCCCUUUUCUUCCUCUUCCUUUUUCUCACUCACCUCCUUUCAUUUUUUUCUUUUUCUCCGUCUCUUCCUUGUCCUUCUCCUCAUUUUCUUCAUCCACACCUUCCGCUCUCCCGACUUACUCCUUUUACUUCAACUCAACUAUGAAUCUCUCUUUUCCUCCAAGUAGAUCCUCCCAUCGUGCCAGAAACAGACCUCUUAUUUGCCCUUAGUGCUAACGCAGUAAAAGACAGAGACAACUUCCAGCAGAUGAAAGAUAUCAUCAAGGCCAUGAUUGAUCAGUACGGGACAUCUAGUCUUCGGUAUGCUGUUAUGACGUUCGGAAACGUACCGAUUAUAAGAAUUUCCUACGAUGCAGCUUUCUUGGACGAUAAAGCCUUGAUGAACUUAGUCGACGCGGCUCAGAAAACUUCAGGAGCAUUAUUAGAUAGUGCUCUUUCAAAAGCCAAGCAGUUCUUCGAAACCCAAGGUCGUCCUCUCGCGAAGAAGGUGCUGGUGGUGAUUUCUGAUAUCAAGUCUAGCAGUUCUCUUGGAGAUGUCCAGACGCAGGCCAAGUUCUUGGAAAAAGACGACAUCAAAGUUAUUCCAGUCGCCCUUGGAAAACAGUCCGACAUGAAAGAACUGUCUGCAACCACACCGAACAAAGAGAACCUUGUAGAUAUUGACGAAGGUGAUGAUCCAGCAGAAACUGCCGAGAUUAUUAUGCUGAAGAUUGUGAAAGGUACUCGCACUAUAUGUUUUUAGUAAUCACCAUUUUAAAACUUAGGGAUGGUAACUUUUACAAAAAACACCCUCUUAAAUCACUACACCAUUAACCCAAGCAGUGUACACGGUGAUGGAAAUAGGUCCAAGUGGCGUCCAAUUCUGUUUGUAAUCAUGCGAGUGAUCAAAGAAAUUGCACGAUUGCGAGGCGGAAGUCCGGUUUUUCAAUCACGGUAUGAUUACAGACAGAACUGUGCGACAGACAGUGCUGCUCAUUAAAACUGUGAUAAAUGUUAGAAACGAAAAAGUUGACCGUAUUCAGAGAAAAAAAAUAGCAAUUGGCGUUUAUUCACGGGUAAAUAAACCAAAUAGUCUGUCUAUCAGCCUGCUCAUUUGACUUAAUGUACCGUCCAAGUACACAGAAAUGACGUGUUAAUUGCCUUCUUUAACUUUUCGACUAAUGCUAGAAUUGACUUGCCGAUAACCAAUCACGUUCGAGAAUUUUGUCAUAAUUUUGAAUAUCAAAGGGAAUUAGAAAGCAAGCAUUUGAUUUUUCUGUCGUGACAAUCGUACGUUCUUCAAGUAUUGGCUUGACAAGUCGAUCCGUUUUUAAAGAAUGCAAGCAUGUUAACUGUAGAAAACUCACCUUUAAAACUUGCUAGGUUACCUAUGGUGUUUAUUUCCUUGAUUUCCUUUAGAUGUUCCUAAGAUACCGGAGAUGAACUUAGCAUUUGCCAUCAGCGCCAGAGCUAUAGAGGACGCGACAAACUUUGCGAAGAUGAAGGACAUCAUACGGUCAAUCGUGCAAAAGUUUGGCUCAAGUCGAAUCCAUUACAGUGUCAUUACAUAUGGCGACCCACCAACCACUGUUCUGCCAUUCGAUCGUAGGCUUCCUUCCGACGAGGAUUUAAAACAGCGCAUCAGUAUGUGCAACUAACAAGUUUGAGACCCCUAUUUUAUAAACGUAACAUCUUAUUGCAUAGCUUUGAAUUUGCAAAAUUUUUUAAAAAUGAAAGUAGUUGGUCCAAAUAGACUUAAAUAGGGGCCUCGUGUUGUCAACUGUUCCCGGAGUCUGUAUAGAGACCUAAAUGGCAAAUUUAACACGAAAUUUUUGUUUCAUGUUAGUUUUAACUAACUAAAGGCAAAUAUGCGUUUGUAAGCCACUUCCCGUACGUUUGACGCUGGUUACAUCUGUUUUCAUCUUGUUCUACUGUGAAAAGCAACACUUGCUGUGAUUGGUCGUUUAUGUUAUAAAUUUGGUAAGAUACGGUUACCUUGUGGUCGAUGUCCUGGAGGUGGCGGUUCUAGUCUCUUGGGUGACAUUCAUUUAAAUUUUGAUCAUUACAGAAUCCAUUUCCAAGAACGGUGGUGGUGCAGCGUUGGUUGAGGUGCUGCAAGAGGCCACCAAGCAGUUUGAUGCUGCAGCUAAAGUCCGGCCUAAUGCGAGGAAGGUUCUAGUUGUUAUAGCGGAUAAGGAAUCCGAUAGCAGGGGAGAGGAUCUCAAGAAGGAAGUUUUCAAGUUGCAGCCCGUUGGCAUCAAGGUUAUUGCUGUUGCCUUGGGUGAAGAAUCUGAUGAGGAUGAACUUGAUAUUUUGACGCCUGAAGAGGGUGCAGUCAUUGAGGCUAACAGUACUGACGGCACCAGGAAAACCGCUCAUGCCAUCAUGGAAAAAGCUCUACAAGGUGAGGUGCAGUCGCGUUGGGAAAUUUGAGAGUCGAUGUAUUAAGGACUUGUGUGAACGUUGGACAAUUUAAAUUUGAGUUUCAAAUUAAGAACAUUUAUGUGAGUUUGCCUGGUUCCUAACAUGUGGCUCGUAGCGUACGUGAUAGUAGGGCCCGACAAAGGCACAGGUUCGAAUCUUGUCGAAGCCUGAAUGUUUUUUAAGCUCCUGCGAAUUUUUUAAUUGUAGCUUAUCUGCGACUAAAACCUCCAUUUCUCACUUAACGUUAGUUUCUGUUCACUCGAAAACACUGCCCUCUUUGUAAGUGCUUAACUUGUUUGUGUGGAUCACAACACCGAAUUUGAUAAGUAACUUUAGUUUACUCUUUUUACAAUGUAGACUCUUUUCCUUUUUUUUUAUUAUAGAUUAUCCAGAAACACCCUACCUUGAUAUCCUCUUUGCCAUCAAUACCGCUGGUAGAGAUGCAGUGAAGACCUUUGAGAUGCUGAGAAAUGCUCUUAAGAAUAUUAUACAAAUGUACGACCCAGAUCGCGUACGGUAUGGUGUAAUCAUUUAUGGCGACUCUGCAUCGCUCGUUGUCCGAUUCUCUAAAGAUCCUCAAGAGGUUAAGAAACUGACCAGGGAUAUCGACGAGCUGUCGCAACCUUCUGGAUUACCAAAUCUCGAGGGACUGUUACAAGCAGCAAAGAAGGUGUUUGAGCAGGAUUCCGGCCGACCCAAAGCAAACAAGGUGCUGGUUGUAGUAACUGAUGCUAAAUCGUCAUCAACGUCAGAUGACAUAAAGCAGGCUGCUAAACCGCUGGAGGAAGAUGGGGUAACAGUUGUUGCAGUAGCUGUAGGGGAUGAAGCAAAUAACAAACAGUUGGAGAAAAUGAUACCUGACAAGCAAACGCCUUUGUCUAUUGACAAGGAAGGAGAGCCCAAUGAAAUAGGAGAAAAAAUCAUGGAGAAGGUUUUGGAAGGUGGGUGUUACUCAUUAAUCCAUAAAGUUUAUCUCCAAACUUAUUCACUCAACUAAUUUUCUGUUAGGAUAGGCAAACACUCGGAAAUUCACCUAAACCUUCAAAAGUUGGUUUGGAAUGGAGAGGAUUGGACUGCUGAUAGCUACCUUAAACAAUUUGAGCUUCAUUUUCCAAGAGAGACACACUGUGAUGUAGCUCUUUCGUUACUGUCUGUUAUUGUUUCUUUUCAGCCAUCCCUCAGAUACUUGAUUUAGAUUUGUUGUUUGCCAUAAGUGCCCGUGGUGCGUUGGACUCAGCGAAAAACUUCCGGGAAAUGAAGGACAUUAUCGACAGGGUCAUCGCCAAAUAUGGUAUCGGUAAAAUACAAUACAGUUUCGUCGUGUUUGGAUCUACCCCGGCGGUAAGACUGACCUUUACACGGCCUGUGAACGACGAACAACUGAGAGGAAUCCUACAACAAACACAACGCUCAGUUGGUGCAAGCCUAAAAGAUACACUAAAAAGAGCUGAGAGGAUCUUCGAUGCUUCCCCCCGACCGAACGCUAAGAGAGUGUUGGUUCUUGUGAUGGACAAACGGUCUGACAACCGUCUCGAUGACGUUAAAUUGUCAGCCGAGUCUCUAUGGAGGUAUGGUGUCAAAGUUAUCCCAGUGGCCUUUGGACGAGAGGCUGCACAGGAUGAAAUGGAGGCUACAACGUCCGAGGAAGACAAUUUGAUUGACGUGAGAGACACCAGCAAUCCUGACCAAGUCGCCAAAGAGAUAAUGGAAAAGGUUUUAGAGGGUCAGUGAUGUUUGCGAGGCUCAAAUAUGCUUUUAUUGUGUUGUUUUGUGCUAGUCGCCACUACUUCAUACACGGAUGAAUUUAUUCACGUAGAAUCAUAACCAUGGGUUUUCAUUGCUUUCCUUUUUCGUUCUGUAGAUUUCAAUGUUCCCAAAAUGGACAUAGCGUUUGCCAUCAGCCCCACAGCCCACCAGUCAGAUGCAAACUUCAUGAAAAUGAAAGACACAGUUAAACAAUUUGUGGAUAGAUUUGGUGUGCACGGAAGGGUGCACUACGCUUUGAUGACGUUCGGAGAUCCCCCGACGAAGGAUUUGCAAUUUAGCGACAAAAUGGCAAGUCCAAGCACUCUUAAGGAACUGAUAGAUGGAAUCGGUAAGCCAUCUAGGGAAGCUGCAUUGGAUGAAGCUCUCAGUGCGGCUAAGUUGUUGUUCAGCCCUGGUGCAGGUGGAAGGGAGGAUGCUGAGAAGAUUCUGAUAGUCAUGACCGACAGGGAGUCAGACAGCAGCAACAAAGAUGUCAUGAUGUCUGCCAAACAGCUGAAGAACGAAGGAAUCCGUGUCAUUGCAGUUCCGCUUGGUGACGAGGACAACUUAAAUGAAGUGGAGGUUAUUGUAUCCAUCGGUGAAGACGUUAUUAAGCCGAAGACUACAGACAAACCCAGGCACAUCUCAGAUGAGAUUGUCGGAAACAUUCUUAACGGUUAGUUGCGUCUGUAUUUGUGGUCAUUGUAGACACAACGAUUACUGUCCCUACCUCGGAGGCUUGCGAAUUGUCCGACUGUGUAGUAAUGAAGGAAUUUGUCGCCUAGUUUAUGGCCUAUCUCCUCCUCCUCCUCCUCCUUGGAAUUUUCGAGGGACUCAAGAUUUUUUUUUUGCUCAUGACAAAUAUUCGACAUCUUUGUUUAUUGGUAUUUAUUGUAAAUAUAUGAUGACAGAAUGCUUUCCUAAAGUGAACGUCUCUUUUUCUUAUGUCAUUGUAUCUUUUAGAUGAACUUCGAACUCCCAAAAUCGAUUUAGGAUUUGUGAUCAGUGCCUAUGCUACAUCAGCAGCAGAUACCUUCCAGCGUAUGAAGGAGACUAUUAAUGCCAUUGUUGACGAGUAUGGAGUCUCUGGUAGAAUCCGCUACGGUCUUGUCACGUUUGGCCGAGACGCAACUCGAAAACUGAGCUUUAGCCGAGAGAUUUCUGACAUCAACUCUCUAAAAGAUAAGAUAAAGAAUACUCGUCGUCCUUUUGGAGAUCCUGACUUACAAAAAGCUUUAGAAGAGGCCAAGAAAUUAUUCGAGACUGAGCCAAAACGUCCUGAUGCCAUGAAAGUUAUUGUUGUGAUAACUGAUAAGAAAUCCACGAGUCGUCCCGAAGAUGUGAAGAUGGCUUUCGUUCCGUUAGCGGAGGAAGGUGUUAAAAUUAUCCCUGUAGCGGUUGGUUCAUCAGCAGACCCCGAUGAACUGGAAAGGGUUACAUCCAAUCGCGGUUACCUCAUCAUGACAGAGAGGGAACUGGAUCCAGAUGUGACUGCGGAACAGAUAAUGGAGAUGAUUUUGAAAGGUAUUUCAAAUUUUGUUUAAAAGUUUUGAAUCUAAGAGUUAUAGUCGAAGGGGAACGUUAUGGACCAGCUGUCAGUAAUUCUGCGGUGUCGCAAGUGACUGAAAUUAAAACAUCAGGCCUCGUGUUGUUUAUCAGCGGUUGAGGCGAUUUUGUCCCAGCAUGUGAUUUACACUACCUCUACUUGUCUCCUCUUUGACCCUGACCAUUGCUUGAACGAAAAGAUCUCUGUCCUAACAAAUAUUGUUGUUCUCAUCACCUGCAAAAUCGUUGGACUCCACGAUACAGAAGAAAUGAUGAAUUAAGCAGAGGUAGUAAAGUAUUUUACUUUUGCUGUUAAACGAGUAGAAUGUUUGGAGUGAUUUUUACCCUGUUCUAGAGACCUUAAAGGAGGUAAAUCGAAAUACAUCCCAAAUAUAUGUUGUUUGCCUUAUUCAUCAAAGAUUUGCCAGCUGUGCCCCAAAUGGACCUUGUACUCGCCAUCAGCACCAUCUCAUCAAAUGCUAAUGCAAACCUCGCUAAAAUCAAAGAGGUGGUCCAGGAACUGAUUGACACGUACGGUGUUCAGCGGGUCUACUACAGUGUCAUACUGUUUGGUCGGGUUCCUAGCAUAAGGAUAAGGUUUACACAACAGUUGGAUGAAGCUUCCUUGAAGUCAGCUAUCCAGGGUUUGCGAAGACCUGGUGGAGGUUCAUCGCUUUCUGUUGCGCUAGAGACGGCUAGAGGCGUGUUUCGGGACGGCCGUCCAGACUCCAAGAAGGUCGUGUUGGUAGUAAUGGAUGCGAAAUCAGGAAGCAGUAUGGACGAUGUGAAAGAGGCCGCCAAUGAAUUAGAAGAGGAUGGUAUCAAGGUCAUUCCACUGAUGUUAGGAGGUCAGGCAGAUCCGGAUGAGGCCUCAGCUACUACCACGAACAAGCAGAAUGUUGUGAAGGCAAAUGACACCAGUGAUACGAAAGCCGUUGCCGAGGAAAUCACACAGAAAGUUACAGACAGUGAGUAAAAGAAAUACAUCUGCAUUCAUCGGUAGGAAAAAUUUGCGAAAGCCGAGUGAGGAGAUCAGGUCUUAGAUUCAGUUAGUCUGAAGUUUGUAAUCUCUUUCCGGCCCCCAUAAAGCGCAGAGCACAGCAUUGAUAUACAUUUGUCGACCGUUCUUGAACUUUCUACAAACUUUUAAAGGAAAUGUUUGCCAUAAUUGGCAGUAAUGUUUUAAUCUGAUAGACCAAUUUACCGUUGACGCUAAGAGUAUUGUGCCUCGUUAGUUCACAACAUUUUGACCACUGAGAUGACGAACAUCGUUGUCAAUAAGAGUACAGACCACGCUAAACCGAUGUCGACUUGUUAAAUGCCGCGAUUUUUGCAUUCAAACAAAUAGUAGUUCAAGUUAAAAUUUGCGUUAAGUUUACUUUCGAGUUAGGUGUGGUUGACCCUUACAGCUGAGCAUCGUGAUUAGCUCAUAACAAAUUAUGGUAGUACCAAGUUAUUUGAAUUACUUUUCACGAGGCAUUGACUCUUCACCGUUGAAAAGUAACUUCUGUUACCACCGCUUUAUUCUAGGUGAGCCAGUUAUUCCAUUGGUUGAUAUGGGAUUUGCUAUCAGUGCAACGGCAAUAAAUUCCAGAGAACAUUUCCGGAAAAUGCAAGAAGUCAUCAAAACCUUCGUUGAUAAGUACGGUUCUCAGAGGAUUGCUUACAGUGUUCUGACAUUUGGAUCGAACCCAACUAUUAGUGUCCGCUUUAGCGAUGCAGCAAAUGGAGACGAGGUCUUGAUGAGCAUCAUAAACAACAUACCACAAAACGAAGCGAGAGCGUCUCUUGAUAAAGCCCUGCACGGAGCGAAAGAGCUUUUCAAGGAUUCCAAUGGUGCCCGAAAGGAUGCUAUGAAAGUUUUAGUGGUGAUCACAGACGAAAAGUCGGAUAGUCUGGAGCAGGAAGUGAAGAAAGCAGCUCAAAGACUCGACGAAAACGACAUCCGGGUUAUUGGCAUUGCACUUGGAGAUGGAAGUGAUGGAGAACUGGAGGGGAUUACUGAUAUUGAGGGUGACGUCAUCAACACAACCGAUUCGACUUCACCCGAGAAAAUUGUGGAGAAAGUAGUUGAGCAAGUCUUAAACAGUAAGUUCCUGAGUAAUGUUUUUUACUUUGUCUGCCGCACUGGUGAUCAUAUAAGUAAUAUAAGACGCAGUUUUUUUAAGCAAAUUCAACACUUACUCGCAAGUGCCCAGAUUCACAGCUUAUAAAAAUUUUCCUGUCAUCUUUUGUUUUGUUUGUUUUUCAAAUUGGAACGUAGACAAAACUAUUCCUCUUAUGUUUUGGAAGACAAGUAAGAUGACGCAAAAUAAUAAUCACAUUCAAGCAUGUUGCGUGCGAGAUUAGAAACGUUUUUUGCGUGUCUGAAAGUCCCCGCCUCAACCCUCCCACCUGCUCGCCCCUGAACGUUGUACGACUAUUUUAAUUACGUUUUUUGAAUACCUUAUUGAAGAUAGCAAUCCACGAGUCAUAAAUUAUAAAUAAAAGAAAUUGAUGUUUUGGAAAGUUCUUACGAAGUGGGUGAUGGUACACAAAAGUGAGAUGACAAUUAUUUUUCGUUGCAUAUGCACACGAUAACACCAUGAUUUUUUUUUCAAUCAAAAUUUAACAGUCAAAUUGUUUGUUUAUCGCAGAAACUGCUACACUUGAUGAGAUAGACUUGGCAUUUGCCAUCAGUUCUGCUGCCGCGGGCUCUGACACAACUUUCCAGCAAAUGAAAGACACCGUACAAGAGAUAAUGCAGACUUACAAAACCGACAAACUGCGGUAUGCUGUGAUGGUGUUCGGAGGUCGGGUCCUUUCUCCUAUCAACUUUGCAUUGACACUUCCAGAUGACAAAACGGUACAGUGAUUUAUGCCAUUAUUCCAGUACAUAAUUGUAAUGCAAGAAUGAUAGGUACCCAUUGAGUGGGACGGAAGGACGGAAAAAUGUGUAGGUCGUGGUCAUGACUAACUUACUGAGCGCAGCAUUUGUGCUUCAUUAUGGAGAACCCAAUAUUUCCCUGUCCAGCCUGACCUAAGUCACUAAGCGUUUUAUUUUACGACCGUCGCUCUGUCUUUUUUCUUCCUUUCACCUUAUGCCUCGCUGCUCAUGACGUCGUAAUACUCACCCCAUCACAGCCCUCUUAAGGGUAGUUUUUGUCCUAUUAAGAAAAAGCGCGCGUAGAGCCAUACGGUUCAUAUGAUAAUUAUCAGCUAUUCACCUCAGUGCCAGUGGCUAGUGGUGGAUAUCUACCAUAUAUACCGAGCUAAGACGUAGAUAUCCACCGCCGACACUGAGGUGAAUAGUGGUUUCAGAGUAUAUUCAAAGAGUGAGAUAAUAUACCACACUAAGAUGAUUUUAACUCAUUUAUUUUUGCAAAGAUUACAACAUUUUCGGGCGCGAGUCCCGCGCGAGUCGCUCGUAGGAGAAUAGCAAAGGAUAUUCGGACUUCGAGUAACCAAUCAGAGCGCACCUUUUACUCUGUCCACUGUUUUAGUUUAGACCUACAAGUCUUAUAGCAUGCCUAAACGUUACGACGGCAAGUCAGCACAAGAAGAUGAUGUCGACUAGUUGUACAUCACCAUAUAAAGGUCUAUGCUUUGCUUUGCUGUGAUUGGGUACUUUUCAAUAGCUUUGUUCGGCAUAUUUGUCAAAAUUAAUCACAAACGAUAGGACCAGCCUAAACUGUAUUUUAGUUCUCCACGAAUAAUAACCACGUACAUAAUGCUUCAUAAUCUUCGUGUUAAAACUGAACUUUUCCUUCUAUGUGUCUUUUUGGUUCCUCUUUGGCACCAUGGAGUCUUCGUGCGCUCAUGUAAAGGAAUAGAUGAAAUUCAUAGCGCGCAAACUAAUAUUAGCCGCCAUUGAAGCACUUUGAUAUUUUAUAAGCAAUUUUUUACCGUUUGAAAUAUCCAAAAUUUCCAGGAAUUUUCCCGCUUUGAUUACAUAGAUAAAUCUGAAAUGACACAACUUGAGUAUCUCCUGUAUUCUCCCUCAGAUAAAAACGUAUUUCAACUCCAUCUCGCGUCCUUCGGGUGAACCCAACCUCGAGCAAGCUUUGUCAGAAGCCAAGAAAUUAUUCGACCAGGCUUCGCCACGCCCAAAUGCCAAGAAAGUUUUAGUGGUCAUCAUGGACAAGAAAUCUUCCAAUAAAUAUCAGGAGAUUGACGUCGCUUUGAAGCCUCUCAAGGAAGAUGAUGUCAAAGUGGUGCCAGUAGCCGUUGGCACUGAUGCCAGUUUAGAUGAAUUGAAGAACAUUACGUCCGCAGAGGAAUAUGUAGUGACUGCAGAGAAGAGCACAGAUCCUGUGAAGCUUGCAGAGAAGGUUAUGAUCAAAGUGACCAAAGGUAAAUGAUUGUCGAUCAUGCGCAAUGUGUUGGUGAGAGAGUAGGACAAUGUAACAAUUGACCUUACUGAGGCUGCUAUUGUCACCUCCUCUCAUGGAUGUACUACAUCUCUUGGUUUACAAAAUUUAAAAAAGAUGUUUCUUUUUUUUAUAGAAAUAUUGGACGUACCUGAGACGGACAUGAUUUUUGCAAUCAGCGCCACUGCACAGCUGAAUCAAUUAGAUAACUUCCGUCAGAUGAAAGAGAUCAUCAAUGCCAUGAUUGACAAGUACGGCACAGGAGACCUAAAGUACUCGGUCAUAGUCUACGGAGAUGAACCACAGCUAGGACUUCGCUUAAACAGCAACUUUGAGUCGGACGAAACUCUAAUGAAUUCCAUCAGCUCAAUUCGUAGUGGUCGUGGAGCAUCACUUUCUAAAGCCCUAAGACUUGCGAACCAGGUGGAGUAGAAACAAUAACUUCUUAAUAUUACUUGUUUGCCUCUUGGUCAAACAAUGAAAGGAAGCGCAAUACAAUCAAACUAGAUAUAGCAAUUUUGAGCUGAGUUUCGAAAGUAGUUUGCCAUCGUCUGGGUUUGCGAUCGGCCGAGAAAAUUUGCGUUACCCUAUAAGCGAGUCAGAUGAAAUUUGCAACCGUUCCGAGGUUGCGCAGGAGAUUGGGUCGAGUUAUGUUUCGCAAAGCAUCACGGGGUUGUUUUGGAAACCAUUAAUAUUUUUCUCAUUGACUCGCUGUAAUUUAAUCUUUGUUUUGAUUUGCUGUUGUGAUUAGUUUUGGUUUGGUUUUGCAAAAUGUUUUAACAAGAAUCUCUCUGUUAAGGGUAACGUCAGACUAUGCAAAUGUCGUGAAAACGAUUAUAAAAGUCACUGAACCUCCCAAACGUUGGAGGUUACCGAAUUUUGAAGGGUAACAAUAAGAUAUUUGCAUGGAACUUUGAGACGUUAUUAUUAUUAAGAGCCCAUAUCGGUUUGCUGUCUUUUGGCUACUGGUCUCAAGUUUUCGUAGUAAAUACCAUUGAAAUAGAAAGUCUUUCACCCAGUAACUUAUUUUUUCCUCCAUGUAGGAGUUCGUUUUAUUGGGACGUCCAAACGCCAGGAAGAUUUUGGUUGUAAUCACAGACAAGAGAUCCACGAGCGAAAUCAGUGACGUCACUAAAGCAGCCAGAAUCCUGGAGCAGGAAGACGUCAGAGUUAUACCAGUGGCGCUUGGAAACGAGGCUGACGUAAACGAGUUGCAGAAAAUCACGCCGUGGCUGGAUGAUAUAAUAGAGACUGACAAGGAUAGCAAUCCAUAUAAAGUGGCAGAGGUGAUUCUGAAGAUUGGGUUGGAAGGUUGGUGGGAAAACUUUUAUACAUUCAGUGACCGUUGUCGUUGUCAGUGACCGACGUCUUGGCAAACUGAGUAGAAGUAUUUAUCAGGGUCAAGAUUUCCCCUCAGACUCUCGGAAAGCCAGUCACUGCUCCCUGUUACAGAAAUUUGUAGAAAAUAAUGUAAUUACCAACCAAAAACAAACAUUUCUGGCUAAAAAUUUGUUAUCAGACGGUUACCAGGUUAUGGAGUGUUGUGGAGGCUACUACCUUUUUAACCCCUAAGAGUGACCAGCAUCUGAUUUCUCCCUACAAUAUCGCCCCUGGAUCAAACAUCAAGGUUGCGAGAAUAAAGGAAAUGAUCACCAAAUAAAGAAGCUCUUGACUGUUAAGCAAAUUCUCCUUGUCAGCACCUUAGAAAAUAUAUAAAGAACAGUAUAGAUAUGCUUACUGAUGCUAGGCGGUAGGGGGUUAAUUAAUACUUGAGGUAAUGAAAAACCGCUAUGUUUAUACUUUUGAUUAAAUUAUACAACCUUUGUAACUACUUCGUUUCACCGCAGUUUUUACUGUUUUCCUUUAUCUGCAGAUAAACCAAAACUUCCAGAAUUGGAUCUUGCCUUCGCCAUUAGCGCCACAGCUCUGAAAGCCGGUGACAACCUCAAGAAAACUAAAGACAUAAUCAAGGAUAUUGUCGGCAAAUAUGGAAUCAAUAAAAUGCACUACAGUCUGGGUACAUUUGGAAGCAAGCUAAACGUCAUUAUCAAGUUCAGCCGACAAGUAAACAGUAAUGCUCAGUUCAUGCGUCUGGUGGAUUCUGUCCGCGGAGUCCAACGAGGCUCUGACUUGGCUAAAGCUCUGGAAGAGUCCUCAGCCAUGUUUACCGAGGAGAAUGGAGGGCGACCGAAUGCCAAAAAGAUAUUAGUUGUGAUCAUCGAUAACAAGUCAGACAGUUCUGGUGAUGACACUGAAGAUGCCGCGGCUUUGGUGAGGGAAGCUGGCAUCCGAGUGAUCCCAGUUGGGCUUGAUAGAGCGGACAAAGGUGAGCUGGACAAGACGACAGCUGUGGAGGAGGAUGUGCUGACACCACCAGGCAGCGACACGGCUCAAAACAUUGCGGAGGAUAUUAUAAGAAGGGCACUGAAUGGUAAGAAAACCACGUGAUCUUUGUUGACGGAGUGCCACGUGGAAGGUUGUAGGUAGGAAUCCAGUUAAUUAGACUUUAGAUUUUUUAUUAUAUUUUUCUUAUCUUUCAGAGACAGCAUCAGUUCCUCUUUUAGAUUUGGGCUUUGCAAUCAGCGCAUCAGCACAGGAUGCAGACAAAACGUUUACUCUGAUGACAGAAGCUAUAGACUCCAUUGCAACACAUUACGAGGCCAGCAAAAUCCGCUACGCUUUACUCACAUUUGGUAGCACAGUCAGUAAAGAGGUUACUUUCACUGAAGAUUCGCCCAACCCAGAAGAACUACGAAAGGCUUUGGAAGGGGCUAGUAAACCGAGUGGUGCACCAGACUUAAAGAAAGCUCUCGAGGAGGCAAAGAUGAUGUUCAAACAGGCGACCCCUCGACCCGGAGCUAAGAAGGUUCUUAUAGUAAUAAUGGAUAAAAAGUCAGCCAGUGAUGCCAGUGAUGUUAAAGAGGCAGCUAAACUGUUGGAAGACGUGAAUGUCAAAGUGGUCCCUGUGGCAGUGGGUUCCGAAGUCAGUCUAUCUGAACUUGAAAAGACAACAACUAAUAAGAAAUUUAUCGUUAUCGUCGGAAAUGAGGAGGAUCCAGAGAGACUUGGAGAAGAAAUAAUCCGAAAAGCUUUAAAGAGUGAGUGUUUUGUUUCCCUUAAAGCCUGUAACUUGCUUUAGGCCUUAUGCGCUUUUAUGCGUCUUUUCUUGCUAGUAUUAGAAUCAAUGACUGAUGCUUCCUUGUUGAAGUAGCUGUUGGGAUCAUUUAUACGCGCAAGUCUUUGUCUUGACCUGUUGGCAUCCCCGGGAGGGAUUAUAUUGAACGUAAAAUGUGAAUGAAUCACUUAAAGUACCUUCGCUCUCUACGUAUAUGGUGAAGCACCGUGAAAAUAUGUUACUACGUGAACAUUAUAACAAAUGUCAUCUCUGUUUUCUUACAGAUCUUCCAACAGUCCCAAUGGUCAACUUGAUCUUCGCGAUCAGUAGUCUCUCCUUUAAUGCGAACGAGAAGUUCCAAAAGAUGAAAAACAUCAUCAAAACCAUGGUAAAUGAAUAUGGCAAGGAAAGGAUUCACUACAGUCUCAUUGUGUUUGGAAACGAACCUUCGGUUGAGCUGAGAUUCUCCAGGACCUUUGAUAGCGACGCCGAGCUUAAAGCACACCUUGAUCUUCAGGCCAGAGUCUCGGACGGAGCUGCUUUGGAUAAAGCCUUGAAGAAGGCUGCUGAUUUGUUCGGGGAAUAUUACCGGGAGGGUGCUAAGAACGUGCUGGUGGUGAUAAUGGACAAGAGGUCUACCAGCAACAGAAAGGAUGUGCAGAGCAUGGCUGUUCCAUUGUGGGAGGAUGACGUCGAGGUGAUUCCGAUUGCGUUUGGGAGCCAGGCUGACAAGAAGGAGCUGGAGUUGAUUACGCCUCAUAAGGAAAAUUUGAUAUUGGCAUAUGUGAAUAACAAGACGGUAAACAUUGCUCAGAGAAUCAUGGAGAAAAUGAUGAAAGGUAAAGUGGCAAAAUCGAGGCGGUUUAAUUGUCAUCUCAGGAAAACGCAAUAAUAUUUCUGUUAAUGAAAAUCACUUUCGUACCUGCUGAUGAAACUUUUUAAAGUUGCAAAUCAGUCGCUUCGAAAGGUAUUGUGUGCACUUCCAGGGAGUGUUUUGUUUCCGACUGACGUCUACACCAGCAGGUAAAUUUAAAUGAUAGGACUCGUCCUCUUAGUCAAAUCAGCUUUGAUAAUUUAGGGUGGCCAGCAGAACAGGCGUUUCUCUUUUGGAGCCAAACUUCUCGUGGCUUUGCCGCUCGACGCAAAGGUUUGUGUGUAACAAAACAGCGCUAACAAAAUAGCCAGCUAAGCAGGGUAAAAUCAGGGCUGCUCUGCUCACUGCAUAUCAGCCGUUACAAUCUGCGACCUCAUCUUCCAACAGUUAAAUACACUUUUCUUCCUAUUUUACUGUUCACGUUGGAUGACUUUAUUAUUUGGUGUUUUCCUAGCUAUACCGAUAGUAGACUUGGCCUUCGCCAUCAGUUCCAAUGCUGCUGGAAAAGAGGAAACGUUUCAGAAAAUCAAAGACGCUAUUGACUUUAUUAUUACAUACUACGGCAACGAUCGCAUUCGUUAUGCAGUGGUCACAUUUGGUUCAUCUUCGUACGACGACGUCAAGUUCCAAGAUGGUCGGACAGUGGAUGAACUCAGACAAUUAAUCAAACGUCUUCCUCGUGCUACUGGUGUAACAAAUCUGAAAGAGGCGCUGGAGACAGCAAAAGGAGUAUUUGAUCAAGCGUUAGACAGACCAAGGGCCAAAAAGUUCUUGGUUGUUGUCAUGGAUUCCAAAUCAGGAAACCAGCCAGGAGAGAUCCAACAAGGUGCAAAAGCUUUAGAGGAGGAAGAAAUCAAGGUGGGUCGGCUUCGUUUUGUCAAUUUUAACCCUUUUAUUCCUAAAGCCUGAUUGCUAAUUCUCCUCUCUAGCUGCCACAUGUUUCCUUGCAAAUCGGUUAAAAAUACAAGGAUAAUGACUACCUUUCUAUCUUGUUCUUGCAGGUCAUUCCAGUAUCCAUUGGCACCGGUGCUAGUCGCAACGAAUUGGAAAAAAUCACCACAAACCGGAAGAAUAUGAUAUCCUCACCAAAAGAUGAAGAAUCUAAAGCUCUGGGAAAGAAGAUCAUAAGCAUUGUCAUAAAAGGUAAUGAACUUCUCUUGUCUCUUUAUUUUUGUUGACCAAUUUUGCUUUAGCGUCUUGUGAUAUUUACCUUAUUUACGGUUGGUCGAUGUAAUAACGUUGGAGCUGGGUUUCGCGGCUCUAGAGGAAUCAGAUUUUUCUUUGUCUCACGCACGAGGCAAAACGAAUAGCGAUGGUAAAUUUUGGGAUAAAAAAUUCGUCAUUCGUCUUGUUACGAAUCGAACCCUAGCCAUUCGGAAUCUGCCCUCCAAUGCUCUGUCACUGAACUUUGAGCCAUGCAAUGACUGGCUUCAUAAGUCACCCAACUCAACAGCGGAGCAGUGAUAAAGCGUCGGUGCGCGGAGUGGAGAGCGCGGAAUCUGUGAGGGAAUCUUACUUGGGGUUGCUUUUGCCUCACUGAAUCGAAAAACGUUCAAAAGGGGAAUUAAGCAUUUUAUCUGUUCCUCAUCAGAUUAUCCAUCGAUAGAGAGGGUAGACAUGGUCAUUGCAAUCAGUUGCACGGCGACACUUGGCGAGCAAAACUUCCAGAAGACCAAGGAUGUAAUUGAUUCUAUAGUCACGGAGUAUGGCCGGGAGCGUAUUCGUUAUGGCGUGGUGAUAUUUGGAAGGGAGCCAAGGAAAGCUUUGCGUUUGGUUGAUAGUUACAAUACAGACGAACAACUAAUGGCAAAGUUGAAUUCGUUUGACCGAGAAACAGGCAGUGCUGACUUAGUAAAGGUAGGGUAUGGGCAGGUAUAAUAACAGUUUUUGGUAUCGUCCCAGCUUGUUACCUCUUGAAUACGAACUGCGGGGAAAACUACGCUGGUGCAAUUCCCAGAAGUUUCUAGAUCUUCUGUUGCGGCAAAAAAUCUGACGGUAUUGAAAUUGGAAAGAGCGAGGAAGAUGUUUUUGACAUUGUUGAUCCUAAUCGUAUGCAUAACGCUUGCCACACAUGACCUCAACAAUUUUUUGUUGCUUAGUGGGUUCAGAUCUUCCGACCGCAAAAUCGGAUGGUCAUCCGUUAAAAUUCUCACUGGGGACACACCGUUUUCCUUCCUUGUCCUAUGAUCGAGACAAACUUUUAAAAUAUCUCUUCCAUAAGAGCGAUUUGACAAAAAAAUUCACUUAGAACUCGAUCACUUUCACGUUCAGACUUGAUGUUAGAACAUAUGCUUCUUCGGUGAUUCAUGAUUGAAGAAAACUUACUUUGCAAUCCCCUUCGUCAAAAGAGCUAGAUGAUAACUAGUCGCUUGCUCAAGGAAAAACUCAGCAACUUGUCUUAAUCAUUUUGCUAGCUUUUUAGACGAUGCCAUUUUCUAUCUUUGUCUCGAUACGAAUUGCAGCAGAAGUGCUUUUUUUGCUGCGAAAGAUGAAAAAUUACGGUUGAAAUUGAGACAAAACUUUGCCAAAAAAAAGGAAUAUUGUUUGUCAUCUUUGUUAUGUUUUAGGCUCUCAAGACUUCAUGGGACAUGAUUUCAGAAGAAGGGAGAUCCAACGCCAAAAAAGUCUUAGUCGUUGUUUCAGACCGAAGUUCUCGAUCCACAGACAGAGAAAUACAAAAUGCGUUGAAGCCUUUACAAGACAAUAACGUCAUAGUUAUUCCUGUCGCCCUCGGAGUCACGGCUGAUGAAAGGCAACUUCGUCUACUGACCGAUGACGAGAGUUCGUUUAUGACAGCUAAAACCACUGAUGAAACUAGCGAAACUAAGAAUAAAUUGAUGGUUAUUGUCUUUAAAGGUUUGUUUGACACGAAUGUAAAAUUCACUCAGAAAAAUUAUGCUAAUGUAAAACGACUUCAUUUCUCACCUGUACUAACUCGUGAUGGAAAAGUUAUGAAAAAUUAUUGCACUGAUGCAUUUGUACCCAACAGGCCUUGCAGUCGUUCUAGCGGUGCUUGAUUAGCUUUGAACCUCUGUAAUACCACAUUCAACUUGUUAUUAUAUAUCCUAGCUAUUCCCCUCCCUCCCCCCCCAUCACCUUCUCCGGAUUCUCAGGGGGAUGUAUCCGAUCUCGAACUUACAAAUCACCGGUUUGUUCAGCUCCUUUAUCUUGAAGCCAACAUAAAUUUUUGUAUUCAUCAAAUACAACAUUGCGUUUCUAUCUACAGAGAGGAUUUUCGUACCUGCCAUGGAUCUGUUGUUCGCAAUCAGUACCACAGCCACAGACUCAAAGGAGAACUUUGCUUACACACAAGAGGUCAUUUACAAGAUCAUCGAAAAAUAUGGCAUUAGGAAGAUCAAGUAUAGCUUGUUAACAUUCGGCCAAAAGGCGUACGUACAUUUUAAAUUUAAUUUCAUCUCUGAUGAGGUAAACAGGCUGAAAAAUGCCAUCAGUCGGAGCAAAAUGAAGGAUCUCAGUGGCGUAUCUCUGCAAGAUGCAAUGGAAGAAGCAAGAGAAGUAUUUGAAGAAGCUGAAGGUUGGUACUCACACGGUAUUGAAUUGCAAACAUUUGUAAAACAUGUCGUUGAAUACUAAGCGUAAGUGAGUAUAGUUGUUUAGGGUACAAUCAGAAUGAGUACAGAAAACAAUACGGCAAAGAAAUCUAGUGUGGUAGUGAUAGAAAUGACAGUUGUCAUCAGACUUUAUUGUGGCUUCGCAACCGUGUUUGGUGUCUUCACGUAUGCGCCCUGCUCUCUGUAGCGUGACAUGACCAAACAAAGGCUGCGUAGAAGCAGAUACUUUCGUCAUAAUGUCUUAGUCAGGUUCGGGACGAGAAAAGGUCUUUGCUUAUAAAUCAUGGCUGACACUUUUUGUUAUUGUGUGAGACGCACAGACCUAAAAGAUAACCCGCUGGAGAGGAGAUUUCUGGGUCAAGGUAUUGAAUAUUUGUGUACGGCAUUUGUUUCCACAGUGGUAUGGGUGGGGUUACCUGUCAUGAUCUAUCAUCCCCUUCCCGUGGGAUUAGGUCACGUCGAGUUAUGGAAAAGGGGAUAAGCUUAAGUGAAGCUAUGAAAAAGGGGAUAGACAAAGACGGUGUUUGCCGCCUUUAUAUUGUUUAGGACUUAACUCCAAACUUUUUAAAAUCACACAGGUCACCGACCGGAUGCAAGGAAAGUACUUGUCGUGAUUAUCGACAAAAAGUCAGACAAUACCAUAGAGGAGGUUAGAAAUGCCGCCGCUUUGCUGGAAGGUUACAAAAUCCGUGUCAUCCCUGUGGCACUUGGCCGAGAAGCAGAUGUUGAAGAACUCACAAAUACAACACUUGAUAAGAACGAUCUGGUGAAAGCCGACAAAGACAGAGACUCGGAGAAAACUGCAGAGGAGAUUAUUAUGAGAGCUAGUAAGUUUGUGUUCACUUAAUGUUUUAAAAUCCUGUGCACUUUGGGGCGGCUGGUAUGUUAGUUUAUGAUGAGCAGGGCUGAGGGCAAAUGUGAAAUAAGAAAUAAUCGGGGGAGAAUAUCGAUGUAGACGGGGGUUAUUUCGUGAUAACUGUCCGAUGAUUUUGCACCGCAUAACGUAAAAUGGCUAAUAGAAUCGCGCGAAAGUUAAUGGGUGUGGGUUAUAAUCUGUUUUAAAUCACUACAUUUUUCUUAGCAAGAUUGCAAUCUUACGUUACUCUGACAUAAAUCUUUCUCGCCACAAGAGAGGAGCGGGGAUGAUGAUGAUGCGAGCCCUCGUCUCUUUCGUAUUUGUUUAGCUCUCCUUGGAGUCCAAUUCCUCGUAAAGGACUAGGUUUUUUGUUGUCCAAUCCUCGUGACAAAAAGUCACAUUAUAACUUUGCCCUGAGGAUUCCCAACAUGAUCGCGGUAUAAUUUACCGUCUAGUUCCCUGUAGCUUUGUGGUACAAUAUCGGAGGCAGAUCCUGAUGAAAUCCUAAAGUUUUGUGUUUGACUACCCGUGAAGACCCACGCACACGAUAAAACGAAUAAAAUCUUUCCUCAUUCGAAGGACGACUAUGCUAAAAUUUACCGUAUUUCUUGUUUUGUGUGAUUAGGUAUAACCAGUUUUAUUGGACGUGUGCACGUUACAUUUUGGGUCAUUAUUAUUACAUUGACGGAGUAUUUCUCUUUCUAACUUACAGAAGGACAAGCUAUUCCAGAAAUGGACAUUUGCUUCGCCUUUGGCACAUCUGAUUCCAAUGCAGAUAAAACGUACAAGAAAAUGCAGGAAGCAGUGAAACACAUGAUCGAAAAGUACAAAGAUCAUGAUCAAAUUCGCUUCGCUAUCCUUCCUUUUGGAACAAAUCCUUCUUCUGUACGAGGCUUUAGAGACCAGUCGGGCGAUGCAGACGGUUUGAUUAGAUUUGUGACAGCCAUUCCUCGACCGCGCGGAAGGCCGGACGUAGUGAAGGCGUUGGAUAGAGCAGAACAGUUGUUCGAGGUUGCAUCACCAAGACCGAGAGCUAAGAAAUUCUUAGUUGUGUUUGUUGGAAGCAAAUCAGGGAACGAUUUGGAAAUGUUGAAGAAGACUGCAAAACCUCUGGAAGACAAAGGUGUGAAAGUGAUAGCAGUGGCCGUUGGAUCGGAAUCAGAUCCUGAUGAGCUCAUCAAAGUCGUGCCUAACAAGGGAAACCUAAUAAAGGCCAAGGAAAGUUUUGAAGUCCCAGACAAGUUGGGAAACGAAGUUAUGAUUAUCGUACUUAAAGGUAAGGAUUUUUGUUCAGGACCGAAAAUUUGACUGUAGGUAAAUAGGGUAUUUCAAGUUUACUUUUAGACGCUGCGUAAAGUAAUGUUACCGUUAUGAGUAUUUUUUAAAAGUGAUUAUGAUGGUAAUAGGAAUUUAGCAGUGGACAUUGCACAAGGUGUUUGUUGUUGUCCACUGUUUCCAAGUCGAAUUGAAGUUUGGAAUGUUGGUUUUUGCGGAGGGAGGAACACCGGAUGAACCGGAUGAACCGGAUGAAUUGGAGAACAAACAACAAACUCAACCCACAUGUGAUGCAUCACAUAUGACGCGUCACUACGCCAUCUCCGCUGCUCUCUUAUCAUGAUAAUUUCUGUGUUUCUUUUGUAGAUUUGCCGAUCAUACCAGAGGUUGACCUGGCCUUUGCCAUCAGUGCCAACGCUGUACAGUCACGUACCAACUUUCAAAAGAUGAAGGAUGUUGUUAGCCAGAUAGUAGAGAUGUAUGGCCAAGAGAGAGUAUUGUACAGUAUAUUGGUCUACGGCUCUGUCCCAGACGUAAAGAUCCAGUUCAAUCAGCGACGAACAGAUGACCAGUUGGUGACUUUUAUUAAGAAUAUAAAUCGAGUAUCUGGUUCUGCAUUGGGCCCUACGCUGGAUAAAGCCAAGGAAGCAUUUAAUCAAUAUGGGCGUCCUGGAGCGAGGAAGGUUUUAGUGGUAAUAACAGAUAGGAAAUCUGAUAGCGAUGCUAAAGUCUUGCAGGAGAAGGCGUCUCAACUGGAACAAGCUAAAAUCAAAGUAAUACCUGUAGGUUUGGGAAGUGAAAUUGAUAAAACAGAACUGCAAAUUUUAACUCCACGAGAGAAAGACAUCAUUACAAAACCAAAUACGGUUUCCACAGAGUAUUUGGUGGACGUAAUCAUGAGGAAGGGUUUGGAAGGUAUUUCAUUUUUCCUAUUAUCGUAUCUUUGUCUUUCAGGAGUAAUUCCACGUGGAAUAAAAACAUGUUUCCAUAUUACAUCAGAGUUACAUUCAUUCUGAUCCGACGAUCUGUCUGUCGAUCAGUCGGUGUGUCUCUAAGGCUCUCAUUCUUAUGCCUUUCUUGCGUUCCAGUCAGUACGUUCGUCUGUCUGUCUCUACGCCAUCUUUUUCCCCCAGUCUGUCCGUCUGUUUAUCUACCUAUCUCCCUGACUGUCUGUCCCUAUGUCAGUCCAUUUGUCUGUCUGUAUGUCUGUCCGUGUGUGUGUCUGUCUACAGUCCGUCUGUCUGCCUGUCAGUCUAUGGUCCGUCUAUGCCCUGCCCUCUCUCUGUCUCUCUUUGGCGUUCCCUGGUCCUUCCCGUCAAUUUUCUUUACUUCAUUAUUUGCCCUUUUUGCGUUCAAUUUUUAGGCUAUUACUUUUGCUUAGUCUUUUGAAACAUACUGUUACUCGUUUUUUUUCCUUUCCUUGUUCGCCCAUCAGAAACACUUUUCGUCCCGGAAAUGGACCUCGCUUUUGUCAUCAGCACGACUGCUGUGGAUAAGGACAAAAAUCUCGAAGCAACUAAAGAAAUCAUCAAGAAAACCGUGCAAACCUUCGGCCUGUCUCGAGUCCGGUACAGCCUAAUUACAUUUGGUGCCAUACCUGUGGUCAAAAUAAGAUUCGACAACGUCUUCGCCAGUGAGGAAGAUCUUGUCAAGAUCGUUGACAACGUCAAGAAAGAUGUGGGUGCCGCUUCUCUCGAAAAAGCCUUGGAAGAGACUAGAUAUCUCUUCGCGUUAGCUGAGGAUGCCAGACCUGAUGCCAAGAGGGUUGUAGUGGUCAUCACUGACAAAAAGUCUGACAGCACUGAAGAGUCUGUACGAGCUGCCUCUCAGAAGCUGAGGAAUGAUGGCGUCCGCGUGAUCGCCAUUGUACUUGGCAAUGAGUUUGAUCCGGUCUCGCCGGAGGUCAUCAAGCCGGAAGAAGAACAACUUCCCAAGAAGACAGCGAAGGAGUUAUUGAUGGUAGUCUUAAAUGGUACGCUCAAAUUUCAAGUCUUGUCAUAGUAGUUAAUGAAUGUGAACCUUGUCUCUGUAGCUCAGUGGUAGAGCGUCGGUGCGCGAGAUCCAAAGGUCUAAUGUUCAAUUUCUCACGGGGACUAAAUUUUUUUUUAGUCCCACGCCCUUGAUAAGACGGAAAAACAUCAUAAUUACUUGAUUUUUAUUUUUGCAUUCUAUUUAUUUUUGUUCAGUUAUUGCUCCGUAAACUGACCAGGGGCCCGUUCCUCGAAGGUCCCAGUAGGUUAACGAGCCCGUAACGCUGUUCUUUUUUCAUUUAAGGUCGGGGUUUCAAAAGUUUAAAAAUAGCACUAUUUAAAUAUCAGAUAAAGAAACAAGAAUUUGAUUUUAAAAUUUGGUUUCGGGCCCGCAAAGUUACGGGACUUUCGAGAAACGGGCUCCAGGAUCAAGUUGAUAUUAAACAGAGAAAGAAAGAGAUAGGAAUGUAUUAUAACAAACGCGAAUUAUUACAAGAAAAAGAGGUUUCUUUCUGGCCUUUGGGACGUCCUCCACAAAUGUUUCAUGCAUAGCCUUUCCGACAGUGUUGAGUAAAGGUGAAUUCCUUUGUAUUUACUGCAAAACAAGGCUAUGGUUCAGUACCAGGGGAAACGCUAUCCACUGUGUGGUUGUGUCAGCUAAUUAAAUUUCUUACGUAACUCUGAUGUUGACUUAUUACAACCGUCCUCUAAAAAUGUAUUUUUUUACAUGACAUUUCCUUUCCAGAAUAUGUCGUUACAGAGAAGAUCGACCUUGGCUUUGCUUUAAGUGCAACAGCAUUAAAUGCAAGAGAAACGUUCGCUAAGAUGAAAGAAACUGUGAAAUCCAUAAUCAAGAAGUACACUGUUGGAAACCUGCGUUACGCUGUUAUUGUUUACGGCUCCGAUGCAAAAGUACUUCUUAGCUUCGAGAGGAAUUUCCCUGCUCUGGAGAAUUGGCUGAGUUCUGUUGACAACAUGCGGAUUGAGCAAGGAGGGCCCGCUCUGGAGAAGGCUUUACAGAAGGCCAGGGUGUUGUUCCAGUCAAGUGGUCGUAAAGAUGCUAAAAAAGUACUGGUGGUGAUUGCAGACAAAUCACCCAUUGGAGAUAGCGGUGAAACUGGGAAGGAGGCACUAGAACUGGAGUACGCUAAUGUUAAGAUCGUGCCCGUUGCUUUUGGCGGUGAUAUUGAUGCUAAGGAAAUCAAGGAUAUCUCACCGUAUAAAGACGUGCUCGUUGUCGUGCGCAAGAAUGUCGACCCAACCGACCUUGGCUACUCUGUGAUGGAAAAAGUUCUGAAAGGUAAACCAACUCCCUUUCUUCACAGCUUUUUUCUGGAAAGCUGCUACAGUGAAUAACAAUCAUAUAAAAUAAAUUAUUUUUAUUCUAGCGUAUACCUUUUAAAAUACUCUUGAGAUCGAAAAAUUUUGUUGCCUUUGUUUUACUGAUAUAAAUCAUGGUAAAAUGUCUAUUUAUGUGUUAAUCCAAUUGUGAUCUUUUUCUAGUAUACCGAUACUGUGUAGAGUCAAACAUUAGUUCUACAUCCUUUCUAUUUUUCCAUUUCCAGUCACACCUAAAAUACCCAAGUUGGAUCUCGCCUUCGCAAUCAGUGCCUUACCAAGGGACCGUAAUUUUGGAUUGAUCCUGGACAUUGUAAAGGAAGUAACAGAGAGAUUUUUCAGCGACCGUGUCCAAUACGGUUUGAUUGUGUUUGGUAGAGAUGCCUUCAUAAGGAUUCACUUCAGAGAUAAAUAUCGGGACCCUAAAAAGUUGCAGACUUUCAUUGGCUCAGUCGCUUCCAACGAUAACGAGCCAGCUCUCGAUAAGGCGCUCAUUAAGGCUAAGCUUUUGUUUGAAAGUGAGUUUGCCCGGAAAGAUGCACAAAAGGUGGGUAUCCUUGGUUUUUUUUCCUCUUUUUCUUUCUUUCUUUCUUUCUUUCUUGUUAUCUGUUCACUUGUCCUUUUCGCAUAAAUGAACGCGCUAGGUCUCAGGCAAAAAAAAAAGAGAAAAAAAGAUAAACAGAAAGCGCCCCUUCUGUGCCUAGCUUUUAGAGCGGCAAUUUUUGCCGUGUGCUUUGAGCUCAACUUAACAUGGACUUUCUGACAAUGCAGUUUGCCAUGAGAUGCAACUACUCUCUUAAGUCCAUAGGGAAAUUUGAAAGUAGUUGAGGUAAUUGAAUUUGUUAAUUUUACUUAUUUUUACUACUGCACUCAACAAUGGUGGGUAAUAUCACUGUUAUUUACCGUCGUUGUAGGUUCUUGUUGUUAUCAUGGACACUUUCACUGGUCGUAACAAGCCAGCCAUUAUGGAAGCUGCAAAAGACCUGGUGGACAGCUCCGUAGUUGUCAUCCCAGUUGCUAUCGGUAACAGGCCUGUUUCUGACUUCGAAAAGGAGUUUCCGGAUGAGGAAGUCAUCAAAACCAAAGACAAAGACCAUCCUAUUAAAACCGCUGAUAAGAUAGAGGAGAUACUCGUUAGUGGUAAGUAGGGGAGUUAAGUUAAGGAACUAUAGUGCUGCGUUGGUGGGAAUGGAGGGAAUGGUGGGAAUGGAGGGAAUGGUGGGAAUGGUAGGUAUAGUGCAAAAUAAUUUGCUUUUAUCAACUGGGUUCAUUGUGUAAAUUGGCCACUGUACAGAGCUUCCGUAGAAAACCUGGGGGUCGGGAAUUUAAACACAUCAAUCUUCAGAAACUCAAAUGCCUGCGAGGGGGGGAGUAUGUUGAAGCUUCGAAUCGAUCGAUUCAUUAAGUCUUAUUUCUCUGACGUUUGACCUCCAUGGCUAUUGGCUCUUUCAAAGUUUAUUUUUGUAUCGCAAUGGAAUUUUCCUUGAGGCGCUGAUGGUGUCAGUCUAUCACCACGUAGCUACUUUUGAAAGGAUCUUUUUGAGAAGAGUGACGUAAUUUUUUUGCUCUAAAUAUCCCUCAGAAAGUUCUUUUGUUUUCUUGCAGGUAUCACCACGUUUACCAGACUGGACAUUUCAUUUAUAGUCAGCACGACUUCCGUGGAUGCCGAAGAAAAUUUUAAACUCGUCAAAUCCACAAUCGACUCCAUAAUCGAACGACAUGGCGUCAAAAAACACCUGUACAGCUUGAUGACCUUUGGUCAAAGAUCCAACAUAGUCUUUCCGUUCCAAAAGACCGAUAAAGAGUCUUUGUUAACUCUUAUACAAGGCGCCAGGUUACCCAGUGGUUCACCUGAUCUGGUAAACGCUCUCAAAGACGCAAAAUAUCUGUUUUUCCAACCAAGUGGAGGCGCGCGACCAGAUUCCAGGAAGGUUAUCAUAGUUAUGAUCGACCGGAAGUCUGUUAACACCGGAAGUAACAUCGAAAAGAUUGUGGGUGAUUUUGAAGACGGAAAGGUUAGGUUUGUUACUGUGGUCAUUGGAAAGAACGCUGGCCAAGAUGAGCUUAUACCACUGGCUCCAGACAAGGAUAAAACAAACAUAGUGUAUACGGAUAAAGAUGGCGUCCCAUCAAUAGUUGGAAAGAAGAUUAUGGUGCUGAUAACUUUGGGUAAAUAUUACAGAGAUAUUGAGUUCGUACAUAGUGUAUGGUCUCCUUUAGCGCUUUUUCGUGUCCUCUCAUAAUUCGUUCUCAUGGGGAGAGAGCACGUCACGUUAUGAGGUAGAAAAUGACUGCCAAGGCUUGUAAAACUUGCCGGUGCUUAAAAUUUUUUGCAUUUAAUCACUUUGUUCUCACUGGGUCCUUGUUAUCUUUACCUUUGUUCUGAUCAGUGGUGGAUCUAGGCCGAGGGGUCGUCGUGUCUAGUGUCCAUCCCCAUCAGAACUGUAGGUUUUUUUUUUUCUAAUGGUCUGACAAUACAAUGCGUGCAAUAAUAGGAGUACAUGUCACUACUCAAUGUGAACUUUCUAAAAUCGACAUUUCCGUAUAUGUAUUUCUUUGCUUAUUUAGACUUUGGUGUAAACAAUUUGUAUGUGUUCUAAGAAUAAGAGUUUUGACACCCCCCCACCCCACCCCACCCCACCCCACCCCACCUCCCAUCGAAUUGUCCUGGAUCUGCCUCUUCUGAUAGACCCUUGUGAUUAUUUUGAUUUUGGUUUUACGACAUCCAGUAUGCAAAGUAUGUUGAGGUCUGAAGGAAAAAAACUUGCAUGUCAUCUUUCACGGCAUCUCGAUCUAGUGAGACAAAAACUAAAAAUAGUUGGUGGGUAAAGGAGGAAAGAUCAGAAACACUGUUGUGGAGGAAGAGAAAGAAGCCCGCAGUUUUACCAAGUCUAGGCUAUUGACUGUGAAAUAUUGCUUGUCUGUCACUGUUAUGGAUAUCUUGGCGAAAAAGGACCUAUAACCGGCCUCUCCUCAUGAGUCACAUGGGUUUUUUCCUAACCCUGCUAAUCCAGUAAUCGAAUUAUUAUUAUUGUUGCAGCUCUUUCUGAUCCAUGUUUGGUUACCACGUGUGAUUUUGAUGCCAAAUGUGUUAAGUUAGCAAAUGGUUCGACCGAGUGUGUGUGCCGUGAUGAUUGUGCUCAGACAUACACUCCUGUAUGUGCCAGUGAUGAACGCACGUACCCUAACAACUGCAGCAUGAUAUUCGAAGCUUGCAGGACGCAGACGAUGCUCACAGUUGUAAAGGAGGGUGUCUGUGAAGGUAUCGAAACCUGUUACACUUAGUCUAUUUACCAUUAAGAGCAGUUUUCAAUCGAUCUUCGAAAAUAACCUUGGAUUGCUUUGGUUUUACUUCAGUCGCUUCGUGAUUGGUCCAGAAACUCGCGCUUCUUUUACAACCAAUCAGAUCCAAAAUUUGAUCACACAUGUUUUUCUACGUUUUAGGUGGUUUGCUUUUUUACUUUGAGUUUCUUUAUUAACUGUUAUAAAUCGUAAAGCUAAGUCGUAUUAUGUGUGAAAUUCUUUUUUCUGGUGGAUUAUCGUGUUCGUUAUGUCAUGAUUAUUUUAUUAUCGUUUUUUUUUUUGUUGUAGCUUGUAGCAACCGGGUCGAUUUGCUCUUUGUCCUGGAUGGAGGGAACCUUGAGGUCAAGAAGAACUUCAUAAAGGCAGUCAUCGAUAAAUUUAACAUCGGUCCUAACGAUACACGAGUAGGAAUGGUGCUGUCAGAUGCAGAUGACUUUUACUUGAUAUCAUUUAAUGAUUCUCAAAGUGCAGACUUGGUCAAACUCGACAUUGAUAGUGUCAGCGAUGUGGGUUCAUCCUCAGGCAUUACUCUUGGUUUACAGGAAGCCUUGGAAGCGAUAAAAGACAGGAGAGUCGACGUCAAACAGGUCAGAUUUUUUUAACUUAUAUUUUUUGGUUAUUGUGAAGCGCAUGUGAUCAUGCUUACAUGGAGUUUGCACCAUACAAAUAAUAAUUAUUAAAAAUUGAUAACGGUUGAUUAUGAAUUAUCAUCAUUAUUUUCAUCAUCAUUACUAUAAUUAUGAUUAUUACUAUUAUUACUAUUAGAAUUAUGAUUAUGAUUAUUAUGAUGAUGAUGAUGAUGAUGAUUAUUAUUAUUAUUAUAAUUAUUAUUAGUGUAAAGUUUCGUUAAUUGCGAGCAGUCUUUUGCUAGCCGUAAUUUCCGUGUCAUUUCGAUUAAGUUUUUAACAUUCAGUCGACUCUGUUAUAAAAGCUGCAAGGGAAAAUUUUAUUAGAAGCUGGGAAACGUAAAGAUUUGUGCGAAAAUUAUUAGAGUGUGACUGAAGAGCAUAACUCGUUUCUUCUAUUUUAAUCCCUUUAAUUUCUGACGUCUAAGAAAAAAAUUGUGCUUUAACGAUAUGAAUCUAAAAUUCAUUCUGGUAGCAUAUUUCAAGGUACUGUGCCUAUGAAACUGUUAAAAUGAUUGCGCUAACUUGAGGAACCGUUGUAGCAGACCAGCUCACGCUUACAAAUGUUGAUGAGGUCCUACGUCAUCGUUUCGUGUUGUAAACUUUGAUUCUUUCUUUCACGUUUAUAGGCCGUGGUUGUGAUCAUGGAUCAAUUGGAAAACAACAUGAAUUUGCUGCUACAAAGAUCAGGGACCCUGAAGGCACAUGAUGCAAUAGUUUACUCUGUAGGGGUGGGAAGUGGCAUGGAUGAUCCUAGAGUCAAGAGAGUAGCAUCUAAAGAUGACUACGCCUUCUAUGCUCCUUCCCUUAGUGAACUCAUGUCUGUGGCGCCGUUGAUUUCUGAAAAAAUUUGUCCGUUGAAGGGUAAGUAGGUAGAAGAUGUUACUUAUUUUUAAGAAGGUGGAGGAUAUUCCAUUUGUCUAAGGUAAUAUUUGUGCAGGUGAUAUCUUAUUCCUCUAGUGCAGUGGUCCUUUACAAUAUUUUGUGUUGUUCGAGGUCUUCAAGGACACCCUCAUGAAAACCACUUCUAGGUGAUUGGAGGUCUCUUCGUACGUUAUUUGUUAGUAUGAUGGUAUAAUUUUUAGUCGUUUGUAUGGAAAUCGUAAGAAAUUAGUCUUCUUGGGUAUAAGAACCUGAACGAGGGUGAAAUAUAUUGAGAGAAGGACGGUUAACUUCUUGGUCAGGCUGGUUUGCCACACUUGAAAAUGAGCACUUGAAUUGUAAUGAAAAACCCACGAAUUGUUGCCUGGGGCAAUGUUGAACUUCAUAUCAACCUGCUUUGCUCUUGUUUCGUGCAUAAGGGACAAGUGAUUACUUCUUUCUUUCAUUUUUCAGUGGUCAUCAGUUUCCCAGUCGACAUUGCGUUCGCCAUCUCUGCAACGAGUGCCAGAGCCAACGAAUUAUAUGACUACAUGCUCGACGUUAUCAAACUUAUCGUGGAUAAUUACGGCAUGUACACAGUACAUUAUGCAUUCAUGGUGUUUGGCGACGACACUGAUGUACGAAUACGCUUUGGCGAUGCAUUUAACAGCCCUGACCAACUCAAGGUUGUACUGGAAAAUAUUCCAAGAAUCGGUGGACAGCCGAACUUGGAGAAAGCGCUCGAGAAGGCUACAGAGCUUUUCCGACCCGGAUACAAAGGAGAGAGACCCGGCGUGCGUAAGUUCUUGGUAGUGAUUGUGGACAAGGACACUGUGGGAGACGUGACUCGGUAUGCAAAGAGUUUAGAAAACACAGGAAUAAAGGUAGGAGCGAUUUGUCAAGCUAGGAUAGGCUCCCAAAUUAUAAAAUGUGCCUAUAUUUAAGUUUUUUUUAAUAGACUGAACACACUGUGUAUUUUUUCCGAGAAGCUAGGAGACCAAAAGUGUAACUUACACAAGUACUUUUCUAUCGUAUGCAAAUUUAUCCAUAUCUUUUAUAAGGCCUCUUAUGACCAAGGUGUGGCAGCUAGCCUGAGUUGACUCUCCGCAAAGGGUAACCGGCCUGCGGUCAAAUGUUUAUAAGUGUUAGCAUACAAACAUUGGUAAAGCCUCGUCAGCUCUUUUACUGAGGAACUUGAGUAAUGAAUGACCUGGGUUGGUACUUCCACCUAAAUAACCAAGUUUGUUUUGGUCUUAUUCAUCCUGCCUUUCUAUUUCAUGUUUUGUAUUGUUAAUUUUUCUUGUUUCUGCAUCAUGACCUACUACCAUGCCGUCGUAUUGGACUUUUGCGCCACAUUUGUUUCCCAAUUUUUUUAGCUUUUGUUUUUUGUGUGAACAUGGAAAAAAUACCUUACUAUCUUGAGUACGAGGCGAAUGAGUUAGGUAAGAAACGACUUAACUGUUUGGGUACGAAACGUCCUAGCUGAGUACGAAACGAUGGAUAGGAAACGUCCGUGGAUACGAAACGACCGGUAACUGUCGGCAGAAGGGCUGACUCGACUCAUUAUUUACUGGUACACAUCGGCAAUUCGGGCUCUCUUUGUGGUCGUUCAACGUGGGCUUCAAAUCAAAUCGGGAUCUUGAAGAGAGGCCUUUAGAUGCAAGGCUCAAGUAAACACUAACAAUAACUAAAAAUGAGAAGUUACAAAUGACUGAGGAAGAUAAAUUUUUUCUUUCUGUUAUUUGUACUUGUACUACCCAAGCUAACAAUUUUAUUUUUUAAUUGAAGGUAAUCCCAGUUGCUAUUGGACGGGAAGUCGGACCGGGAGGCAUCAUAAUUCCACCUUACAAAGUAAUCGUAGAUCCUGAACCUGAUGUGGACAAACCGGAUAUACUGGUUCAAAAUAUAACUAAAGCAAUUAUUAUCGGUAAGAGAGAGGUUCGGCACGUCUUUUGCUAUUCCUACUCAUGAACUUACUCAUGAACAUAAGAGCUAUCGCUAAAGUUAUUUGGAUAUCUUACGCUUUACAACUUAUUUCUAACCCGUUAGCUUACUGUAAGUGAUUUCCCUUACUGUCCUUCGUUUUCUUUGCUGAGGCUACUCAAAAUGUCUGUCUUACUUCUUUUCCUACCUCUCAUCCCUCUCGAAUAACUUUUAUUUUCAAGCGAGUCUCGUAAGAAUUGUGGGAUUGUAAUGGUUUUACUUCACUGCGCUGUUUGAUGGGUCAAGAAAACUCUAGCCACCAGUCCUACCCAACCAAAUCCUUUGCAAAACGUUAACUAGUCGAGACUUGGUCAUUUGCUUUUCUGCUUGGUUACAUCCAUUUACACUCGUAUUUCUCAUUGGCUUUUUUUUAAACAUUCAUCUCCACUUUGAAAGGCUAUUCCGUUUAUCGUAUUCAGCCGAAAUUAUCUCCAAACAUUCUUUGAACCUCUGAUGAGUAUUUCCUUUUGCAGUUUUGGUCUGUCGUCUUCUUUUCUUUUAGGUGAUUGUCUUUUAACCAAAUGUGCGCACUACGCCAACUGUGUUCCCCAAAGGGAUGGUACGGCGUUUUGCUCGUGCUCUCUUCUCUGUUCUUCAUCUUUUCUUCCUGUUUGCGGAUCUAACUCAAGGACUUAUUGGAAUGAGUGUUUUCUUAGGAGAGAGGCUUGUUUCAUGCAACAAAAUACUUCAGUUGCUUCUAUUAAACGCUGUAGUAAGUUCUCUUACAUUCCACUUGUUACAUCCUCCAACGACUCUUCUACUAAAUGUUUUCUUCUUUCCAGGUGCAAAAUCAUUUUAUCAUAUACCUCUCUAGUUCCUGUUUAUUUUGUUUCGUCUCUAGACGUCCACAAAGUACAGAAGUCUAACUCUAUAUGGUUUGACUGGUGGCCUCUGUUUUUUUUUGACGAAACUUCGGUUGUUUCAUUUAUUCUUUUGCGAUCCUAUUGCAUUUGAAAAUUUUCAAAAGUCUGUCAAUUUCUAAUUCACUUUGCUGUCACUUCUUUAUCUAAGUUUUCCUUCUUCUGUCUUUUCUCUCUCCUCUUUACAUUUACAAGAACAAACUCCUUGUUCUGGAGUCAAAUGCCCCUUUUACGGCGCUUGUCAGCUUAAGGAUGAUAAAACCCAAUACUGCGCAUGCACCAGUUCUUGUCACGACAUCUACAAGCCGGUGUGCGGCAGUGAUGGAAAAUCGUAUUUGAAUGAGUGUUUUCUUCGCCGUCACGCUUGUGCUACGGAGAAACAAAUCAGUGUUAAGUACAGUGGCCUUUGUAGUAAGUCCUAAUCUUUUUGGUUAACUUUCCUUUGAUGUUGCACUUGAAAAUUACUUUACUCUAACUUAGCUGUAGAUAAAAUGUUGGUGGAUUAUUUUAACCAAUUUUCUUGGCUGUCUCCAAUGUUAACGAUGUGAUGAGGUAUGAAACGUCACUCAUUCAAGCUUUCCGUCAGAGUCAUGCCAGCAAUGCCAACAUCUAAUAGUUACUGUAAACUGUAGUCUGUAAGCAAAGUCAGUAGAGGUGAAUGGUCAGGAAACCCCACUGAUAUCUUUGUCGGGUGUUUUAUCGGUUUUUUGUUUUGUUUUGUUUUGUUUUUUUAGCUGAUAUUGCAUAACGUUCUAUAUCAUUCCAAUCAGUAUUUUGUUAACUGACUUCCUAGAACCUUCCUAUCUAUUAAAGCAGUCGCAAAGCGCGAACACAAAUCCAGUUUUGCACCAGUAAGAAGCUGCAAAUAUCAACUACCACAUCAGUAUUGUUACCUCCACUCACUAAAAAUAUGCCGUAGAACUUUCAUCAAUGAGCAACGUAGGAUGCAAGAGGCCUCGAAAAAAUCGUUACCUCGAGGACGUCAAGCAGAAUGGUGUGCUUCUAUUUUAUCGAUAAAAAGAAAAAUAUCGAUUUUAUUCUGAAUCACUAUUUGAUUUUUUUGAUUGAGGGAGUACAUCGCUGACCCUCUGGCCGUGUUUUUUUUGCUGUAGAUCCAUGUGAAGACGUCGUAUGUGACUACAACGCUGAGUGCCGAGCCUUGCCCAAUGACACCGCUCUCUGUCAAUGUCUGGAUGACUGUUCAGCGGAACCUUUUAAACCAGUUUGUGGAAGUGACUUGGUGACGUACGCAAGUGAAUGUGCUCUAAAAGGGAAGGCUUGUAAGAAUGAAAUGGCGAUUAGUGUGGUGUCAGAGGGAAUCUGUCGUGAGUAUUUGAAGACGCUUCUUCACCUUUUUGUUUGAUUGGUUUGGGAGAAUGGUUUAGAAGGAAUUUGAUUUAUUGUUUCUACUUUUUAGUUCAUCUUUUCUUAAUCUAGCGGGGGUGGGAAAGGGGGAAGGAGGAGGAGCUGUUGAAUUUGUUGCAUUUUUAAAAAAUAUUGAAAAUAUUAGUUUGAAGACUGUAAUAUAAAAUUGAAUUCAUCAAAGUGUAUGUCUCAUACCGUUCAUCAGUAUAUAAGUACCUCUUUGUACACUACUUAUUUCAUUAUUUGUCUGGUGUUGUUUAAUUUCCUUACUUUCCAAUAUUUAAUUUCUUUAGCUUCUUCUCCUUUGCAAUAAUUAAGUUGAUCUUGGGCAGUUGAUUGAUCCACCUUGACUGACGAAUCUGCUAGCUGCGGGUCAACUUAUUCUUGAAAUAUUCUGAGGAGAUGAAUAAUUAAGUUUGACGCGAGGGACUGGUAGAUUGAGGGUUGGUUGGAACAAAGAUUGGAUAAACAAUUAAGCUCAGUCUUGGUUUGUUCAGCUUGAAGGCGUUUAUUGGGGAAAAAGAUCUUCGGGGUUUUAUCCACCUAUGGGGAAAGUAAGCUAUAAACAUUAAAUUUGUCUGAAAUGCUAACUAAGGCUAAAACUGACUCAAAAAUGUACAUUAACCCUGGGUUAACUCAUCCAUAUUUGGAAAAACCUGUUCCAGACUUCAUGCGUGGACUUAAUAGCGUUUAAUUUUCAUAUCUCCACGAUUUUGUUAUAUUUAAAAUAUUGUCUUUAAUUUUUCAGAAAAAGCCACCGACCUUGCUUUUGUUAUCGGCGCUUCUGAACCUCAAGCGUCUGCUGUCUUUGCAAGAAUGGUAGCCAUGUUGAAUGACAUUGUUGAUGAAUAUGAGAUAUCUAAUGACAAAACACGUGUUGCACUGGUAGACUACAAUGGUCCUGCGACAACCAGGGCCUUAUUCAGCGACGGUUACAACAAACCCACCUUUAAAAGGAUCGCAAGUAGCUUACCAGUACCCAGAGGUCGACCGGGGACACUUAGCGACGCUUUAAGCAAAGUACGAGAUGAGGUGUUCACUCUUCAAAACGGCGCGCGGCCAUUUGCAGAGGAUGUUCUUGUUGUGAUGACCCAGGGUAAUUUUGAAGAUAAAUCUGCGGAUAUCAGGAACGAGGUCGCCAAAUUGAGAAGCAAUGCAAUCAAGGUCGUGGUGGUUGCCUUCACGGACGAACCGGGCGUAGACAAAUGGAACAACAUCUCCUCGGGGAAUAAUCUCAUUGUUAUAACCAAGCCUGAUAAAGAUAAGAAGGAGGCCAAGAAACUGCCUUACACUGUUAGCAAAGGUACGUCAUUUUAUGCAUAAAAGAGUGCUCUUAAAACAUCUCCAUUGCAGACACGUUUGCUGCUCGUGUAUCUUUGGUUCUAAAUCGAAAGGUCAAGAAUCUUUUUCUUAGGGCUCACGCAAUUAAUACUAGGCCAAGAAAAAUUAUUUUGACUAUUUUUCAGGACUCAUCUGAAAUUUAUUUAGUAACACCAAUUAUCUUAAAUUUACAUUCCUGUCAAUUUUGGACAGUAUUUCGCAGCUGUGCUGAAGUAAAAGCAUCUGGGUAUUCUUCUGAUGGCCAUUACCUCCUUCACAUAAGCGACAGAUGUAAAGAUCCAACUAGAAUCUACUGUCACAACAUGGCGUCCAACGAGCCACAAGAGUAUAUCACCUUGGAGUCUGGUGCCGAGAACAACUUCGCUAUUAUCUAUAAUCAGCGGCUUAAGAAUAGGUACAGUUGCAGUGGGCCUGCGCGAAGUGAGUUGUACGCUGAGCAAGGUUCAACGAACUUCUUCAAAGUGCGCCUUGAUAUCGCAAGCAUGAAAAUUAUGAGUCGUGACUUCACUUUUGCGCUGACUGUAGAGGGUAAAGACAUCCCGUAUGGCACAGCAGGGGAUUGUUACUCGGUGAACACUGGUAAAUGUCGAAAGGGUCAGUUCAAGGUUGACUUGAGCGGGACAAGACUUCGAGUGCGGGAUGAUGUGAGCUGGACAUUGCAGGGGUUCCCGAAUGGUUUGCAGAUUCAAGAUUACCAGAAGUCGCUUGAUGGUGCGGUGGUGUCUGCUAAGUGUGGAGGCUGGUGUGGUCGCUGUAAGCCGACCAGGGGAUUUAUAUUAGUGGAGCCUUUAUGUACUAUUCCUGCAGGUAGGCAACAAGUUCAAGUUGUAUGAUUUCCUCUUUUACAACUUUUUUUACCCCUAUUCCAGUCAUAAAAACGGAAAUGCCGCGAUAGCUACGAGACACCUCAUCCUGAACAAGCGAACCCCACUGACCUUUAUAAGUGAUACAAGAGCAGCUCAGCAAUGGUUGGACAGCACUUAACAUCAUUAGUCCCUUCCCUAAUGAGCAAACUUCAACGUAAACCAAAACAGUAACUGGCCAGAUAGGGGCCGAGACGGCUCAAUGGCAAGUGCUCUCGGUUCAAACCACUGUGGCCUGGGUUCGAUUCUUGAACCCGUUAUUCCAUGAAAGUAGAAUGUGUUGUUGUUAGUUCUCGUACGUGCUCAGAGGGCUUCCUGCGACCUCUCUUACUUGCCGUCUUUAAUAAAACACUCCAAACUCCAUUUUUGACGUGGAAACAAUCCUUGAAUGAUUAGCUACUUCGUAGAUGUGCCAACUUAUAUGUCAUGGUGACAGAAUAAAGUUUUAACCCCGCUGAGGGUAAUGUGGCAGCGUUUUACUCACACAAAUCUAAAACAAAUUUGUUGUCGUCCAAUUUCAGCGUGUCCAUUCCCCAUGGAUGUGGUCUUUGCUUUGGACUCUUCGUCCGUGUUAUCAUUAUCAGACUACAUCCAGCAGAAGAACUUCGUUGUCACAAUGAUCAAUGCUUUCACCAUCUCCGUCGCCAGGACGCAUGUGGGAGUCAUUACUGUGGGAGAGACAGCCAGGAGGGACAUUGAGCUUACACAGUACACCCAGUCUGAAAUACUUAAAUUCCGAGUAGAUGAACUAAAUGCUACCAAUGACUCUCCUUCAGAUCGGACAAUCAGGUUUACUGACAUGCUCAAACAGGCGACAACGGUGUUUAAAAAUGGAGGAAGGUCACAGGUAGGAUCGUACCUAUUUGUGCGUUUUACACCACGAAAAUUUUUCAUCCCAAUUUGAUUUUGUCAUUGUCGCCUUCAUUUUGACCCUAUCGACUGUUUUUAAACCAAGAACACUAUGUCUUGUCUUGAUGCAAUAGAUAGUAUGCUAAUCGUACAGUUGUAGCUGUAGGUCAGAGUGAAGUUUGUGACGUAGUGUGGUCAACCUCGCACAGAUUUUCCUCGGAAAUGCACGUAAGACAUAGAAGUGCUAUUACCAAGGGACCAGUCCUCGCAACGGAGGCGGGAUCAGUCCUCGCCUACAAAGUUUAAAGGGGGGAGGGGAGACCAAACAAAAUUGAAUGCCAACAAACGGGGGGGGGGGUCAUUAGGAUACUACAGAACCUGGCGGGGGGAUCAGGUAAAUUUUCUUGCGACACAACCAAAAAUCCUCUUACCCCCUCCUUCCUCCUUCCUCCCCCACUGGCGAUACAAAAUGAGCGGUUCCUGAGCUAAAGACAGGUCAUCGUGGUGUUAGGUCGUAUAGAGGGUUCUUACGUGACGUGCGUCUAGAGUGCUGUGGGGAUCGGCGUCGUUGAAAGGGUCGUAUACUUUUGAUUGACAUUUUCUGACAUUUAAUGCAUAUAUCUUCAUGUUGUCCUUUUAAAAACCUUUCCCUUCUUUUUUUUUUUCUUUUUUUUUUACAGGUUCCUAGGUCUUUAAUUGUGUUAGUUGCGGGUGAGAUCACCGAGGACCUUAAAUCUGCUGCCACCAAACUGAAGAGCACGGGCGUUCAGAUAUUUGUCGUUGCUGUUGGUGUGACUACACCAUCAUCUCGGCAUGUUAGUCUCGCCAGUGGAAGGAAGUUUGUUCACACCGUUGACAGUUUCGACGAGCUUGGUUCGUUGGCUGCAAGGUUGGCCAAGGACACGUGUGAAGGUGAGCUUUUCUUGACUUGCUAAGUGAGUUCUCCUAAGGUUCAUUACAUGAUACUAUGACUUAACACUUAGACAAAGGUUAACUUGUUUUUUGUCAUUUUUAAUGGAAAUUUAUAAUCAGCAAUUUAUGAUUUCCAUGUCUUAACUAUUUGUGAAGGAAUGUGCACCACAUUUUUCAUAAUUUAAAAAUUAUUACUUACAGACCCUUGCGCAAAGAAGAUUUGUCAGCCCUAUGCCCGCUGCAAGGCAAUCGAUUUUACUCGCACAGAGUGCGUGUGUCCAAAGAUCAGUGAUUGCCCAACCACCAAAGAUGAAGUAUGCGGCAGUGAUAGAGUCACUUACAACAAUGACUGUGUUUUAAGAGUCCAAGCCUGUACAAGAGGACAAGACAUCACUGUGGAUAAUUUGGGCCCAUGUGGUAAGAUUUGAACGUUUUGAAAACUCUGCAAAUACUUUCCUGCACUGGGUAUAUCCCUACGAAUGCCGGAAGAGAAUUUUUCAAGUGAAUGUGAUAUUUGAUCCACGCCUCUUUGCUAAUUUCUUUUAUAUCGCUCCGUGAUUGGUUUAGAACCAUCGUGCCUCCCUUUUCAAUCCAAUUCAAUAAACCAAUCAGAAGCAGGGAAUUCAUCUUUUCCCGCGCUAAGGCAGUGAACUUGAUGUUACUGAAUUCUCUGUGUUAUUUUCCGAUGCUCUAUUUUGCCCUCGCCAUAAUUAUGGCCAGAGUAGAACGACAGUAAAUCCAAAUUCGCUUUAAACCAUCGAUCUGUGUUGUAAUUUUUCUCUUAGGUUUGUGUGCUGGUGUUAAAUGUAAAGAGCAUGCGCACUGCGAGGUUAAGGGUGGCAAGGCACAGUGUGUCUGUAAGGACGUUAGGGAGUGUCCCCAGACUCCCACCCCUGUGUGUGGUAAGAACAACAGGACUUACAUCAACGUAUGCUACCUGGAUGUGGAGAAUUGUCGACUUGAAGAAAUUGUUGAUCAGCAGAGACCAGGAAAGUGUGGUAAGUACCCCGUCUCAUCUGGUUCAGUUUUCCUUGGAACCUGUUAGCGGGCGCUUGUGAGACUACUUAUUCUAUUUUAAAAAGAUCCUGGAUGAACUCCCAUCAGAUUAAUUCAAACAGAGUCAAAUAGCCUUUCGGCUUCCUCUUCUACCCACCAACAAUAUUCAGCGAACAUUUUCUAUAGUAAUGUUAAAAUUAUAGAAUGGUCUUAGGGAUUUAGUUGGCAAGUCCGACUUGAAGAAAUGAAAAAUACGUUAUAAUUUGUUUAUAUGUGAAUUCACUUCAUACAGCUUAACAAUUAAUAAAUCGUUUUAGUAUUUUUUUUUUCCAAUAUGAGUUUCCUUUCAUGUGUAUCUGUGAGAUCCUUUUGUAUUAGUUUCACGUCUUGGGGUAAUGGGAGAAUGCAAUCUUCGAUUGUAAUUAUGCACUCUUGUAAAACAAAGUGUUUAUAGUUUGUUGUUAUUUUUGUUGUUCGAUGCCAAGUCGAUGCAGAACUUAAGAGAGAAAAGGUGAUAAAGAUCUCAUGUCCUGGCACCCACGAGAGCCCCCCCUCCCAUCCCCUCCCCUUUCCCUUUACUACAAAGCUCGAAGGGUGAGUAGUCGGGUAGGGGGGGGUUCCUAUGUGGGCGUUUCCCUGCAUUUGGCGACAUGCGUCAAUUACGAAUAUUCUUUCCUUUUUUUGUAACGUUAUGUCAGAGCCUUGUGCCGAGGUGCAGUGUAAGGAACCAAAGUUGUGCAAAGCGGAUUCCCAAGGUAACGCUGAAUGUGUGUGCCCGGAUGAGAGAGAUUGUCCAAUGACUGUUCAUGCUGUGUGCGGCAGCGAUGGUAAAACGUACCUCAACGAGUGUGUGAUGAAGGCAAAGGCUUGUCUCAGAGAAAUGCCGGUUUAUAUCGUCAUGGAUGGAUAUUGUGGUGAGUACUGGUCUUGAUGUUAAAGAAAACGUUUUUGGUCUACAUUUGGCAAAUAUAUGCGUUUGAAUUUCACAAGUUCAGCAAAUGAACAAUAAUGGCAUCUGCAGAGAGGAUUCUGGACUAGAGGUAAUGUAACAUGCAGCAUGUAUAGAUAACAAGAGCCGACAUGUUUUAAUCAGUCACUUGCAAAUGUGACUUUUGGAAAAUCUUUUAACAAGAUUCGAGGUUUUUGAAGUUAUUUGCUUAAGAUAAAUUUGGUGUAAUUGCUGCUAUAAAUGGAGUUGCAAAUGCUGUUGGAGUUAUUGUUUAUUUUUUUCACACAGCGACCUCUUCUCCGCAAACACAAAUUCUGUAAUAAUGUAAGCCUGGCGGCUGAAGUUUUUGUAUACUGACCAAGCGUGAAAUAGUCAGUCAUUCAUUCCCAAGAUCUGAAUACAAAUUCUCACUAUUAUUUUUCAUACAUCUACUACUGUUUCAGCUCUGAUAACUUGGUUUUAAAUUCAACAAAACAUCAUGAUUGACAUUAUUCUUUCCUCUCUCUCCUUCCUGUCAGAAAAUAUAUUGAUAUUGUCAAGAGAAAUUCCUUUUUGGUCCCGUAAUCUCUUGGGUUUGAGGAUCUCAUGUAGAGUCAUGCAAAGAUUAAAGGGCAAUACACUAACAACAUAUCAUUUAUACCAACCUUCCUUUCCCCAGACCCGUGCGACCUCGCUAAGGACUGUGAGAACAACUCCGCCUGCAUCGGAAACGCGGACGGAACGGUCUCUUGUAGGUGUCGGACAGAGGCCGAAUGUCCAAAGGACGGUGAUGGUGUGUGUGGCUCAGACGGACAGACGUACAUUAACAAGUGUCUUUUGGAUGUGACAGCCUGUGAAAAUAAUGAGACUGUACGAGUUGUGCAUGAAGGACCUUGUGGUAAGAGGGUAAUGGGGUAAAAAGGGGCAUCAAUAUGGGACUCUGUUACUGGUUGGGGGGCUCUUACUCUGAUUUCUGCAUUAGUUUUAUCACAAUAAUGCCCUGCGUUUGUUUAUCAAAGUAUUAUCAAGAGGUAUUACAUUAUGUUUCAGAACGUCUUUUCUUUCCCUAUUUAUUUGGUGUAUUUGGCCUUAUUGAGUGUGGACAUCGCACUAACAUUACGCGAAAUGAUUAAUCAGUCGCCAAAUGUCUCCGACGGAGAAAGUUUUUUAAUGUUUGAAGGUCCCUAGGGGUAAUUUGUAGUUCGGUAACCAUGGUGAUCUCGUGAACUUUAUUGUCACCUUAGCAGCACUACACUCCAAUACAAUUGACGAAGUGUUUCAACUUCCGUAAAUUCGUCAAACUCAAUUAUUUUUUAAUUUUUUUCUGUGUUCAGGUUCGUGUAACCCUGGUAGUUGUAAUACCAACGAAGUGUGCAUCGGUCAAAGGGAUGGACCAUUUUUGUGCAAGUGCAUCGAAAUUAAAGACUGUGCCAAAGAAAAUGACCCUGUUUGUGGCACGGACGGGAAAACCUAUCUGAAUGAGUGCUUUAUGAAAGCGAUGUCAUGUGAGAAGAACGCAUCUGUUGGAUUGAGGCAUCAAGGACGUUGUGGUACUGUGCUUUAUGUGAUUUGGCCACAUUAUUUUACUCCUUUUUAAGAAGGCCUCUUCCAUAUUUCUUAGAUAAAAUAAACCUGCCUAAAACCUCACCAUGACUACAAUGAGAAUAAAAUACUGAUACCGUUUUUCGAAGAGAUUAGAGUCCGAUGCUGUGAUGUAUUUAUCCUUAAAUAUGGAGAACCAUCUUUAAGGAAGUAUGGUAGCCCGUGUCGCCAAGAAAAUUUGGUUAUCUCAUUAUUUAUUUGAACAGGGGUUUGUAAAGACACUCGAUGCUCGUCAGGCAAGAGGUGUAUGGUAAAUAAGUUGCAGAUACCAGCCUGUAAGUGUCCAACAGAAGACGAUUGCCCAAGAGAUUAUGAUCUAGUGUGUGGAAGUGACGGAAAGACUUACAUCAACCUGUGCAGAAUGGGGGUUGAAGCUUGUAUAACCGGACAGCCACUCAGGAUGAUUAAAAAGGGAGUGUGUGGUAAGGCUGAGAUUUUAUUGAGUCAAACGUUUUCAGAUGUUAAUAAAUAGACCUACUGAUUACGUUUUUGAAUUAAACUUUUUCGUAGAUCCCUGUAAAGCCUCACGUUGUAUGUACCAUUCUGUUUGCGGAGUUAUACCUGAUGGAUCAACUGAAUGCCGCUGUCCGCGCUUGGAGGACUGCCCGGAUGUCAACGAUCCCGUAUGUGGAAUGAAUGGCAAGACGUAUGAGAGUGAAUGCAAGCUGAAGGCUGAAAGUUGUGCUGCAGGAAUCGAAGUUACAAUGAAACAUAAAGGGCCUUGUGGUAGGAAAACAAAUGGAUAACCGUGUAUAUACUGUUGUGUUAUGAUAACCAUCGUAAUUACAAUAGAAAAUUGAUAAGUACUUUUCUAUUAAAUUUUGUAAUAUGGUCGGCCACGUGUUUUUCCUAAUUGAUUUCCUAAGAUUUCUUGGUGGCUCUUGCACGUCAUUUCCCAAUGAUAACAAUUUUUUCAGCGCGUAUAUCCUUAUCUUGUCGGUUGCAUUAUUGUGAUAAUAACGAUUCUUGUUUUGUAGUUAUUAUUACCAUUAUUAUUAUUAUUAUGUUAAUCUUUAUUUUUAUUUUCUUGUUGACAUUCUUUCCGAGAUUUGAUGUAAAAAUUUAGUUCGAAAAAACCGUUUUUUUAUGACGAUUUUUUUACAUUUCACCUGAUUAGGUUUUUAUUUGACACAAAAAGGAUGAUAUUUUUAAUGGUCGUUGACAUGAACAGACGAAAGUAGAAUCUAAAAUAGAGUUUUUCUCCAGGCCCCUGCUCAUUGUCAGAUUGUGUUGACUAUAAUGGCCAAUGUAUUGAAGCACAAGACGGAUCUGGGACUGCGCAGUGCAAGUGUCAAGCCUCUGACCAGUGUUCAAAUAAUGUCAGGGAGAUUUGUGGAGACAAUGGUAAAACGUAUCGAAACAUGUGCUUUUUGGAAGCGGAGUCGUGUCAACUUAGACAAAAAAUUGAAGUCCAACAGAGAGGACCGUGCAGUAAGUUUAAAACAAUUUUCUGACCAAUUGGUUGCCAUGUUGCUCGUGUUAUGCAAAGUCUGUUUGUGAGUAGUUUUCCAUCUGGCUUCAAUUUAUCAACACAGAAGCAGACAUUGCCCGAAAGUUCUAAUCGUUGAGCAACAAAGAGUUUUUAAAAAAGAGAGGAAUCAAUCGCCACGCUAAAAUUUUUUAUAAUUGAGGUCUAAACUUCGUGGAUGAAUUACGUAGAGGAAACGUGCGGAACUUAUUUAGAAUUGUUUCGUAUCUUUCCAUCAGCGCCAUGUUCCAAGUCUGUUUGCGCUCAGGACCAAGAAUGUGAAUUGGAUGCCCAAGGUAGAGCAUCGUGUAAAUGUCCUGAAUUCUGCCCCAGCCUGGGUGAGCCUGUUUGUGGCAGCGAUGGCCGAACCUACGAAAAUGAGUGCAAAGCGAGGAAAGAGUCGUGCGAGAAGAAAAAAGGACUCUUCUUCAAACCUGGUGCCUGCGGUAAGUUGAACUAAUAAAAACAAACCGAUAUCUGUUUAGUCAUCUCACACCUACUUGCAAUUCAUCUUCUUAUAAAUAUCGGUAGAAAAUUUGUUUUGAUAUGAAGCUAACAUCCUUUUGCUGUUAACUUUCUCAUUUCUCAUCACCUGUUUUAUGUAUAAAUAUCGAAAGUAGAAAUUGCUUGUUAACUACUUCUGGGUGUUAAUUGGAGGUGGGGAACAAAUUUCUAGUUUAAAACAAAUUUAGGCUUUUAUUUUUUGCGAGCAAACGGGUUUGUCUCAGAAGGCUUGUCACGCAAGGUUUGUAACGUUAUAGACCAGACUGAGAGAAUCAUAGGAAAUGAAUGAUGUUUUAGUUACAUUCUCAAAGAUAACAGUAAAGCGCUUGAUUUCCAAUUCGUGUUUAUUGUAGUAAUUGCUUGUCUCUGCUUUCAGGAUUGGUGGUCGUUCCCUGCUCACUGAAGAGUUGCAUAAAUCACGCCCAAUGCGUGUUCUCGUCUGGUACAGUGGAAUGCCGCUGUCCAGAUAAAAACGAAUGUUCCGAUGUUACGAGCGUGGUUUGUGGCAGUGAUGGAGAAACUUACACAGUUUACGACAACGAGUGCCUUAUGAGAGUUGAUUCCUGUAAAAAGGGCAAAAGAAUUGUUCCAGUUACUCCUAACAAAUGUGGUGAGUUUUUUUUGUCAGGUCGUCACCUCUUGUUUCUAUUGACUCAGAUUAUUUACUUUAUCUAUUUACCUAUUUAUUUUCUAUAACUGAUUAAUGACAAUUUUCAAUGGCUUCCACAGCUCCUUGUGAUUUGGCCAGCUGUCACAGCUUUGCUACUUGUGAAAUGAGGAACAACAAAGCAACGUGCGUUUGUCCGUCAGAACGUGACUGUCCAUGGAAAGUUGACCUGAUCUGUGGUUCUGAUGAUCAGAGUUACCUUAACGAGUGUGUUAUGAAGGCUAGGGCUUGUAAGGCAGGGAAGAAGGUCACUGUCAAAAGAAAGGGCUAUUGUGGUGAGUGGUCACGUGACAAUACUAUGCUUCCAUGACUUGCAUCUCGAUUGAGGACAAGAUGACUGACUGACUGACUUACUGGCUGGCUGACUGGCUGAAUGACUGACAGACUGAUUGACUGACUGACUAACUUACUGGUUGACGGACUAAAUUGAAAUAUUCACGCAAAUUUGUUAAAGGAAACGAAAAAAGGGGAAGGAAAACUCCAAAGUUCUCGAAAACAUGGGUCCUUUAAUUUAGGGUAUUCUGUUCGUUUACCAUUUGGGUUUGAGUUUAUAGAACACGAACUCAUGCCGAAUGAAUAAAUGCUUUUGAGUCAAAAACUUUUCCCCACGAAUUUAUUCUUUAAUGAGUCGACCUCUUACUUUCCUCUUUUUCAGUUUAUUCAUUUCCGAGUUGAUUUACCGUUUCUUUGUUUUCGAUAGGCAUUUGUGAUUUGGUAACAUGUGCUAAAAACGCUGAAUGUUUCAUCCAAUCGAACGGUCUCCACGAGUGUCGCUGCCCAAGAGAAGAUGAUUGUCCGUCGACAUUGGAGAAAGUUUGCGGAAGUGAUGGCAAAACCUAUGACAAUGAAUGCAAACUGAAAGUACAAUCGUGUUCUGGGGAUGGUAGUCUUGUGGUCAUGAAACAAGGACGCUGCGGUAAGGAAGUUGUUUUGCCCCCUUCCAGUAUAAAUGUAGAUUCUGCUGGCCCGAACACAAUGGUCACGCGUCGGGAAUGCGCAACAGGAUCAAUUCUGAUCGGCCGCACACAUAUUUCCCACGCAAAACACAAUGAACAACGUAUGGGAAAGUAAAUAGAAAUUUUCACUCAAAUUUGGUGAAGGAAACAAAAGUAAGUAAAGGAAAAGUCAAAAGUUCUCGAAAAAAUAGGUCAGAUUUUGAUUUGAGCUUCAUCAGAAACGUUACACAUUUUAAAAACACCAUGACAUUCUAGCUUGUUUGGUUGUGUAGAGCUCCUGUAAGACAUUAUGGUUCUGACAGCAUGAGAGCACUCUACUUAGCCUUUGCAAUGUUUGCACGCUGGUCUGUCGCAGUAGAUUGUUAAGUAGCCUUAUAAACGGCUAAUUUUUCGAAGUCUCUCUCUUCUUUUUUCAGAUGAUUGCACGGGAAUGAAGUGCCAACCGAACCAAGUUUGUAAAGUAAUUCAGAGCUUAGCCACCUGUCAGUGCCCUAACAUACGCGACUGCAGUUAUGUUCCAGCGCCGGUCUGCGGCUCAGACGACGUUGAGUAUCCUAACGAAUGUCAUCUCAAGGUCAAGUCCUGUUCCGCUGGUGGUGCAUUGGUCGUAGAAAACAAAGGCCCGUGUGGUAAGUCUGGUGGCCGGCACUUGCGUCUUGUUGAGCAGCACGUGUCUGAUCUCUAGCAGCGACACCUCUUAUCCAGAACACGUGCCUCGUGUUAAGUUGUUACGCAAGUGAAUUUUCGGUAUUCUGAUAUGUUUAAGUGUUGACUUUUGAAUUCUUGCGAAGGAUCGAAAUUUGUGUAGUAAUUUCAAGAUCUGGAAUGAGUAUCGAAAGGAAAGAUUAAGUAAUUAACAAAUGCACAGAAUUAUGUAGUUUGUGCCGUGCUGCAAAAUGUGUACAGACUCAUAUGUGUACAUAUCGCUCACAUAAAAUACGCUGAUUAAAACGGUGUAUUACCGCGUUUUACUGCAAACUUAUACAGCCGCCAUUUUGUUAUGGCCAUACGAUUUCAAUCAUGACCUCGAGUCUGAAAAGUGCGGACAAUUGAUUUGAAAGAGUCUCGAAAAGCGUUCAGAAAAUGUGUAGGAACCCGUUAGACGUUUCAGGUCAAUUAAAACUUGAAAAGUGAUUUGUUGAUUGAAUUUUCUCCCACUUUCCCCAGUGGGUGGCUGUCGCCUCCUGAAGUGUCCAAUGUACGCAGUUUGUCACAACGCUCCAGAUGGGUCACGCACUUGUGUGUGUCCAAGGAAAAAGGACUGUCUACCAGUAAUAAAGACAGUGUGUGGCACAGACGGUAAAACAUACAUCAACGAGUGUCUUAUGAAAGCUAUCGCCUGUGAGAAGAAACAAAACACUGAGAAGAAGAACGAUGGAUUGUGUGGUAAGAAUAUAAGUUAGGAAUAUAAGCUUCUGUACAGAAUAGUUGAAUAUUCAGGGACGCCUUCUCCCUUGUAAACCAUCGUAAAUUUUGAGAUGCAGGGGAUGACGAGAGUCGCGAUUCAUGGUAAUUGGAGGGAAUCAAGUCCGCGCCUGGGGGAGAGGCCCUAUGUUCAUAAUGGUAGGGGUGGUAUUAAUCAAAAGGAACAUUUAAUUGUGCAUGGGUCUGCGCUUCGUUCAAAAUUUAAACAACUCUCCGUACUAAGCCCACCUGUUUAUUUUUCAUAUUCGUGGUACAUUUAAUGAAAUAUUCUGUCUUUCAUACAAGAACAAUCUCUGAAUGUUAUUAAACUGGGCCCAGUUGUUCGAAGGCCGAUUAGCGCUAACCCAGGGUUAGAUUUUAAUCUGGGUUUCUUUAUUCCUUUACUUUAAAGCCUUUUUGGGAAAAUUUUCAGUGUCCUUUUCAAAGCAUCAAAUAAUCUUACUCUAGACAAAAAGAAUUCGAUUGAACUUUCUUUUAAAGCUUUUAGAUCUGAAAUCGGAUUUCACACUAACCCUGGGUUAUCUUAACCCAGCUUUGAACAACCCGGCCCUGAAUGUGACAAAUCUCAACGUUAUACGUUAUCACUGCUGCUCACAUUUUUUGCAGACCCAUGUAAGUUUGUAGCCUGCCAAAAGCACAACAAAUGUGAGGUGCGAGCGGACGGCUCCACUCAGUGCGUGUGCCAGUCACGGGAUGAAUGCCCGAUCGGAGGAGAUUCCGUGUGCGGAAGCAACGGUACUACUUAUGAGAACGAAUGUGACUUCAAGGCCGCUGCCUGUGGAACUGACUUGAAGAUGAAGAAAGGAAAAUGCGGUAAGAAAGAGCUACUCUUUUGCCUUUGUCAGGGAUUGGAACUUUUCAGAUACAUUGUGACUGUUAGAUAAAACCAAUUAAACCCUCUGAUCUAUGUUUUAAAGUAUCCAACGAAAACUAGCUGAUUUAUUUUGGUGAAAACGUUGAUAAUCGUCAAUUACCAGCUUCACUGUGAAUGGGAUCGCUAAAUCUAUGACCAAAACACGACGAAAUAAUGAGGAUUACGUGCGGCAGAACAAAGAGUGCUGGGCUGUGAAGGCAAUUGGAAUGGUCGCGUAAACUGAUGUAUAUAUCGUAUUUACCCCUGGUCGCUUAUCUACCGAGUAUCGACCGACCAUUGAUCGACUUAUCCAUGGAUAAUCGAUCGUUAUAGGUAACAGGGGUGACAGACAUCACACAUAAUCCGGUAAGCUCAGGCGAUUUGGGGUCGUGCGGAAAUUGUGUGAAAACGCGAAUCUUGUCGUUUUAUUGUUGUUAUCUAGAUGCAUGCUCCUUCCAUCAAUGUAAGCCAUAUCAAGACUGUGUUGUGGUUGACAACACAGCGAAGUGCCAGUGUCCUAGAGGAUGUCCGUCCAACGAGGAUCGAGUGUGUGCUAACAAUGGGAAAUCGUACACAAACGAGUGUCUGAUGCGGGUAAAGGCGUGCAAGGCUAGAAAGCAGCUAAUUGUGGUCAAGAAAGGGGAAUGCGGUAAGAGAUUAUCUUUUUCUAAAUCUCUACUUCCCUCUUCAGAGACAUACUGAGUUCGAGGCCCGUAUUGUACGUUAAGGAUCAGGUUUUUUCCGCUCGGUUUUAUGGCCCAAGGGUAAACCGCGGGUCAUAAAUCCGAGCGGAAAAAAACUAGGCUCUGAAACUAACGGUGCGGAGCGAGAAACCGCGAUUAGUAAGAUUUUUAAGAUAUCGCUGGGUUCAAAUAGAGGAGGAACAUAGUGCACCUACUUAUUGAGAGAUAUAAUAAACCUCGUUGUUAUAUGACAUGAUAGCCCUGAUGUAAACCCGAGCGUUCUGAUUGGCUCUUACUCGGUCGGUAUUCUGCCUACGGACUGUUUCCAUGGAAACGGUCAUAAGCCAUAAACCAUUGCUGUAUUUUUGCUCGCGAAAGCCAGCAAAUACAAAAUAAACAAGUUUGGUUCGAGCGACAUAUGAUAAACUACUUACUAACCUCAGUUGGUCGAGCUGCACUGGGAAAUACUACCACGCCCUUCAGUGCGGCCAUCACGCUCAGUUAGUAAAGUAAGUAGUAAAGUAAAGCCUUUAUACGGGCCCAGGUGGCCCAUGGGGCCGGUGCUUAACUCCGGUUUUCUUAACAUGAAGCGGCUAGGAGUAUUGCUACUCCCCCUGGAUGGGAUGCUGGUCCAUCGCAGGGGGAGUCCAGCACAUUUGCUGGUACCCGUUUGUACACCUGGGUGAAGAGAAGCACUGUGAGAGUAAAGUGUCUUGCCUAAGAACACAACACAUUGACCUCGAGCGCACUAACCAUGAAGCCACCGCGCCUCUACACUCAGUUCGUAAGGAGUUAUUAUUUUUGGGUCUUGGAAUAUUUUUAUCCUCCAGUCUUUAAAUACAGGGUUCUUAUAAGGAAUUCUAGCUUCCAAAUUUUGCACGGAACAGGGUUUCUAUUAAAGGUAUAAUGUGUGGAUUAUUUUGUUUUUAAUAGAUGCGUGCGCCCUGAAGAGAUGUGAUUUAUACCAACGAUGUGUCCUUAAUAGCAACAACCAAGCAAGAUGUGUUUGUCCUUCUCCCCUCGAGUGCCUGCGCAGUCAAGCAGCCUCGCCUGUGUGUGGUAGUGACGGUAUAACGUACGCAAGUGAGUGUGCGCUGAGGGCAGCGAACUGCCCGAAACGAUCGAAGGCUCGCCUGCUGUUCAGGGGAGAGUGUGGUAAGUAUUUCAAAGGUAUCUAAAGUAUGAGAACAUCGCUUUAGAACUCCAAAGACUGGCAUAUUACUUGAAGUAUUUUGCAUUAUUUUACUACCAUUAUUGGGAGAACCGUUUAAAAAGUAAGCUUAUGAGAUUCUUCGUUUGCUUCAAGCCGUCGCUUAAAUGAAAAUUACGAGUAAUUUUGUUUAGUUUUUCGGCUCAUUUAUGUUAAAAAUUUGCAUCGAUUGGGGAUAAUUGCUUUUUGUUAAUGAUUAGAACAAAUAUAAGGAAGUUCUCCAACUGUAAUUGGACGUUAUUUUUGGAACAGUUUUAUAAUUUCCUACAAAAAUAAUUUCUUUUUUUUCAGGAUGAAUUUUAAUUACUUCAAUUUACUUAAACCACAGGUUUGGUCGUUCUACCCUGUACCAGUACUUAUUGUAGGUAUGGCGCGAGGUGUGGCUUUACAAAGGGUUACCCAGAGUGCAUUUGUCCCGUGGAAAUUGAUUGUCCGUUAGAAGACAACCCCGUGUGUGGUAGUGACGGAAGGAGAUAUCGCAAUCCAUGUGUCAUGGAGGCUAGAGCUUGCCAGAUGAGAAAGGAUGUUACAAUCGUAGAAUUCGGUGACAAAUGCGGUACGAAGAAAAUUUUACCCACUAAAAUGACGUUAGUAGUAGUAUCAGGUGUUGCUUUCGAUGCCGUGUUUUGAAACUUCGCACUUUUUGCUGCGAUCACUGUUUUUUGUUUUUGUGUUUGUUUUUUGUUUUCUUUUGCGCAAGAAGUGAGCUCUUGUCAAGCCCCACUCUACCUAAGAGAUAAAACAGCUACUUGUGAAUUACUUUAGAUUUUGACUCACAAUGGAUCGGCGCGUCUUCCAAGAGAGUUCUUAAAUUAGAGAUUGUAACGAUCUGAAUGUUUCAUUGAAAAAGUUUAGACUCAUCUUUUUAGGAAAGCUUUUCAAGAGAAUUUGAUAUUUUACUAUUUUUUAGACAUUUUACUUGAUGGACAAUAUACCUUUAAGCUAAUAAGUUAAGAAAAUCAUAAUAAUCGUCUGAUAAUAAUAAUAAUAAUAAUAGCUUUUAGCGUUUGUAACAGAACUAGAUAUAUUAUUUCAUUUCGACAUAUUACCUAUUGUCUGCAAAUGAAUUUUUUCCGGCAUGUUAUAAAGCUUAAGUGAGCCUAUUUACUAUUCGCCAUGAAGUGCGUUUGGACAUCACUGGAAAUUGUGCUAUAGAAACAAAGUAUUAUUAUUGCUGUUUUUAUUAGUAUAAUAACUAUUAUUAUUAUUAUUAUUAUUAUUAUUAUAAUUGAAGAUGUUUUGUUAGGGGAUACAAUGUUCUCCUCGUUUAGCAGGGGGGGGUGCUUGCAUCUCAGGGACCAUUACAUAGUAACUCAGUCUUGCGUGUUGAACAAACAAGAAAGAGAUCAGGGCCUAGUUGUUCAAAGACCGAUUAGCACUAACCCAGGGUUAAAUUUUAAUCAAUGUUUCUUUAUUUCUUUAUUUAAGAGCCUUUUAUAGGAUAAUUUUCCCCAUUCUUUUAGACCAUCUAAUCAUCAAAUUGUGGACAAAAAGAAAUAAAUUAAAUUCUCUUUUAAAUUAUCAGAUUUGAAAUCAAAUUUAACAUUACCCCUGGGUUAACUUAACCAAGCUUUGAAUAACCCGGCCCAGAAGUGAAACUUCGUCAAUUCUUCAGAUGGGAGAGAAUAGUAUUAACCAUGAGCGUGCUAUCCCUCAAUAUGGCGGUUUCACGGAAGGUUAGAAUUCUUCCAUCAUUUGUUGACAUUUUAUUGUUAAUUCUCCAGGAGCAUGUCGGCAAGCAAAUUGCGAGAAAUUCUUUGCCACAUGUCGGUUCACUAACACUGGGGUGGCAACUUGUAUUUGUCCUGAGGAGGAUCAGUGUCCUGUGGAAGUUGAUGAAGUGUGCGCCAAUGAUUCCAACGUGUAUUCUACAGAAUGUCACAUGAGGGCGAAGGCCUGCAAGUCAAAGGUUCCUCUUGGUGUUGUCAAGAAAGGACCCUGUGGUACGUGUUACUCUACAGUUAAUUAACUCAUAGCGGAAAUUAUUUGAAAAUGCAUUUUCAGGCCUAAAUUACGAAAAGAAUAAUUUCUCAUAAGGUCAUGCACACGCUGUCGCCAUCAUAACAUUAAGACGACUGAAGACCACCACAGAGCAGUCGAGACGUUACAAUCCCACAACGAAUACGAUUACUUUGUAAAACAAAAUACAAGACGUGGUUAUAGAUGUAACUGACCAACAAGUAAAGUAAAUAACAGUGCGGAAAGUUUAUAUCGGGUGCAAAGAGUUUAAAACGAAUGCUUAAAAGUGAUAUCUACACUUUAACCCCCUAAGAAUGAUGAGUAUCUAAUUUCUCCCUUUUGUAUCACUCCUGAAUCCCUCAUUUUGGUUACUAGAAUAGAGAUGAUCACCAACGAAAGAAGCUCUUGAUUGUUAAACAAAUUCUCCUCGUCACCACCUCAGGAAAUGUAUAGAGAUCAGUAUGGAGAAUGUGCAUACUGAUGCUAGGUUUUUAAAGGCCGGGUUAAGGGUAUAUAGUUACCAAACAAUCAAGUAAUUUUGAGUGUAAUUUGGAAUAGAUGAUCACUCGUUAGUUUUUUCAAAGACUUCAAAUUACACUUGCUUUCGAGCACCUGCAAUGUUCUUUAAUCUCUAAGCAACUCACCCUUGCGAAAUCGUUUGAAAAUUCGACCACACCUUAAAGAACAGUCUUCUCAGUUUUCAUUUUUUGUUGUUAAACAGAAACUUGCGCAGAUGUCAAGUGUGAAUUCCACGCCAAAUGUGAUCUCAUUGAUAGAAAACCCAAAUGUCAGUGUCCCAAAGAGGAGGAUUGUUCUUCUUUGAAAUCAAAUCAAAUUGUAUGUGGAUCCGAUGGCCUGCAAUACGACAAUGAUUGUUAUAUGAAGGUGAAAUCAUGCAAGGAAAAAAGGUCGAUUACAGUCAAGAACAAAGGAGUCUGUGGUAUGUGCAAUGUUGUACAAAGAUAAACGAAGAAUGGUUACAAUUACCGGGAUUGGUGUUGGAUUUUAACUAUCCUGAAUAAUGCUUUUACCACUCUUGAUCAAUCAACAGUCACUUUCACAUUUAGUCUUUUGCAUGAGCUUUUUUUUAUAGGCCGUUUAAUUUGAAAAGUUAAGCUAAAUGUUUUACGUUUUUUGUAAAUAUUAUCACGUUCGCAUCAAUUGUUCGAGUUAGCGGGGUGCUACUGAUGUACCCACGGCAACUGAAAUCAGAUAAUCUUGUUUGGUUAAAAUGACUCGUGUUCCAUGUCUGUAGACUUAUAGGGAAUUUCACUUUUUGAUUUCAACUUAAUUCGCAAAUGGGUUUUAAAUCUUUUUUCGGGAAUGUAGGUUCUGACUUUUCAAAUAAUAAGUGUCAUUGAAUGAAAGUGAUCUUCGCAGUAAUUUGCACUACUUAGGCAGUAGUGAAAAUAAGGCCUGAAAAAAAUUCAGGCCUGUACGGGAUUUGAACCCAUGACCUCUGCGAUACCGGUGCAGCGCUCUACCUAUAUGACUUUCAUAUAUUCUUAACCAUUUAAUAAGUGUCAUUGUUUGUUCGUAUGUUUUCAUCCUUUGAUUGUUUUUAUUCUAACCAAUGUUUCUUUCGUGUUCUUUUUUUCACGACUCUCACGGAUUUCUUUCCGACACUGUUCAGAACGAGGUAAGUUGAACAAAUAGAGAAUAUGAUAACUAUUCAUGUUUUCAGCAUUCCAGCAGCAACUACAACGAAAGAAAAGGAUUAUGCGAUUUAAACGUGUUUUUCUGGAGCGCAGUCAGGGCUCCUAAGUUAUAGAUCAUAAGGUGAUCGUUUGGAUGAGGUACGUCCUGAAGAGUUUGUGACAGUGGACAUGAGCAGAACACGUCAUAAGAGUCUAGUAAGGACGACUGCGUCAGUCGACUGUUUUUAGAUCAGAAAAGCUGUGUUUCUGUUGGCUUGAAGACACAAGUGACCUUGGUGAGCUGUGUUUGGUCAGUUUAGUUCGUUCGACAAAGUUAGUUCGAUUUGUUCAAUUCGUUUGUUUAUAACGGUUUCUUCUGAACAUAGAAGGACUUGGAAGUUGUAACCACUCAACGGCGACAAGAGAAAAGAGUGCUUCUUUUUCCUAUGCAGUUGUAUUCUUAUCAAAUUUAUCUAAAGGCUGGUAUGAUUUUCAAACGUCUUAAACUAGAUUUAGACAUAAGAAUGUCCAGUGAUGACACAUCCUGAGAACUUGAUCCACGCCUUGCGUGCCUAUCUGUUGAAUUACUACCGAAAGUUCAAUCUAUCUCUUUGAUUCUUUGUGUUUCGAUGCAUUGUGCUGGAAUAUUUUUCUGUAGUUUGCUUUUAACACUCUUUUAAUAUUCCUUUUUCUCUCCGAGCUUAACAAUUUGUGUCGCGGAUUUUCUAUCCUUCCCACACAGACAAUCCAUGCUCUACAAAACAGUGUCCACCAUACACUGAGUGUACACUUGACAGUAACAGAGAAGCGCAGUGCUCAUGCGUAAAGCGGUGCUCUCUCAUGUUUGAUCCCGUAUGUGCCAGUGAUGGCAAGACAUAUUUGAAUGAAUGCGUGUUCAAAAUAUCAGCUUGUGCAUUGAAGAGAAACACAACCAUGCUACACCAAGGCCAAUGUAGUGAGUUUUUAUGUCUUCUGUGAUUUCCUUCUUUGUAAAUCGAGCUAAUGAUAUCUUCUCUAAUAUAUUUCUGAGAUUUCGUUUAAGGUACCUUAGAAUGAUCUUCUUACAGUCAAUCUUUUAAGCGCUCUGGCAUGCCUCUUGCCAUAAUAUAUGUUUAUUGAUUUGAUCUAGUCUCUUGUUAUUUCCAUUUGUCCCUCAAACAAUCUUCCAUCAACUGAACGAUGUCUACCAACAAAUGACGUCUCGAACUCUCCUCAAGACAAGACAAGAUCUUCAUGAUUUUAGAGAGCACUUUUAGAUCUUCGCACCUUCGGCUGCCAAGCCUUUUAGUUUUAUCUUUUAACAAUUUGCCUGUUUCCCUCCCACUUUUUAUUCAGUCAAUUCUCUAUAUUUUCCUCUUUACUUUUUCGUUACACUCUCUCAGCGCCAUGUUCUACGGUCACGUGUCAGCGCUAUGCAAAGUGUGUGUCCACUAAUGAUACCACCAUCGGAGUGUGUGUCUGUCCACAAGACUGUUCCUAUGAGCCACGCCCUGUAUGUGGCAGUGAUGGAGAAACUUACAUCAACGAGUGUCAGUUGAAAGUAACUUCAUGUAACCGAAAAGCGAACGUGUCCGUUUUUCGCGCGGGGAAUUGCAGUAAGUUGCACAUUUACUCUGACUGUGUCUGUUCUUUCAAUCUUAAUUCUUUUAGCUUAAAAUUGCCUAGCACUAAGAGAAACUUUCACUUUAUUUGAAUGUACUAAGAAGUCUAUUCUUGACCAAACACAUUAUUUUUAACCAGCUUUGCACGCAAGUACAACACUUCCUUUCCAUUUUCAGUCAUUUCAUCAGGGUGUAGUUUUCAUAGUCUCAACCAGUUCUUGUUCUUCUCUGCUGAAAUAUUUUUCUGUUAUUCUCGCUCUUUGCUUCCUUAAUUUCAUUGUUAAUUCUCAGAUCCUUGUUACUCCAAGACAUGUCCGCCAUAUGCUAAGUGUGUUUCUCAGUCCGGGACCUCCGCCGUCUGCGUAUGUCCCGGUAAAUGCCCGCUGGUUUAUGAGCCACUUUGUGGCACGGAUCGCAAGAGUUAUUUCAACCUGUGUGCUCUUAAACUGGAAGCUUGUCAAUCAAAUACAAACAUUACAGCAGCUUACAAGGGAACGUGUGGUAUGAGACCAUCACUUGUCAUUUUUACCCUCACUGCGACAUUCAAUUCAUAAGAUAGCUUAUUUUUUUCUUGUAUCUUUUCCAAACAUUUCACGUCAGUUAUGGUUAAUCUCUUUUCGACGCAACGCUGUGACUUCAGCGGUCAGAACUUUGGAGUCUUGAUCGACAGAUAUCCAGUUUAAUCUUGGGUUGUGUCAUUGUGCUAUGUUUUCUUGGAUGACAUUUCUCUCUCCACGCCCCUCUCCACCAGGGAGAAUGAAUGGAUACCAGUAAACUGUUGGAUGCAUCCAAUCCAGGGGGAAAUAGAAAUAAUAGUAGCCAUUUCAUGCCACUAAAAUUGGUGAUAGGUACGGGUAUCCUAUAAGACUAAUUUCAUUUCCAUCGUGUGGUGAAAUAGGAUAAGUCUGUAUUCGAGCCAAGGGUUGCAUUCUGUCACCCACCUUAUCCCGGUUAAAUAGCAUGAAGUGACUAGGAGUAUUACCACUCUCCCCUGAAUGGGACGCCAGUCUAUCGAAGAUAACCCUCCCUCCACUUCCCCCCGCCCCCUUCAUCAGGCUUCCCCGGCAGUUCGCCUGUACCUAUUUAUACUCCUGGGGUGGAGAGGGGCAUGGUUAGAGUAAAGUGUCUUUCCCAAGAACACACAACACGAUGACCUGGCCAGGUCUCGAACCUGAACCUCUGGACGCAGGGGUCUGGAGCACUGACUGUAAGACCGGUGCGUCUCCUUUUAUGAAUUUAAAACGAAUGAUUGAUGAUCUCUUUUUUUUCAACCUCUCCUCCUACUUUUGGGUUUUUCUUCUUUUGACUCGCUUUUCCUUUUUCUCUCUCGCAUCAUCGCUCUUUCUUCUUUGGGGUUGUAGACAGUCCCCAGAAUCCUUGCGCUCUCAGGACCUGUCCGCCUCACGCGAAGUGCGUUAUUGCGGCUAAUGGUACAGCAGACUGUGCAUGUCCAAGGUCUUGUCCUACGUCCUUGAAUUUUGUGUGCGGGAGUAAUGGAAAAAGCUACCGUAACACUUGUGAAUUGGAGAGAGACUCUUGUAAAAGGAACAAAGUUAUUAGAGUCUCCCACAAGGGCUACUGCGAAAGUAAGUAAAGAUUCCCUUGUUGCCUCAAUUUCCUUCUAUAGCUCAUUGUUUAAUGUCACACAGUUCUGGUAGGACUGUUUAAAUCUGAUUUGCAGAUCGCUUCACCAUAACUGUGUCUAUUGAAUUAUUAGACCAACCAACCCGCCAGCUAAUCAAAGCUCUAAGCUAAUGUCCAACAGACUUACUUACUUACUUUCAGAAAUUUUGUCGUUUCGCCAACGGGUUGUUUCGCUAAUGACCAGUCCGUUAACGACUUAGCUUGAGUCGUUUCCCCAAUCUUUCAGGUCGGUUCGUUAACAUCUCAUAGGUCGUUUCGCUGACAUUCCAGGUCACUGCACUAACCACCUAAUUAUAGCAAUACGUGGGAGAAAUUAUUGUUUAUUGAAGCACUUAACAAGUUUUCAUGCAUAGAAAUACUACCCAACAAACGAAGAACAUUUUAUGAAAACAUUUGCGUAAAAAUUGAUGCGUAGAAAUUUGACGAAUGUCAUGUUAAUCUACUAACCUCUUUAAUCUGUUCUAAUCUUCGAAGUCCCUUGUCAUGAAGGCAAAUGCAAAUACGGUGGAUAUUGCGAGCUUGUUAACAACACCGCAACCCGCUGUCGAUGCCCAAGGUGUCACUUUAGAUACAAGCCGGUCUGUGGUACUGACAAAAUGUCUUACAUAAACCACUGCCUUCUUAAGCAGCAUGCCUGUCUUACCCAGACUCAUAUUUCCGUGGCGCAGCACGGUCGUUGUUGUAAGUGCCGUAAUGUUCUUCGGUCAAUAAUUAUGGUAAUUUUAAAAAAUUAUUUUUAGGAAUUCUUUGCAUUGCUUUUAAAGUUUACUGUGAGCUGAACAGUGUUUACUAAACCUUUUAUCACCAGUAUAAAUAAUUUUACCGUAAUCGUGCAACCGCUCAUUUGAAAAUAUUUCAUGUUUGAGUCACCUUAAAAACGUCUUCUAUUUUUUCAUAGUGACAAUUAAAAGAAAUUAGUUAUUCAUCAAAUAUUCUUAAUGACUUUUUGUCUCUUUUGUCUUCACCUGUGCCCCUUUUCUCUGUCCUUUGUAAUUCGCUUAUUUCGCUACGCAAUAAAACGCAAGUGAAUGUUUUUCCGCGUUCAUUUAGGGGUCUUACCAUCCUCCAAUCUUCUGUUAUAAUGUUCCAAUUAUUACUACCUCUUCCCAGCGUGCAAUAGCUCCCGCUGCCAACACGGCGCCAAAUGUCUUCUUCUGGAGGAUGGGUCCGAAUCGUGCCAGUGCCCUCUCGGCUGCUCGUUGUCUUACAAACCCGUAUGUGGUACCAAUAAGAAGACUUAUGCUAACCGCUGUGCUCUGGAUCUAGACACGUGUCUAACAAAUGGCACAGUGAUGCACGCACGUGAAGGAAGAUGUUGUAAGAGAACUUGACGUCCUCCUAUUUUCUCAACUCUUCUUUUACGCUUUUGUUAUGGCUCAUUCUUUUCAAACUUUAAGUUUAAGAGCUGCAAACUUUACCAAAAUAUUUUCUCAUUGUCCUAAUAUUUCUUGCAUUCAUUUCCCUGCUGUUACCUUUACUUCUCCUAGUCGUGGGUUGCGCUGAUAUCAAGUGCAACUUCUAUUCCACGUGCGUGGAGAGGCCUGACGGACAGGCAGCUUGUGUGUGCAAUGAACGAUGUGAUCUGAAAUUAGAUCUUGUCUGUGGAAGCAACGGUAAAACAUACAUCAACGAAUGUCUUCUUCGGGCGGACGCCUGCAAACAGCGAAAGAGCUUUGUUGUGUUGCAGAAAGGAGCUUGUAGUAAGUUGCGUGAGGCAUGCAUGUAAAGCAGAAUCUUUUCUAUUUCCCCAGCACCUUGAGAACGAUGUGAAGUCUUGAUCUUUUGUCACACUUUAGUAGAGCACUUCCUUUAUUUUUUGCGUUUGUUUCUUCACUCUGGUUACUUUUAACCGUACAGCUUUGUCGUUUACGAAGUAUUAAGGAUCUUUAGCAUACACAGUUUCACUCGUAAACUUUUUUUAUGCUGUUUGAUACUUCUUUCUUAUACGAAUAUAUUUUUAAAAACUUGGUUUUGCACUUCUACUCCAGUUACUUUCUUAAGUUUGGACUUUUCUUUCAAGAAGUGCUUCUUUCCUCUCCUUUGCUCGUUGGAACGUAAUGGACAGAAUACUGCUCCAUAAUAUGUACAAGAAAUAACGAUCUCUAUUUUCCUCUUUACUUCCUCUUCUUACCCAGCUCCUUGUGCUCUCCUGAAAUGUGACUUCUAUGCUGAGUGCAAAGCGCAGCUUGACGGCUCUCUGGAAUGUGUCUGUCCUAGACAGUGCCCGCUGUCUUUCGAUCCUGUGUGUGGUUCCAACAGACAGACUUAUCUUAAUAAGUGCACACUUCAAGUAGAAUCUUGUAGAACUCAAACUCGCAUCACUGUGGCCAGACGGGGACAGUGUGGUACGUAGUUACCAGCAUCUGGAAAUUUUGUUUUCCCAACUGGGAAAGAGUUUGUUUUCCUGGAGCAGAUCCAGCCUUUUUUUGAAGAAGGGUUUCACCACUAAGGAGUGACGUCACUGAAGUUUGACCUAACGAACAGACUGGCUUAUGCUCGAAAUUUCAUUGCCAAACUACCAUUUGUACAGGGUUUCACAUAAAUUCUUUAACCUUGUGUCAUGUUUUACUUCAACACUAUUAAACCACAUCUAAUUUUUAAAAUUUUCUUUUGCACAGUACUAGUAAUAUAAAAAAAACCCGGAAUUUAUUGGGGGGUGGGGAUGCACACCCCCUGCACCCCUCUCCUAGAUCCAUACUUGUGUGACAUUCAAGAGCACUCCUCUCUUUUGUGAAUAUGCCCUGAAACAGUAAUAUAGAAGCUUUUUUCCUUACUUAAACGCCCCUUUGCAUUUUUCUCGAUGUAUGAUAGAUGGCUUAAAGAAAAUCUAUCUCUCUUGCUUUUUUUACACUCGAGUCUUGAAAGUAAUUUCCUUUAGUUCGUUGCCACCCUACUUUUGUCCCCGUGUUUUAUCUAUGGUGUUAUACUUAGUUUACGUCGGUGGGAACUGUCCGCGUCCUGCUAGGAGGUCUGUACGAUCGCGAACCAAACGCGCAGUCGCCGAACAGUUCGUUUCCAAGUCUCUAACUCCCCGUAAGUUUUCUAUUUCUUUCCUAAUGGUCUGAAUUGGUCUUCUUGGUGUUUUCUGACUUUUAGUCUUUGCUUGAUUAGACUACAACCAUUUCCUACCAUUUCGUAAGGUUCUAUUCUUUUGUUUUCCUCUGCCAUUGUGUUUGGAGGUGUGAUGUUUCUCAAGGGUGACAAUAUGAUAGAACUGCAAAGGUAACCUUACUUGUUUUCUCCGGUAAUAUUUCUUAUAUGGCGUCCAAGAAACAAUAUUUGAUGUACUGUAGGUUCCAGUGGCUGAGGAAGAUCACUCUCCGAACAACACUGAACUCUGUUGUCUUCCAAGAAAAAAAAAAUUUAGGAAAAAAGCUAACUGUGAAGUUUAAUUUCGUGUCAUGUAUCCACGAUUUUACUAUUGAACAGGAGAAAAUAACGUUCUUUAGACAAUUUCAAUGAACGUUGAUCGAACCAAAGCGGUGGGAUUCCAAUUUCUGUUCAAGCUGGGAUGAACGUAAAGUUAUGGUGGAGAACAAGCUUCCAAAAAUGCCUAGAGGGCGGAACGAAUCGUCGUCGUAUUUUGCCAUUUGCUUCAGUAUGACGAUCGUGGCGAAUUUACUACAUUAAUAAUGUACCUGAAAAACUACGCGCGUUUGAUUUGCUUAAAAUAAGUGCAUUCUCAUGUAACAAUAGUGCAAAACUGUAACACGAAUGCACAUUACAGAUUGGACGCGCAAGCUUUCAAAUUUCUCUGAUAUUGUUUUAUAAACAUCAUUGACAAGUAAUAACAUGAUUUCUCAUGCAAUUUAGUGUUAUAAGCACUUAUAAAAUUUUCAAAGACUACAGAUUGCACUUGCACAAGAUUCGUGCAAUCUUGUUUUAUUUUAAAAAUUUAAUCGUGCUUAUUAACACCAAAUUGUAAGAGAAAUCAUGUUAAUGCCUAUAAUUAGUUUUUUUCAUGAAUUGUAGUGGAAGACGGCCCACUAGUUUGUAGGCGGAACUCCAAAAACAUGUGCUUUUCUCUUCCUUUUGAGAACAUUUGGACAACUUGGUGUCAUAUAUAUAUAUACAUACAUCCCUAUUUCAAAAACGUUGCAAAUUUUAAAAUAUUUAUUAAGUAUAUACAUUCCUUUCCUUUCAAAGAGACACUGACGAUGAAAGAAAAGAGAUGUAUACAUAUUUAAAAUAUAUUUCAAAGUUGCAACGUUUUUGAAACUCCCACCAGUUGAUUAAUUUGUUUAUUCUCAUCAAUUUUUUGCUAGAAUAUCUAUUGAGAUUGCGUAUACUUGCAUUAUAAUCACAAACGAGAGCGCAAGGCUUAAAUAUUGCUGCCACUUCUUGUUAGGUCAAUCGGUUGGCUUCAGAGGUGACGGUUACUUGGAAUACAGACCUUUGUCAGGUGUCAAAAAAGAAACAGACAUUGAAAUGGAAUUCCGACCAAUCAGUCGCACUGGUAUCAUACUGAAUAACCAAGACUCGGGUAGAGAUUUUAUCUUCAUCAUCUUGAAACGCGGGCGGGUGAUCUUCAGGUAUGUAAUCAAGGGAACGCUAUUAGUUUUACGUUUCCCAAGGGCCUAGGUUUUAUUGGCAGUCAACUUUUCUAAGAGCAGAGAAAAGAUCUGGAAUUGUGUAAGUACGCGCUGUGAAAUCACCCGUUUUAUUGCAAUUUAAUUUAAUAGUAGAAUUGUAUUAUUCACAAAACGGUGGACUUCCCGACCGUAUAAAUGUACCUCAGGCAGAGACGACGAGAAAACAACUUCGGACGAAAGUCAAUUAGUUCCCCCCCCCUCCUCUCCCCAAUCUCCGUAGGUGUCCUUAUGGUCGACCCUGAUGAAGGUGCUGAUUUAUACAGCUGACGUGUAACCUUCUGUCUCAUUUAAAUUUCAACUGAAGCAAACGCUUUCCGUCUUGCAGAUGAUAAUUUCCUUUUUGUAUUUUUAACGCGCAUUACGUGUCUAAAAAUUUUCUCAUAUCCUUCCAGUUAUAACCUGGGCAAAGGACCGGCUGUUAUCGUAAGCAGGCAAGUUGUGAACUUAAAUGCAUGGAACCAGCUGCGUGUGUACAGGAAAGGUAUUAAUGGCUACUUAGUGCUGAAUGGGGAACGUGUCGACGGUACCUCUCCUCCAGGCCUCAGCCAACUUGAUAUCAGACUAAAGAUGUACCUUGGAGGAAUCGUAACCAAACAAGGGAGGUAAGGAAAUGGCUGCGUCAAAAGCAAGAAUUUUCUUUGUGCUUUCCUAUGUUCAUCUGUGUUCUCGUAAGUCACCCCCCUACGAACUAGUAGGAUUACAGUAUAGUAUUCUAACAAAGAUAUUUUGGCUCGAUGUCCGUUUCUGAGCUACUGCCCACCUACCCCUCCCCUAGCCUGAUAACAGUUGACUGAGAACAAGUUAGGGUUAAUGUUGGGUUAGGGGGAGGGGUAGGUGCAAAGAUACUCACAUACUGACAUUGAUUCGAAAUUUUCAAACCGGUAAAAUAGUCAAUUUACCUGUUGAAUUUUUCAUGAAUGCCAGGUGACUUAAGGCAGUGAUUAAAAUGAAUGCAUGUGGAGAAUCUUAUCGCUUACCGCCUGAAAAGGAAAACACUUCUAGUAAUUCUUGUUUGUUCGAUGAAAAUAUGUUGACUGAUUUUGUUUGUUCGCUUGAUAGUUGUUUUCUUGUGACAUAGCGACCAGCGAGAGAUCAAGUUUUCCCGCCCUUCCGCCCACUUCCGUCACAGUCCGUUUUCUUUUUUAAUUGCUUAAUUAUUUGUUCUCUUGAAGUGUUAAUAAGGACCUUAACACUUUAACCCCCAAGAUCUGAUUGUUACUUCUCCCCUCUAGCUGCUACACAUAUCCUUGUAAAUUAGUUAAGAGAAUUUGGUGUAAGAUCAAAAUAACAACUUCUACAUGAUAAGUUUGAAUAUUCUCAUUUCCUGUUUGCUGGGUAAUGUAUGGAUAUUAUAGGGAGAAGUUACAUGCUGAUCACUUCUGGGAGUUAAAGGGUUAAGUAAACCCGACGGAGACGGCAACGAGGAAGUGGCCAAACAAAAGAUCUAAGGGACAGAAAAAUAGCGUAACAAGUGUGUUUUGAAGCCUCGUGCACUUCUAGGCCGUGCUCUGCACAAAAAAAACUUGAAAUCACAAAAAUUUGCUUGGCCAGAGAAUGGAAAUCCAAACGGCAAAUUAUUCAAGUUUUCAUUUGAAACUCAACGCUGCUCACAUGCAUUUUUCUGAAGUUGAGGUGUGCCGCUGUAAGAGACGGCAAACACAUCCAGCCAUUCGCAAGAUUCUAGAUAAAAGUACAAAUUCAUUUUUUCAUCGACAUUUUCUUCGGCGUUCAACAUGUCACUUCCGGGUUCAUGCCCCCCAACCGAGCCGGGCAAAGUUCAUAUUUUCAUAUUCUCCCACCCCCCACCCCCCCCUGCCUCUUGGAGCAUGGACCAUAGUGGAUUAAACUUGAGACAUCUUACUUCUGCGUUGUUUCAUAUACAGAUAAGGAAAAGUCGUUCGCUUUUACAAAAUUCUGAAAUCAAUAUUAUGUUUUGCAUUAGCACUGGACUACAAGGAGUAACAGCUGGCUUCUAUGGAUUGAUUAGAAAACUUACCAUCAAUGGUGAGUAUUAUAACUUGGUAUUAUCUGACCAAGGAACGGGCCAACCUUCGAGCGGUCUGAACACCGUCAACAUGAUAAGAGGCGCGGAAGACAUGUGCUUCAUGAGUCCGUGUGAACAUGGCGGCAUCUGUUCUAUUCUGGACAACCAAAUCAGGUGUGACUGCCCGAAAGGAUUUUUGGGUGAUCGUUGUCAACUGCGAGGUAUGUCUCAUCAACCUUUUCAUUCUCAAUAUUUGAAUGUAUCUUCUCCUUACUGUCUGCCAUACGUUUCCUUUGAUUUUAACCCUGGAAAUUUGGCGUUUAAUCAGUGGAUAUCCUGUGAGCGGUAUUUUAUUCUCAUCAGCUUUAUGCCUGAUAGUGAACUGAUAAUGUGAGGAGAAAUUACUCAUAAACCACCGGGUUUGAAAUAGUUAAAGGAAAUAUCCCCUGCUAGAGAAAAUCAUUGUUAGUUAUUUGGAAAUAUAUGGAAGACUUUGAGUGUUUUUACAAAAAAAUGGGAAGCAAACGUUAAGUGUGGAAAGUAUAGAAGUGAGUAUCGGCUAUUUGUGUAUUUGGUUGAAAGAUUUACUCUUCGAUAAAAAAAAAAAAAUACUCUUUUUCUCUUCGGGUCAAGGGGCCCGUUUCUCGAAAGUCCCGGUAACUUAACGGGCCCAAAGCCAUAUUAUGAAAUUUAAAUUUAAAGAUUAGAGAAGUAGGUUCUAGCUUUCUAACCAGCCCAUUUUGUUUCUUUAGCUGACAGUUUUAUUGCAUAAUUUUCAAAACUUUUGAAAAUCCCAUCUUGGAAGCAAGCAGAACAGUUUUCCGGGUCCUUUUAAUUACUGGAACCUUCGAGAAUCAGUCCCCAGGCCCCCUCAUUUGGAGCAACAUUUGCCUCACACUGCGAAAUGCACUUACUCUUCUCAACCACAAACAAAAGAAGGGAUUAUUUACUAGCUUUAUGAACUCAUACAAUUUUAUUCAGUGACAGCUUAACUCAAGCUUUUUUUCCGUUUAAACCCUUUUCUCUAUUUUGUGAUCGAUUUGAUCAGUUCGUAUGCAAUAGCUCUCCACUGUUUGUUUAUUUUCUCUCUUAUAUUAGUUUGCAUCUAUUAACAUAGCUUGUUUAUUUAUUAAGGCUAUCACUUUAUAAGUUCUGGGUGGACUUUGUUAUUGGAAUCCAUCCUUUUUUUACGUUUAAUUUACUCUGCUUUAAAUAAUUGUGGUAAUAGUUAUGCAUGGAUUAACUACCUUGGGUAAACACCUUAUCUUCCGCUUGACCUAUGCUAUUUUAGCCACCGGCUUUGGCACCUAUCAAUACAAAAUCAAACAGAAACUGUGUUUACUUAUCAUGCGAUAAAAUAAGAUAAAAAUCUCAAAUCUAAAAGAAAGCUCCCCUCUAAGUUGGAGUCUAUUAGCCUGCUUGAAAAUUGGUUUACAUUUCAAGUACCGUUCCAACCACAUGCUCUUGUUUUCAGUUCAAGAAUCCUCUACAGCAGAUCUUGAGUUGUUCUUUUUUCAUUGUUUUUUUCAGCUAAUGUGCCCUACUUCCGAGGCGGAGCUAUCACCAGUGCCUUCAUGGAAUGGCGUUGGAAUUUUAUGUUUUCGACGAGGGUAGACGUUUUCGGUGCUGUCUUCGGUAUUCGACCUGAGCAAAAUAAUGGCCUUAUCAUGUACUCUGGAUCUGCGAACGCUUUCAUUUCGUUAGCCAUGAUUGAUGGCGUGAUACAAUUCAGGUAUGGUUGAAGAGCGUUACUCGUUUUUUUAAUGGAAGGGUUGGGAAUGUAAAUCUUUGACAUGGGCAAGACCCAAAGGGUAAUAAAUAACCCGACUCACCAGACUUAACCGACUGACUCACUGACCGACUGAGUGUCUGUCUGGUCAAUAAAGGUGGUGAGUUUGUGAUGAAACUCUGGUGCUGCGUUGGUGGGGAGGGGGAGUAUAAACAGAUAAUUUGGUUUUAUCAACUAAGUUGAUUAUGUAAAUUGGUCUCAGUCGAUAGUUUCGAAAGCUGACUUUUCAAACGUUAGCCCUUCGUGGGAGCAUGUCUGCCUGCCUUUCAACUGGUUAACAGUUUGACUGAUUGACUUGUUGUCUGACUGACUGACUGACUGACUGCCUGUCUGACUGACUGACUGUCUGAUUGGUUGAAUAACUGACUGACCGAUUUCCUGACUGAGGGUUUGACUGACUUACUAACAAGUUGCCAAGUUUUACUUCUUGAUUUGCUCUCUUAACUAACCGACUAAAUGAUUUACUGUAUUGACAGAUUGGCUAACUGACCAACUCUCUGACUAAUUGAUUGACUAUCUUGACUGGUUGAUAGACUGUGUGGUUCAUCGUCGUAACUGACAAACCGAAUUGGUUACCGACUAAUCGUCUGACUGACUGACCGACCACCAACUGACUGAAUAAAUGACCAAUUUACUGAAUGGGUGGCUGACUUACCGUCCGACUAGCUGACUGACCGACCAAUCAACUGACCCACCAGUGGAAUAGCUUAUUUAUUCCGACAUUUAUUGACUGACUGACGGAUUGAUUGAUUGAUUAAUUUAUUAAGUUAUCUAUUUCCUGUUGAAAUAUAGGUUCAAACUAAGCCAAGGGGGAGGUUUCGCGAUAAUCGAGACGAAUUUCGCCCUACAACUGAACGUUUGGCACAAUAUCGAGGCGUAUAUUGAUAUCGUGGGCAGAAGCGAGGCCUUAGGGACUUUGAUAGUUAACGGCAUCAACAUCUUCACGCUCAGAGCAACAGGCGUCUCGACAAACCUAUAUUCCACUUUACUACAGGAAAGUGUGUAUAUUGGUGGAGGGUCUUCAGCUGUUACUACAAUCAUGUAAGUGACACUAGAGCGAUUUGGAAGAACAAACAGUCAUCCUUGGCUACUGCCCUGAGUUGGCGUAACCAGCUCGUUUCCAACAAUCACGAAAAGAAUAUUUACUACCUUAGUGGAUGUCUUUCGUUUGAAUAUUGUUCCCUAGAUUUACUAAAUUUAAGUUAUGACCACGCUUGAUAAGCUCGCGUUGUAGAGCGCUGGACUGCCGUGCAGGAGGUCGAGGGCUUGCACCUCGACCUCCUGCACGGCAGGACCAAAACCCAGGGUCUUAAAAUUACAGAGGAGAAUGUGCUGCCUUUGCUAUCACAUCUGGAAAUGACCAAACAUUCUAGUCUUCUUGGAUAAGGACGUUAGACCCUAGGUCCCGUCUUCUGCAUCUCCUCUGUACUGGUUAGCAGGGGACUUUAAAGAACCCACGCUCUUCUCUCAAAGAGUAGGGAACAUAGCUCCCGGUGUUGUGGCCAGGCCUUGUCAUUGUUUAGACAGGCCCCCAUUUAAACCAGCUUCGAGUAGAACUAGGCCAGUUUGUCUUAAUAUCGCAAACAAAUACAUACAUACGAACAUGAUUAGUACUAGUGGACAUCGAUACAACUUCCUGAUGAUGCAACAAUGACGUGCUCGCUCAAAAGGGGAGUAACUGAGUAUGAUUUUGUGUUCUUGGCAAACACUCGAUUGUAAAAACGUUGACACCUAAAAAGCAUGAUCCAUGAAAGAUGAGACCCAAUGGCAGUGAACUAUAAAAUCAGAUGGUCUAUUAAGUAAAUAUUUUUUUCCUUAUAACCUUCAACAACAAAUGUUUUCCUUUUUCUUUUAGUUUCCAAAGGACUAAGGUGAGAGCUGGUUUUAAAGGCUGCAUCCGGGACUUCGAAUCCGAAGACGAAAAUUUGCGCGAGAGACCGCUGGACAUAUCAGUUGAUUUUGCGAAAGGGGAAAACCAAAAUCCCGCUCGAUUAUUCGUCAAUGUAAUGAAGUGCGGAUGUAAAGACAAGCCCUGCCAAAAUGACGGAAUAUGCGCACAGAGAGAGAGGGACUUCCGUUGUGACUGCAAAUUAGGAUUUACCGGCCCACAUUGCGAAAUCAAAAGUAAGAUCUUCAGGGUACCUCUAUUUUGUUGUUGUUGUUGUUGUUGUUGUUUUUUUUUUUUUCCGUUAUCCCCUUGCGGGAAAUCUUCGACAUCUCUCGGUAUAGUCAAUUUAAGGUAAGGUCAGCCGUAAUUUCUUACUAACCGUGGCUGAGGGCCGUACUGGGAAAUAUUGGACCGAGGUCGUGGUAGUGCGAACCGAGUGCUCCAAGGGGGCCACAACAUAAAAACCGAGGAUCGACUCUUUGGGGGGUGUCUUUGCAAAGAAUAAGCACACUUGCAGGUUUCCUUUUCGAAGCUUUAGUUGUAAGUAUUGAAUUUGCCGGCUUUUGAGAACAAAAAUUUACGGCUUAUGACCGUUUCAACGGUCUGUGCGGUGAAAUCCCGACCGAGAAAGAAACAAUCAGAACAAUCGGAUUUAACCCAAGACUCCCUUGCCAUAUAGUAAACGGGAUUAAUGUUGUUUUCUAUCUUGUUAGGUUGCGGUAGAAAUGUCAAGUUUGACGUAGGAUUCGCAAUAGAUGGCUCAAAUUCAAUCGACGACAACGAAUACCGUCAGACCAAAGAUUUUGUCAAAGAUGUCAUCAAGGCUUUUUCCAUCGCCGAGGAUGGAACCCAUGUGGCUUUGCUGCAGUACGCGACUAAAGGAAUUAUCAAAUUGUACUUUGACGACGAUUAUUUCAAUCCAAAAGAACUUCUAGAUGAGGUGGAACAAAUAGAGAAUACCAAUGGUGGCUCGACUAAUAUCGGAAAGGGUCUGUCGAAGACGUUGGAGAUGUUCUCUCCCGGAAAUGGAAUGAGAGGCGAUGAUGUAAGUAUUAGAUUUAUCAACAAUUCUACGGUCUCGUCAGUCCAUUACACAGAAAAAAAAUUAAAUGAUGAUGGACAGUCUUAAAGGAAGUAAUAAUUCCGUUUCUGAAAAUAACUUUAGUGGAAUGAACAGUUCCCGAUAUUUCUUUUUAUCUUAUUUUUUUCCUUGCAAAUUUAUGGCAACGUUAUGUAUUUUCGCUUGAGAUCAGGAAAGCUGCAGAGAGUACGAAAGUUGACCGAAACAGACAAAACUUGCAAACAAAUGUUGUAAAAAUUUACAAUAGGUGUAUACUUUUAGUAAGUAGGAAGACGCAGAAAUCCAUUGGUUAGUGCUCUGGCUUGGGUAAGCGGAGGGCUGGGUCGAACCCCUGGCUGGGACCCAGGGGGCUGUCUAUGGACUAUCAUUCCGAGCACCAUUUUUUUGGCGGUGCAUGUUCAGAUAAGAUUACUAUAACACUUGUUCCACGCUUUCAGUUGUAAAACGGAGCGAGAUAAAUGCGGCAGAGUGUACAAACGAGGGACGGACCAAAACCUUCAUAAUUUUUUUUUUUCGCUCCUCUGUAACGACGAGCCGUUUACAUUCGUGCUCCGUUUAACUUCCUGAACGCCUGAACAAGUUAGUUGGUACUUUGCUCAACUUGCGAUAGACAAACAACCCAUCCAGGGAGGGGAGACUGGAGGAACACGAUACCCCUAAUCACUUUAUUCCGCUGAAGCCGGGAUGAGCUCCUGUGGUACGUCUGGCUACUUUACUUCGCAAUCUUUAACCUAUGAUGAAUUAUUUCCUUUUUCUCAGGUGAAAAAGCUGUUUAUAUUUUUCACGGACGGCAAAAAUACAAACCCUGGGGAGGAUUUAAGUGUAUACUCGAACCAAAUCAAGAACAUCCCGGGGAUGACGUCGAUUGCCGUUGGAGUGGGGAAUGCAGUAAGUCGCGGCGAACUGCAGACAAUCGCUUCCAGUCCGAACGAGGUUUUCGAAAUAGAGGAAUUCGAGGAGCUGAAACUGCUCAUAGACAAACUGAGUCCCAGGGAGUGCAAGGAAGAUGAUUUUCCAUAACGUCCAACGGUAUAAGGUGAGGUGACACGGGGUUUUGCUUAGGGUGCAGGGUGAAUGUGAUCCCACCCUCUUGCGUCCCUUCUGGUUUGAUAAAUGUUGGAGCAGUUAUGGCACUUUGGUGAGAGCGCUGUCCUCCUUGUAAAUGAAGACAAUAUGUAUCGCGUUAGACCCUUAAUGCACAUAUUAAAAUAUUAUUCUCGGGCACUCCGCCCCUACUAAAAACACUCUCAACGACCUCAGGGUGAUAGGAAUGGAAGGGAAGGGAGCGGGAAUGACAGAACUAUGGAAGAACUUCUAGAAUGCUGACAAAGUCUUGGAGGGUGAAAAACAGGUGUUCCUCGUUUUACAGUUCACAUGCCUUUUUUUUCUCACUCUUAAGAAAUGUUAAAAAAAAUACAAUGCGGUAUCUUUGCACAAAAAAAAAAUAGUGUGGCAGCAGUAACGCGACGACUGUUGUGACCCUUGUCACGUAAUGUCUAAAAUGAAUUUUCAGUCAUCGUGAUCGGCUUAGAAUUCCAUGAUCAUACUGAAAUGCAAACUUUACAGACAAAAUAUAACUUAGCUCAUCGAGAAGACCUAAUAGAGAUGAAUACAUUUUAAUUGCUAAAUUAUACCUUUAUAUUUUUUUUUUCAGCAUUACUAAGAUACUGCUAUCUUUUUGUUUUGCAGGCCAAAUGUUUCCCUUCUUAAAAUAGAAAAUUGCUCCAUUGCUAUCACCCAAAUAGAAGAUUGGGUUUUUUUUUUUAAAAAGAAAAGCUAUGCUACAACUAUAUUCUAAGCUUAGUACGUUAAAGCUUGUAGAAAUGAACGUAUUUUAAUUAUUUGAUUUAGGAAAAAGUUACUUUUUUAUACUUGUAAGCAACACAUACUCAAAGAGAAACCAAUUGGGAUAGAUGCAACUUACAUACAUAAUUUUAGUUUAGCGUUAGUUUCAGCUGUUCUGAAUUGUGUAACUACUAAGUCUCGAAUGUUUGAAACAAUAAAACAGGGCAAAU
This is a messenger RNA of Pocillopora meandrina, 96727 nucleotides long. Lineage: Eukaryota; Metazoa; Cnidaria; Anthozoa; Scleractinia; Pocilloporidae. The record is from the annotation of a GenBank genome assembly.